Podarcis lilfordi (Lilford's wall lizard) is the source of this 91949-nucleotide messenger RNA. The record is from the annotation of a GenBank genome assembly. NCBI's taxonomy places the organism in Eukaryota, Metazoa, Chordata, Lepidosauria, Squamata, Lacertidae.
AUGAAGGGACCUGACCGGAGUGGCCUCGCUGCUGAGGUAGACCCCUUGCCCAUCUGUGCCAAACGGCAGCUUCCCCGGAUAGUGGCACGUCUUCUGAAUGUGGGGCGGCUGGAAGGGGAUGGGGCUAGGUGGCCUUAAAAAACCCCAAGAACAACAAAUCUGCUUUUGUCUGAAAGGCCAAAAGUUCAAGAGCUGCAGAGUUUCCCCAGCAUCGUUAUCUGUUUUAUUUCCGCCUGUCGGGAAGCUAUUAGAGGAAAAUGUGCCCGAAGGCAAGGUACUGAUCCUGAGUGUGGCAGGUGACUCCUAGUAGGGAGAGUAUUGGUUUUCAGGAACUACCUCUUUGGUGCUUUAGUGAAAGUUCCUGCUUUGGCACUUUCGUUGAUCUUGCCCAUUCAUUCCUCAUCCAGCUGUGCUGAUUAAAGCAGAAUUGUUUGAAACUCAGAUCUCGAAAGUAUGUGUGAUAGUUCUCUGUAAAGUGUCCAGAAUGCAAUCCUAAUUCCUCAUGGUUGAUUUAUUCAGCCCCUCUGCCUGCUAAAAACCCUGGCAAAUAUAUUAAAGCAAAUGUAAUGUUAACAAAAUUCACUCACUCUUACUGAAGAAUCUUUGUGUUCAUUUGUUCAACUGAAUUAGUGCCCUGCAUUUCUCUAAAUGCUGGGAAUUCAAUCCAGAUGCUGUUAGUUGUGCUAAAAUUCUGUUGAAAUCAGUGGUGAUGAAGUGAGUCACAACUAACUUCUCUCAUUGAUUUCAGUGGGACAAUAGAUCUAGGCCUACAAGUUGGAUAUAAUUGAUAAACUAGUCAGCUAAAGUUUUAAUUGCCUGUUAACAGAGGAAUCUUAGCUUAUUCUUAGUUCUGCCAUGAAUUUACUAUGUUGUCUUUGGCUCAAGACACUCAGUUUCUCGAUCUAUAAAAUGGGAGUACUGCCUGCUAUUGUUCCUAUCUAAGCACACCACUUGUAUUUUUACAGAAUUGGUAAAAUGGGAUCAAAUAUUAUAUGUGUAAGCCCAUCUUGGUUUCUAUUUAUCCACUACCCUCUAGCUUUAGCAUGAUCUCUGGAAACUGGCUUUUAUAUAUAUUGAUACUACUACAUGGUAAGAACUCUUAGAGUAAAUGCAUCAGUUCAGUAAAUCACUAUUUAAAAAAAAUAAAUACUCUUUUAGCAUCCAUUAGAGCAAUUUAUCGGUUUUGUUCUAGUUAUAAGCAGUAUGUUAUUGAAGUAUAUCUUCUAUGAUAUUGAUAUCAGAACAGAGAAAUCUUGUAUUUGUUAACCCCUAAGGAAUCCCAGUAUGCUCAAUAGACUAAGUAACUGGGCAUAGGAUUGCAUCUUUAAAUAACAAAACAGAUGCAUCGUGCUUGAAUAUUUUUGUCUGUCAGCCCAGACGUCUUUCGUUCAACAUUACAUUGGUGAGGAGUCAUGAUAUCAGAACAUUCUGUUCCAAUGCCUAGACUAUAUUCCUGUACACUCAUUUUGAGCACCUGACCAGUUGGGUGUGUUCAAGUGUGUCUAGCCAUUUGACGUAACUCGUUAAAUUCAGACCAUUUUGGUUCAAACUAGCCUUGUAACUUUUAAGUCUGGGCACAUUCCUGUCUUCUUGAUUAAGGUUCACCAGUAGAGUCCUGGUUGCUUUAUCAUAGCACUGUUAGCGGCUGCUGUGGAAAAGGCAAAUUCCAUGUUAAGGAUAAUUGGGAAAGGAGUUGAAAAUAAAACUGCCAAUAUGUCAUUAAACAAAUCUACGGUGUGGCUGCGCUUGAGAGUACUGGGUACCGUUCUGGUUGCCUCACCUUAAAAAUGGGUAUUGUAGAGUUAGAUGGAGUGGCUUCCCAGUUAGGAAAGGUUACAGCAUUUGGGACUAUUUUUGUUUAGACAGAAAUGUCAGUAAGAGCUGACACGAUGGAAAUUAUACAUGGCAUGGAGAAAGUGAUUAGAGAAAAACCUUUCUCCCUCUCUCAUAACACUAGGGCUCGGACAUUUAGAGAAGCUGAACGUGUGAGGAUUCUGGACAUACAAACUUGCUCACACAGCACAGAGUUUAACUAUGGAAUUUGUGCUCACAAGUGGCAGUGUUGACCACUGACUUGUAUGCCUUUAAAAGAAGAUUAGACAAAUUCAUGUAGGAUAAGUCUAUCAGUGCCUACAAAUGAUGUUGGCCAUGUUCUGGUGUGUUGGAGAGUCAGUAUGUUUCUGAACACCAGUUGCUGGAAACCACAGGAGGGAAGAACGUUGCACACAGGUUCCUUCUUGCAGGUUCCCCAUAGGCACCUGGUUGGCCUCUGUGAGAAGCGAAUGCUGGACCAGAUCACCUGUUGGCCUGAUCCACCAGGCUCUUCUUGUUUUCUAGCGUUCACUGCUGCCAUUCAAAUCAAGGUGUCCAUCAACAUUCCAAUCACUUUUGUGCCAGCCUAAAUUCACCUAAAUUAAAGUUACCAUGUUAUGAAGCAUAACAGAUGCAUUCACUUCCAGUUACCACACCUGCCACUUCCUCUGCAUGCUUCCUUAUCCAACUGAAUGAAUGUAUUUGCAAGUUAUGGGAACAAUGUUAUCAGCAGAAUAAAUUGUAGUACGUGAAUUGGGUGUUUGCCUAAUGCAGCAUUAGAAGUGUGUAUGGGAUAACUCCGAUAGUUGUUACUAGGCUCCUUAGCAUUUUCAAGUAUUUUGUUGGUACUUCUUGCACUGGCAAGAUUAGGCUAACACAAUGCUGUCAGUUGCCUUGGGGUUAAAAAUUAUUAACCUUUGGCCCUCUUGCCCUGUGAUGUUGAGCGUCUGCAUUCUGGAAUUUUUUACGGGAAUUUUUUUUCUUUAAACCAUGAUAUAUGUGAAAGGACUCUGGUUUAUUACUGUUCUCAAAGAAUCUCUGCUUUGUAAAAAUGUUGACAUUUUUGUUUUAUGGUUACCCAGUGCAUCAAGUUUUCUCUUCUCAUUUUAAAGGCCCAGAAAUAAUUUUGAUUCUAUUUUGACCUUUUAAAUGUAAAACUUGAUAAAGCCCCAGUUGAGAGUGGCUAGAACUGCGUGAUGAAUCCAGCCGACGGUAUUUUUCAGAUACAAUGUCAGAUGUGAGCAGUGCUUUGUUUUUUCCUGGUGGAAUGCAGAGUAAUGGAACCUUUGACACUUGACACCACAGAGAUGCCAGAUGAUUCACAGGUGGGCAACAACCUGUCAGAAUGGCCCACAGAGAUGGAUGGAAGUAAGGAUCCAACCCACUUGCCAGAAAAAGGUCCCUCACCCCUGCUCUUGCAUUACUAACUAGAAAUUUAGAGUAGGACUGGCCCUAAAAUAUAUUAUUUCUCACAAUGGGACAAGACCUCUGUGUUCAGACUAUUCUUGUUUACCUCUGUGAAUCUUAUAAAAUUAUGUGUGCCAAGACUAAAAACCAGUGUACUGCAAGUAAAAAGAAACAAAACAAAGGAGGGUGUAUAGACACAUUGAGGUCUGGAAACUGAUGACAUCUUUUACAAACAUUUAACUGUCCCACUUGGGGUGCUAGCUGGAUCCAGGCACCGGCCAUAUAGCAAGCUGUUUUUGCUUCCUAUUGGUCCUAUGCAAGUGCACUAAUUGCAUUUCUCAGAAUUGUUUUAGGAGAGACUUAUUCCUUUGAAAGGGUCUAUGAAAAUGCAUAGAUGGUUAUAAGUGUGAAUUUCCUUUCAGGUUGUCCAUAGUCUUGUAGGCAUUUGGUUUCACAGGUGCACACCCCGUAAACACAAACCAAGUGACUGUAAGCUGAUGGAGAGAUAACCCAUUGAAUCUGACAUUCAUGGCAUGUGACAUUCUUUAUGAUGUGGCUUUUUAAUCAAGAUUGGACUAUGGCCAAUAUGCUGCUAGCAGACAUUCUUGGUUCACUGCUACAAAUUUAUUCGCCAUGCUCAUUCUGGCAAGUAUUCCGCCCCUUUCUGGAGAGCAUAGGAUGAUGAGCCCCGUCUCUUCUUCUGAACUUGGGGUUUAAGAAUGCAAGUUAGGUGAACGUUUCUGACCUUGCACUGUGAUUCAGAAGUGCUCUGAGUAACUCAAAAACUUAACACACUGCAUGAGAAGCCUCUACUCGUGAACCUAAGGUACACAUGAGAAGAAAGAUCCUGUACCGGUUUUUACAAUUUUCACAAGUCCUAAAAAUCACUACUUUUAUCUUUGUUUGUUUUUUCCUUUAUUGAUUUAAAAUAAAUACAUUUAUGGAAAAACAAACAAACAAACAUAUAAUCAAUCAAACAAUAGAAAAAUCAAUCAAACAAACAACCACAAUAUAAGGAACAACAAAAUUAGUAUAGCUAACAUCCUUUAUACUCCCGAGACUGAAAACAAUUAUAAAAGAGAAAAGAAUUAAAAAUGACUUCCAAUUAAUCUCACUAUACUUUAUUUGUCAAUUACUUUAUACCGCACAGUUAUAUAUUUCUUAUAUAGGUACACUUGAGAAGAAAGAUCCUGUGCCGGUUUUUACAAUUUGCACAAGUCUUAAAAAUCACUACUUUUAUGAAUGAGGGAAAUGUGCUACAAAUUCUUGGAUUCCCCACUUGUCUAUUCAUAUGAGUAGUGUUCUAAUAAUUAACUAGAGUACUUGCAGUUAUAUAUGAAAAUGCUUGGGACCUGAUUCUGCAAAUUGAGGGUGUUAUUUGCAAAGAACUAUGAUGUGACUGAUUGCAUAUUUUUAGAUGCCAGGCAAGAAUGUUCCUCUUCAGCCUGGAUAGCUCAGUUGGUUAGAGUGUGGUGCUGAUAAUGCCAAGGUUGCAGGUUCGAUCCCCAUAUAGGAUAGCUUCAUAAUCCUGUAUUGCAGGGGGUUGGACUAGAUGAUCCUCAGGUCCCUUCCAACUCUACAAUUCUAUGAUGCAGCCAUGGUUUUGACCUGAAAAAUGUUUUAGCAUACACACAGUGUCUUGCAGUCCCAUGCAUGCAACAAAAACCUGAAGGUCUUGCUGAGCUGUUUUCGGUUUGACAGUUUACAAAUUGGAGAAAUUGGGAAAAUGCUGGAAUCCAAAUUAAUCUUUCAGAAAGUGGGACGUGAAAAAUUUCAGACUCUCUAAAACUGAAAAGAGGAAGGUAUUUGAAGAAGUUGUGGUAUUCGUAGUAACUGAAGAACCCGCUCCUGAUAUUUCAUUUCUUGGCAAAGACCAUUAUGAGGAAUAUGAGAGGGAAAAUAUAGAACACCGUAACAGGUAAUUAUGCAAUAAGCAACCCAAAGAGGAAGUUAGUUCCUAGCCCAAGUUAGUUAGUGGCUUGCUUGCUUGCAUAACAAGGCAUAAGGAUCAGCAGACCUAUAAAGGCCAGUAUUCCAACUGCCUUCAUAUAGUGUUCAUAUGAGAAAUACAACAAUCUUACAGUUGCUCAUUGCCCCAGAAUGCCUUCCCAGUAACUGAGUUGAGUUGAGUUAUAAGUGUUUUCGAAGGUUACAUCUAUGCCAGAUCAUGUAGUUUAAUCAUGUGCCUAUAUUGCCUGUAUUAAGAAAUAACUAACAUACCAGUCCUUUUUUUGUUCUGCCUUUUUCUUUUUCUUUUUUUACUGCUUUCUUCAUUCUUUGUGCAACACCUUCUGAUUUACUGCUUGUAGGCUCUCUCUCCCAAUAAAAUUAUUCGAACACCUAAGUAGCAAUAGUGUACUGGGAUCUUUUUCCAUUGGAGAAGCCUGUGGGGGUUUUCCCCUGCAAAUGAUAAUUAAUUAACUAGCCCCACACCCUACUAUGUGUUGGGGAAAAAAAUCUGGGUUUUGUUGUUUUUGCUUUGAGCCAUGAUCUAGCUAAGGUUAGUCACAACCGAAUCUCCAUCAGUUUGUUUUGCAGCUUUGAGCUAGAAGCUCUUCUACAGCAGAAGCUGAAAUUGUCCUGCUAUUGUCUGAAUUAGGUUAAACCAUCUGUGAAACCUUUUUAACUUACAAGCAUUUCAGCAGAAUGUCACUUGUAUUUCCUAAGGCAGUGAAGUCGCCACUGAAACUCAUCAAAAGCAGAAUAAUUCACGUUAGUUAAGAGAGUGGGCUUUGAAUGGAGGGAAGCCAGAGUAGAUCAAAUUCUUCUGGAGCCUAUGACCUGAUGAUGCAGGAGAAGAUGGAACUGAGUUGGACAGGCUGAACAAUUGGGGUAGUGUUGCAUAGGAUUAGGGCAAGGCAGAGGUUAACAGCAAGCUAAUCUACCUAAUAAGGGGUAAUAAUACCACAGGUGUAGUAGAAAACAUGAGGACAGGGAAUACAUUCAGCGUAUCUUGUUUGAACAAGGGAGAAGAAUGACAUGGAUAUACACUUCAAGGAACUUAAGGCACAAUAAGGCCUUUUAAAAAGCAGGAGGGUGAAAUGGAAGCAAACUCCACCCAGAUUGAAAUGGCAUAUCCUGACUGUCUGCUUUUCUUGCAUCUGGUAAUAAAGCACGCGCACCUCCCUGUCCCUUGUUGUUGUUUCUAAUAUUUAUACCUUGCCUUUCUUUUUUUAAUGUUCAGUAUGGCUAACUAUCAAAUAAGCACAAAGAACAACCAGACAUAAGGAAGUAACCAGAAAUAACCCUUAUUUUUAAAUUUAAAAACGAAAGGAGGACAGACAAAAUGGUCACGGGGCUGGAGCAACCACCCCACAAGAAAAGGUUUGAUUUUUCUUAAGUUUACAAAAAAGGUCAUGGUAGAGGUAUAGAAAAUUACGCAAAUCCAUGGAGGCUAAAACUAUCGAUGGCCACUGGUCAUGAUAAACCAAUUAAUUUAGAGCUUAUUUUUGUGCUCCCUUCUUGCCAGAAGGACCCCGAAGUCAUCUUACAAUGGUUAAUGUAAAUAAGAAAUUAAAGGAACACCUGAAGGCAACAAACUGAAGACACAAAAAAAUCCCAAUAACAUCAUUUUAAAAAGCAACAGUUAAAAGCCAAAUAUAAUCUAUCCUGCCUAAAGGUAAAAUUCACCCCUGCCCACCCCACUCAAAAUAUCAAAGAGAUACAGUAUUGGUCUCAAGUAGAGGGAUGGGGCAGAGCAGGUCAAAGAGCACGACCUUUGAUUGUUCAAACAUAACCUCCCCCCUGCAGCAACAUUACCUCCAGGGAGAGAGAGGGGUAAUGUUUCUUGAUAAGAGAAGGAGAUGGUUAUUACACUCCUUUCCUGCAUGCAUGCUUCCCUAGAUUGUCUCUGUGGGACAGUGUUCAAAACUCCCAUUGCUCAAGGUGCACUUUGCGACAAGAAGUUUCAUUAGCGCGAGCAGUUUCUGAGCUCUGGGCGCAGUGCUGUACAUAAGACGUCAGAUUAAAACUGCAGAGUGGAAGGAAAGGAGGACCUUUUUCUACCUCCCCACUUCCAGCCACUCUCCGAAGACUGGAGAAGAGACCCUCUUAAGAAGAUUAGGGGGGGCAGGCAGGGGAAGGACCAGACCAUGUGAAAAAUGAACAUAACAUUUUCAUUCAUUAUCAGCUUUCUAUUCUUGUUAUUAAAAAAGGGCACCUAGCCAUUCCAUUGUUGCACCCAUAACCUAGGUUUAAGGUGCCAUUUAGCUCCUGGCUUUCAUAUCUCUGUUUCUAACAACUGCUGUGGGGAAACAAUAUGCUGAACUACGUAUACCUCUAGUUUGAUCUAAUAGGACUGUUCUUACGCAGCUUGAUCAUCAGGAUUCCAAGGAAAUGCAUGCUGGUACAUUGCUCCUCUGGCAGGGUAGCAGAAGGCAAAUUCCAGAGAACCAAUCUCCCUGUUUCUGCUGUUGUACGUUAGGUUUGUGUUCAGCCCCCACCCCGCCAAUCCCGUAAAACAAAUGCUAGAAUUUCUGUCCCUCACUCCCUGAAGCACAUGUUCUUACCGGUUGAGCCUAGUAUAUUAUGUAUACAGGUAUUCAAAUACUUUUCCACUUCACAAACAGUUGCUUAUCUUGUUUGGGCAUAACUCGUGUAUUUAGUUAACGUUAACAGUUGGGCUGUUGACGUCUUUCGUUUUACAACCUGAAUCUCUCUGUGGAUGCAGAAUGCAGGUGUUGAGAGACAGAAAUUCUGGAGCUUAACUUCUUGCCAUUGUGCAAAGAAGAAGAAGAAGAAGUCUUUAAAGUGGUGUUCAAAUGCCACAAGAAAUGUAUUAUUCUUAUUCUUAUUCUUAUAUGGUUGUUUUAUUGUAUUGUAUUUAUUGUAUUUAAAAAAUGUAAUGGUUAUCUCUGUUUAGCUUUGGUACACGUAGAAGAAAAGUUGUUAAUUGCAGGAUAUCCGCUUUCUGGCAGUGAUUUGUGUGACCAUAGCUGUUGCAAGAAUUUAUUGGCACUCUUGUGCAAAUCGGUGCUGAGAAAUAUCAGUAGCAACUGCAAGGAGAUGGCUCAGCUGUUCCUCUGUUCAGCUGCCUCCUUGGGACUGCUCAGGCCACUACAUGUGAAACAGUUCAGAGAAGUCUGAACUAGGCUUGUGGCAGUGGUAGAGAAUGUUCGACACAUUGGCCUAAUUAGGCUUAUGGCGAAGUUAGCAUAGGACCUACACUUCUCUGGGUGAAUACCAUCGGAUAAAAUAGUGGCAAGUCGGCUCAUCUUGCUGAGGGAUCCAAGCUCUGUAUAACUUCUUUGGCCUUGCUGAUGUGGUCCAAAGGAAAGCAGAGCAAUAUGUUUGGCACCAGCUUGGCUGCAGGAGUCUCCAGAAGGAGAUGUACAAGGCACCACCCAACCAUCCUGGGGACUCCACUCCGGAAUUCUGUAGGGUUUAUACUCCUUAGCCUUUCCAAAGUUAUCCCACAAAGCAGCAGAGGUUUAGGAUCAGAGUUUUCCUUCUCGUAGAUGGGCUACCUUCCCAGUUUAAUGAGCCCCAUCUGCCCCUCACUUCCCUCUGCAGCACAUGCAGAAACUGCCUUCUUCCCUGUUGGGCCUGCUAUUGGUCUAGUCUGCUCAAUCCACCAGAGCCUAUCUUCCCAUGCAGGGCAAGACCCUAACUCACUGAGGGUUUGAGACCUAUCAGCUACUCUCACCUGGUUUAGCUGGCCAGUCAAAGCUGUUUUCUGGGGUGUGGUCGCUGUUGCAUGCUGACAGCUUCUUGGAGGCACAGGUGAGAACUGAGUGCAGGGUGGGGACCAAAGGUGGACAAACUAUCCCAGAAGGAGCAUGAUGUUUCGUCCCCCCACCAGAGGUACUACCCAAUAAACCUGAGGCUUCAGACUGCUGACUUGUAAUUUUACACUGUAUUGUCGCUGCUGAGUAUUUUGUUUUGCGGGGGUGUUAUGUUCAAAGAUUAAGAUGACUUACACACACAAAAGCCCUAAUAGUCAAUUACUGACUUAUAGCAACCACAAUAACAGACCUGCUUUUCUCUAGAGAUCAUGUUCAGCUCUUGAUUGUUUAUGUUCUUUACAGUUGGUUCCUAUUAUGGCCAUUUUUUUUACUUAAUUGUUAAAGGUAUUUGCUUUCCUCUUCAAAUAUUUGCGUCUGGGAAUUAAGGCUUUGAUAUCAGAUUUAUCUGAUUAACUUGUUGUCCAACAAAACAAAUCUGGAAAUCGUUAACAUAUUUAUGCUCUCUAGUCCAACUACAUUGAAGUAGUAAUGAUUAAAUUCUUUAGGAGUGUGUCUGGUGGAGUUUUAUUUUUUAAAAAACAACAACUUUGAUCUUACAUUUCUUAGUCUCAAGAGCAUUUUUUUUAUCUUCACAUCUAUUCAAAUGUGAGUUGUAUUUGGUCUAGCAGCCAGGUGACAGGAUAAUAUCAAAACCCUGAACAGAGAGCAGGGAUGAAUCUGAUAUGGAAAAAUGUUUGAUACUAUCAAGACGUACCAUGACAGUGGGUCACCAAGUCAAGUCCCUAUGCUAGAAUUGUGAAAAUUCAACAUUCUGAUGCAUUUAGUUAUUGAAAUCCUAUCACACCUGUUGACAUGAAUGUCCUUAAGGCAGUUUACAACAGUCAGUGUAAAGCAGUCAAAGACUGCAAAAUAUAAUAAUAGCAGGAAACCACUGAGACAAAAAAAGAAGCAGAUUGAAACAGUGGCUAGAACCCAAUAAAAUACACCUAAGUACAAUUAAUGGCAGGGACCCAGGUGGCGCCGUGGUCUAAACCACUGAGCCUAGGGCUUGCCGAUCGGAAGGUCGGCAGUUCGAAUCCCACAACGGGGUGAGCUCCCGUUGCUCGGUCCCAGCUCCUGCCAACCUAGCAGUUCGAAAGCACGUCAAAGUGCAAUUAGAUAAAUAGGUACCAGAAGCGGCUUAGUCAUGCUGGCCACAUGGCCCGGAAAAACUGUCUGCGGACAAACGUCGGCUCCCUCGGCCAGUAAAGCGAGAUGAGCGCCGCAACCCCAGAGUCGUUCACGACUGGACUUAACUGUCAGGGGUCCUUUACCUUUUUACAAUUAAUGGCAUAGGAACACAGCUCCAUGUUGGAUGAUUUGUGUGAACUGGCCAUUACUUUGCAUAGCUCACACUGCAUUUGUGUGUGCUCCUUCUGUGAAUUCUUUAUGAGAUGCUCCCUCUCUUUAGAUAUUUGGUUGCUUUGGACUGAUAGGGCCAUCCUUGGGUUGUGUGGCCCUGGUUUGAAUUCCAUCAUCCUAGAAGAAUUCUGCAGCAGUGCAUUUGGAGUAUGUUGCAGCACAGGAAGGAAGGAAGGAAGCAAAUAUAAGCUGAAAUUUCUAUUCCUCACACCUGUUUAUAAAAAUGCCUGGAGUGUGCUGCUGCUGCUGGCCUUCUGUUCUCUUAAUAGCUCAGUGCAUGUUUAUUAGGCACAUGACCCAUUUCAGAGAGUUUUUUCCUUUCCUUUUAGAAGUCACAUGUAUUUCCUUAUAGAAGCACAUUUUAUUUAACAGUAUUUCCUUGUAGGAGAUAAAUUGGGCAUAGUAGCACCAAAAGCUGUGAGUUGCCUGUGUGACAUCUUGCACAAGCCUAGUGCUUUUUUUACCAGUUCCUGUCUAGAAACCCCAAUGAAGCAAGUGUUUUAAUUUAGGACACUGUGCUUCUAAGUACAGUGGUACCUUGGUUUAUAACCAUAAUCCAUUCCAGAGGUCCGUUUGUAAACCAAAACACGUUGUAACCCAAGGUGCGCUUUCGCCAAUGGGGCCUCCUUAAAAAAUUUGUUCGUAAUCCAAAAAAAAAGUGGAUUGUAAUCCAAAAAAAGGUGGCAAACUGGGACACGCACUUGCGGGUUUGACAUGUUUGUAAUCCAAAACGUAUGCAAACCAAGACGUACGCAAACCAAGGUACCACUGUAUUGUAUGGAACAGCAUAGAAAGUGGGUAAAUGAAAUGCUGUACAAAUGAAAGAAAUUUGUCCUUUUCAAUUCCUGUAUUCUCAUCUAAAGCAAUGGUUAAUUUUCAGGGCUGAUUUCUAACUUGGAUUCUUGACUGCAUUCCAGCUUGUGUUAGAAGCAGUAAUGGCAGCAGAAUGCAUCAAGAACUGUUGCAGUGCAUGUUUGUAUGUUGAGAAAGAAAAGCAUGAUGGUGAGUUCCAUUAAAUUUUGCAUGUUUUUUGACACUGGCGUGGGUAUAUUGGCAGCUGUCUUACAAUCGUUUUGAUCACCAGAAAUGCUAUGUUCUAUUUAGAGCACCAGCCUUUCAAAAUUUCAUUUAUACUCUAUUUUUCAGGUUGUAUUAGUAGGGUGAAAUGUUUAAAUAUCCUGUUGACAUUGUAAGGCAAUUGGGUGAUAGCCAACAUUGCAGGAAUGGAAGACGAGCUCAUGCAAUAUAUAUUUCCUCCUCCUCCUUCAACACUGCAACCCCCCCCCCAAUCCCUCUAACGUAUUUCUCUUGAAGCGAUUUAUCAGUUUUGUGGAAUGAAUUGUACUAGCUGCAUUAGAAGGAGGAAAAUUACCUUUGAGUGGUACUGGGGGUUUCAGGGAAGAAGACUAGAGAGGGAAAUGUUCAGUGUGCAAGAUUGUCUUGCAUUGGCAGUGUUGGGCAUCACUCACUGUUUGCAUAUUUGUCAUUGAAGAUUGCAUUUAAGUUGUCAUUUGUUGACUAAUUACUUUGUCAUAACUGCAGAAUUUAAGGAGUUUCUCUCUUCCAUUCUGUAGCAGAGCACAUUUUGUAAAUGUGUACAAGUGUGAGGGGUAUGGGAGGGAGGGAGGAAGAGAGAGAGAGAGAGAGAGAGAGAGAGAGACUUGAAUAGACACGGGGUAACAACCCGGAUUAUUAACAUUUACAGUGGUGCCCCGCAAGACGAAUGCCUCGCAAGACGGAAAAACCGCUAGACGAAAGGGUUUUCCGUUUUGGAGUUGCUUCGCAGGACAAAUUCCCCUAUGGGCUUGCUUCGCAAGACGAAAAUGUCUUGCGCGUCUUGAGAUUUUUUUUCCGCUCCCCCCCUUUAUCUAAUCUGCUAAGCCUUUAAUAGCCUUUAAUAGCCUUUUAGCAGCUAAUCCCCUAAGCCUUUAAGCCUUUAAUAGCCGCUAAACCGCUAAUAGCGCUAAUAGCGCUAAUCCGUCAAUGGGCUUGCUUUGCAAGACGAAAAAACCGCUAGACGAAGACUCUCGCGGAACGGAUUAAUUUCGUCUUGCGAGGCACCACUGUAUUAUUAAUACAUGUAAUAAUUUUAUUUAUUAGUUGCUUUUUGCAAAAAUAAAAUAAAAAUGAAACUCAAAGCAACUUACAAAUGAAUGAGCAUUAAAAGCAAGGAUAAAACAUCCUCAGUUCCACAAGUAAUAUAUAUACAUACACACAUACAUACAGAUCCAACGCCACCUCACCUUGCUAAAAGAUAAGCAGAUCCAGAUCUUGGCAACCAAAAACAGAUAGAUGAUGCCAGGGGUUGCCUCCAUAGGAAGGAUAUUCAAUAAAUGUGGAGCCACCACUGAGAAGGCCUGUUCUCUUGUUGCCAUUCUCCGCACAUCUCUCUGAGAGGGCACACAGAGAAGGGCCUCAGAUGAAGAACAAAGGGUCUGGGUUAGUCCAUGUGGGGAGAGGUGGCCCUUGAUGUAUUGUGACCCUGACCACAUAAAUCAAAACCAGCACUUGGAACUGGGUCUGGAAACUAAUCACUAGCCUGUGCAGAUGGGCCAGGAUUCUGCACCAGCUGCAAUUUCCAAGCCCUCUUCAAAGACAGCCCCAUGUAGAACACAUGUGUAGAUGGUGAAGGUUACAAUUUAAAUUUUGCAUUUGUGAUGUUGAGUUUAAUGGACAGCUUGCUUCUCAAUAAUCACCUUCUAAACCUUCUCCGAAGCAGUUGUGUGAACCGUGAAAAGGAUUGAUUUACAGCACUUUAGAACCACUGCAAAUCUUCCUGAGAUAGAUAUACUUACUGCCUGCUGCUCCCUCUCUGGGGAUGCAGUUUAACAGGAUAGAAAAACCUAUUUGCCUCUGAUCCUGUUAAAAACACAAAAGAUCAUUUCAGACUGUUCAUUCAAGGCUUGAAUGUGCUUCUCAUGCUUUUUUAUGUUAAAUUACAGCUUCUCUGGAGAAGGAGUCUGAAGUUACAGCCAAAUAUAGAUCAAAUGUUGUAGAGAAGCCUCCCUUGUCUUCUGUGUUGGUGAAACCUCAGGUUGGCUGUUCGGAGGAUUAUCUUCUCUCCAAGCUCCCACCAGGUGGCAAGGAUGUGCCCUUUGUGGUUCCUCAGUUCAAGCUUGCCUACAUUCAGCCCAGGAACCUUGGCAAUCCACACAUUGGAGGAAUUCAAGGUAAAGCACUGGAAGAAAACAGAACAGACUUAAAAGCAGCUUGUUUAUGCAAUUGUAGUUUCAGAGGCACUUGGUUGAGUUGAGCUGCCUGCAUCCGCAAUGCAUGCCAACUUGUUUAAUACCCACAGUGUUUCAGGCCACUGUGUGUCUUUGGGAAAAUUCUACACGACAUGCAGCUCUUAGGAUGAAAAACCUGCUCUUAGGACCCUCCUUCUGUUUGUAUAACCAUUCACACCAAAAUGAAAGCCCCUGGCUUUUGCCAAGAAUGUUUUUAGCCUCUUUGGCUUCUGAUUCAAUCAGAGUUUGGCAUUAGUCAUUCCCUACAACCCCUUCAAAUAAUUAGACCUGUGUUUUUCAGGCCAUCAUUUGUGUUCCAACUGUUUUUAUUUCCACUACCUAAUCUGGGUUGGAAGGUAGAGCCAAGGUCUUGUUUCAUGCAGAUAUGGUUCCCAUGACAAUGUAUUCUUUUGUGUGGUGGAUUUUGUGUGUGUGUGUUUAUGUGUGUUUUGGAAGCUCCUUCUCGCCCGUCCCCCCUCCUUGAGACCUUUGAGUGAGGAAAUAGUAUCCUGUUGUGAAGUACGUGCACCUCAAGGACUCUCAGGCCAGGGAGUGUUCUGCAAGUCAGGUGGUUUAUCAGGCAAUGCAUUCUUGAUUUUAGGAUCUGCAAAACAACUCAAAUAUGUUGCCGUGCCGAAAAAGUUAGUCCUUACCUGUUUGUAGCUAAAAGUCUUAAAGUAAAAAAGUAGAUCAUGCAGAAUUAAGGCUAAGACUGUCAAAAAAUAUAUUCUGUGCCUGCUGAUUUAAAACACACAAAAUUAUUGGGAUCUUCCCCUUUUCUGCAGGGUUUUUCUGGAACAGAUACAGAUUUUACAAUCACAUUGAUGAAUUUCAUUCUUCAAAAGUGUUCUUUCGUAGUUUUAGUAGUAGUAGUAGUAGUAGUAGUAGAAGAAGAAUUUUAUUAUUUGUUUGCCCCAGCCACUCUGAGCAACUUCCAACAAAUACGAAAACAUCAAACAUUAAAAAUUUCCCUCUGGAAAAGGUGGCUUGUAUGCUAGUAUUUUACUCAACGGUGAAUUGCUUGCAUUGCCCAUAGCCCAGAGGCAGAUAGCUGUCACAUUUCUUUUUCUUUAUUCAUUUGGAUUUUAACGCAAGAUCCUGCCCAUUCCUCUAGGCAGUAUCAGAAGUGAAGAAAGAGCAUCACAGAAAUCGUGCAAUCGACCUAAAAGUGCUCCUGUUGUAUAGGAAUAUUAGGAUAAUGAAGCCUGACUGCCACCCAGUCAUUGGUGCUGUGUCUCCUCUUUUCAACUUUGUCUGCUCAGGAUACAUACCCUGGCUUCAAUCCUAUAUGCCUUUUCUUGAGAGAAAGACCCACUGAGCUCAGUGGGAUUUGCUUCUGAGUAGACGUGCAUAGGGUCAGGCUGCCUCUGUUUACUUAGUGAUGCUAAUACUGAGUGAAGAUCACUUGCCCAUAUAGGUAUUUGGUGUGAUUAGCAUCACAUUUAAAGGGCACUUGAUGCAUAUGUGUAUUUGCAAUGCGCAGGCAGCAUUGUCAGCAUUGGCCUUGGCGGAAGCACUUCUGAUGUGCACUCUUUGAUGUGAUGUCGGAUAUACCUACAUGGUUACGUGCUUUUCAUGUCGCAGCAGUGUAUCUAGAACACCCCUUUGACUGCACACUUUUCUUGGACACAAACCAGCUCUUCUCUGUGUUCUGCAUGACACUGAGCAUACCAUACUCUUGGCACAAAUUAAGUGUCUAGUAGCAGCUCCAAGUAAAGCACUAGGAUACGCAAGGUAAUUUUUAAUGCUUUGCCAAUGUCAAUAACCAUGCAAAGUAAUGCACCUCCCUUCUCUAUAUUUGUUUUCAGCUUUUUAUGAAUGUAAUAUCCCUUGGUAUCAAUACUCAAUUAAAAGUAUUUGGGUCCUGGAAAACCUUUUAUAACUUUACAGGAUUUCCCAACUCAGCCACUGACCUUUGCACAGGCAUGCAACCUAGGAAGAGGAAACAUGUGUUUUUUGACUCUGUAGACUGACCCGCUGAUAUGUUACGCAACACUUAGGUGAAAUGCUGACUUGCCUAAUAAUGUAACUCAUGCCUUGCAGGUUCUGCUAUAGCACAUUUUGGUGACCGGAAAGCAGAUGUUUCCAACACAUACCAGCAAAGACCUCUUGUUGAUGUGGUGUAUAAUCCAUUCUACAUGUACCAGCAGCCUUCUCUCUCUCCAGAUUCGACUCAGUACUGCCCAGAAAAAUCUAACAAAAGAAAACUAUACGGGUCAGGUAAAUAAUAAACUAGUGGCAAUACUAUUCAUCCCACCACUGCCUCUUCAUUAUCUGCAACUGAAAUAAAUAAGUGACCUGGACAGCAGCAUUGUAAAGACCCUUUACAGCCAUGAACUCAGUGGUUUUUGGGAGCACACCACUGUUUCAUGUGUUUGAGGACUUGCAGCCAGCUCCUCUGAGGCCUAGGGCAAGUCUGCCUAGCUGCCCCUCACCUUGCAUGGGCCUGUCAGUAUUCCAAAUGCCCAGGUUCUCACCCUGAGCUAUAAACACUAAGUGCCCUACCACCCAUCAGGCCCAAGUACUGCACCCUCUGCACAUUCAGAAACAAACAAAGGGAGACAAUGAGAGACAGAGAAAAAAUCUCCAAUGUUGAGCAGCACUCGUUCAUUUAGUCAAUGGGCCAGGUGUUUGAAACUGGUCACAGCUGCUUUGAAUUCCCCACCCACAAAUGCCCAGGUCAGCACAGCUGCUAGCAAACAUCAAAUGGUUUAGUUGCCCUGGUCCCCUGUACCUUGUCACCAGGCAGCAAUCAGACAGUGUAUACAACACAGUUAUUCUUUGUGUGGACACAAGUUAGUGGAGAACUGUUGGGAGCUGGCAAGAAAACUCCUGCAGGAAAGUUGUGCAGCUUCCCUUCUUUUUAAUGGGGCUGGCACAGUAAAAUACCUACCUUAUAAAAAAUCACAAGUUAUUCUGAGUUGUCACUGACGCAGAACUGUCUGAAUGAGACUAGUUUUUUUACCUACAGAUGCUUAGGGUGAGAUACUAGGAUCUUACUUUUGAAUCUACUAUCUAUGUAUUUAAUUGUUUUGAAUAAUACAAUCUCUGCCCCAGUUGUGUGCAGCUUGUACAGGCUCCUAUAUUGUUCCUGAGAUUUAAACAAAGGGUCUCUCUUCGUUUCUUUUCAGUUUGUGACUUAAGGAGCUCCACAUUGCCAGCCUCGUCUUCUCUAAGUCACUCUAUGUUUGACCUUACAAGUCCACCCCACCGAUUUAUGCAGGUAAUAAAUUCUUUUCAUAACUUAAAGGCUGCACCCACCAAGAAGCAAGCUUUCCUCUCCUACAUUGUUAACCUUAUUCUUUGGGUGCUUCCAAUGGCUGACUCAGUUAUGUUAGAAAUUAUCUCAUCCUUUUUCAGAGUCCUACUUCACUGGAUUCAAAUGCAUUUUGUUUGUGAAAAUUUGUGGCUGUGUUAGCAAAAGUAUGGAAAGUGAUUGGCAAAGCACUUUGCAUCUAAUUUCAGUGCAUAACUGGACAUUAUUGCCCUUAGAAGUCAUUGUAACGUGCAUUGAAAAAAGGAGACAUUUAUAGUCAUAAUACCCAUAGUAGUGUACACCGGGAACAAUUCCAGAAUGCCUAAAUGGAGUAUAUAUGGGCCACACCACUUGCUGGGUGGCAGGUAGUAGUUAAAAUAUGAUUGAGGGGGAAAUCAGGAGUGAGUUUAAGACUAUCCAGUGUUCACUGUCUUAAAUGCAUUUGCAAGUCCCUCUGGAAUUUUUCUUGUUAGGCCAAUCUGUAACUACUUUUGUGAUGCAUGAAAUUAGUGAAGGCGCUAGAGAUGUUCUCCUCAACCUUCAAUGGGUUUCACAUGCCCUUUCAAGAGGUGCUCACAAACUGUUGUCAGUGCAUUUGGAGAAUCAUAGAAUUGUAAAAUUGAAAAGGAACCCCAAGGGUCAUCCAGACCAACUCCCUGCAAUGCAUGGGGAUAAAGCAACUUUGGCUUAAACUCUGACUAAACAGCAUUUACAGUUUGGCUCAGCUUCCAAGUUACACCUUCCAAGUUGUGGCAGCAACAUGAUAUGAAAUUGGAUAAAUAUGCACGAUACUGUCAUAUGCUACAGUCCAGUUGUAGGGUUUUGCUACUUUAGUCCCAUUUACUUCAAUGGGAUUUAAGAAGCACCAGUGUGGGCUAGAUUGUGGCCAAAUUCCAGUUUUUCUUGCUUUGCAAUAGCAUUUCAGGUUGGAGGGAAGAGCCAGUGUCUUCCAUAGUAGCUCCUUUUCUAUUGACAAGCUGUGUGAGUUUGUAUAGGUGGUCUUGUAUCUCUGGUUGUUGUUGUUGUUUUCUCGUUGACUGAUCAGGUACAUUUUUGUUUUUUUGACAGAGGUACGAUUCAGUCUCCAGUGUUCCAAGCAGCACUUCAUCCAGGAAGGACUCGCACGGUAGUAACAGGAGUCUAGGUAAUAAACACUGUUUGUUCAUCUUCUUUCAAAUCUGAAAGUAAAUCUGAGGCUUAGACAUGACAUCAAGCAUAUGGACAAUUUGUCCAUAUGCAAAUACAAGUCAUGUGUUGCUUAUGGAAGUAUUUCCCGAAAACACACCUGUGUCUGAUCUGUAAAAAUGCAAGCUCAGAGCUAAUCAUCCAGUUACUUCUUUCUGGGGAGAAGCUUGUGAGCUUGAGAACAUGGAGCUUUUCCAUGCGCAAGUGUGUCAGAGACACGAGCCAUUAUAGUUUAUAUAUUACGGUUUUACAGAUCUUUCAGGAACAACUAAGGUUGUGCCUCUCUGACUGAAACUUGCAGAUUUGUUCCGCUUCAGCCUUGUUAUUCCUACCAAUUAUUAGUACUGUAGCUCAGCUACAAUGACUUCAGUGCUCCAGAGCAUAAGGAUUUGCAGUUCCAAAGAAGGAUACAGCACAGCCAGUGUGUGGGAAAGUCUUUUGCAGAAAGCCAUUUGCAAUCUGUUUAAGAACAAAGCUCUGAAGGACAAUAUCGUCUCAUCGGAAUAACACCUGUGUCAGUAUUGCCCAGCCAGGAAAUGGAGAAAAGCACUGCCAGCGAGCUCAUGGCUUGCUCAUGGUAAGCCAUUAAGCAAUGACUGGCUGUAUAUUGAGCCACACUGCAGGUACAGUUUAGUCAGAGCUCAAGCCCGAGUUGCUCUAUCCUCAUGAAUGUAAGUUCUAGUUCAAAUAUGUAGAAAUAGAAUGUCUACUUGCUCUGUUUAAUCGAUACAUGAGGGAGGGACAGGACGAAAGCUUACAUAUUUGAAUCCUUCUCCAUGUAAUUGGAAAGCUAACAUGUCCAAGUGGAGGGGUUUUGACAUGACACUGCACACAGAUGGAGCCUUUUCAUGGAAGCACUCGAAUAUGGAGGUCCCUACAUGCAGCCUGAAUUGGUACAAACCAGAAUGGACUGUACCAUGUGCUUUUUCUGAAUGUUUGAUUCUGGUCCAUGGAGAGUCUGUUCCUAGAGAGGUUCAUUUAGUUGGAAGCCCACAGUAAAGGCAAUGGCUGUAAGCUGAGUAGUCAGGAUCUGUUGUAAGCAGGGAGCUGGGUAUUGGGCAAAUAUGAGAUGACUGAUUGGAAUACAACAUGGUUAAGAAAAUACAACAGAUUUUCAGGAUGUAGUAGGUCAGGUCAUUGUUGCCAACGUGAUAAAUCAGGCAAGCAGUCAUCUUGGAAUCAAGUUGAAGUGCUAUCCCAUCUAAUUAGAAAAGGAUAAGUGCAGUUGCCUUGGCUUUUGUUUUAUUAUCACCUUGUUAUUCUGUUUGGACAGCCACCUGGUGCAGGUAUCCAGCUCAGGAAUACAUCUGUCCUGAGAUUGCCCUUUUUAUAAGGCACUUUUAAGGGAACUUACCUUGCUGUGUGAUCAAAACAUGGCUUCCAACUUGUGCCUUACUAGGGCGAAGAAUUUAAUGAAAUUAAAUCACACUUAAAUGAAAUUAGUUGUAUGUGGCGUGUGACAGACAGGAAGAUAACUACCCCAUAAAUGAAGGAGAAACAUGAAAGCUCCUUCAGGAUCAGAAUGUACAACAUUACCAAGUUACAGCUGCUAUUUUCAGGCAAAGGUUCUGUGCCUUUUGGCAAAACUUUUAUGGGGGUGGAUAUACAACAGUGAAAAGGUUCACCUGUUUUGUCCUAUUAGUAUAGAUGUUCACUACAGAGCUCUCCAAGAGGAAAAAGUUGCAACCUUAUGUAAUUUGUUAAUAUAGUUUCAAGAAGCCUCCAACAAUGCAUUUUUACUUGGGAUUAACUUACAAAUAGUUGAAACAGCAGUAGAAACAUUUGCAGCACUUCAAUGCACAACUGCUAUAUUUCCCCGUGGGUCAUACAUCCAUGAAUCCUGACGAUAACAGGAGCGUGAUGAAUUAUAAAUGGAAAUAAAUAGUGAGGCUGCUCUUUUACAACAAUAACAUUGCUGAUAAUCCUGGUUCACCAAUUUGAACAGUGCUUUGCAGUCUUUGAGAACAAGUCCUAAAUGAGUUCUUGGCUUUAUCCACAGAUACCAUUACGUUAUCAGGGGAUGAGCGAGAAUUUGGCAGGCUUAAUGUGAAGGUGUGCUACGUUCCUCACGUCGAACAGAUCUGGAUCACAAUCUUGAAAGUAAGUGAGCCUAGCAAGACCUCGAGAACUGAGUUCACAGUUAGUCUCACAGUUACUCUUCUUUCUGUCCGUGGCUGUCGGGCCAGCAUACCACACUGUGAUACAAUAUGAAAGGACACUUUCUAUUGUAGACCAGUAAAAGGAGUUCAUCAGUUGUUGUUUAACAUUAUUCUUUCGCAAGACCCUGAGGAAAUGGAGUCUCUUUUGGGCCUUUCUGACUACCUGAGUUACGUCGAUUUUCCAAGUGAGGUUCUCACUAAGGUAAACUCCCAGGAAUUUAAAGGAGGAGACUCUCUCCACACAGCCCCCCCCCAUAUACAACGGGGCAGGUUCCCCUCUCUUCCUCCGGAAGUCCAACACCAUCUCCUUUGUCUUACUAAUACUUAGGUGCAAGUUAUUCUCUGUAGAUAAUUUUUGAACCUCCCCCCUAUACACUGUUUCAUCUCCGCCUGCAAUUGGGCCCAUUAUGGUAGUAUCAUCUGCAAACUUAAUAAUUACUGUAGAUGAUAAGAAAUGGAAUUACCUUAUACCGAGUCAAUCAUUGGUCCUUCUACCUCACAAAUGUCUACUAUGACUAGCACCUGCUCUGUGAUAUCCUUGUAACAGGAGAUGUGAGGGUCUGAAUCUGGGCGCGUGUGCAUACAAAGCUUCGUCUCGACAACACCAUGUGUGUUAUUUGGAGAGGAAAUGUUGUUUGGAGGGAGGGGGUUUCCUACUGGUUUAAGCUAACAAAUAUUCUGUGGUGAUUUUUAUGUUGUGUCAAUCUGUUAAUCUAAUGUUGACCAGCUCGGUGUUGGGGUGAGGCUUGCAUGCUAACAAGCAUCUUGGAGGGAGACCCAUUGCAAAAUGGUUUCUCCGCCCCCCAGCUAGUGCUCUCUAAAUCUGCAAAAGUUUGCCUGAGAUUCUGUGAGGUUGGAGAACCACAUUCUUAUAGGGAGAGGGUUGAAAAUAGCAGUACCUACAAAUAAGGCAGGAAUGUUAAAGCAAGCAAAUAAACCAGACAAGCAGUUUGGUUGCCAGUAGGAUAAAAGCCGUUUUCUAUUUCCAAAAUUGCAGUGCAAAGAUCUGUGCUGGUCAUCUAGCCUUGGAGAAAAUCCCCACAUUUCCAUCAAAGGAACUAUUACACUGCCCAAGCCAGUGCAAUUCAGAUGCUCACCAAAGGAAGCUUCCAGUGUAAGUGACACUUUAAAAAAAUCUUGAUUCCCCCCCCCCCAUCCCCAUAUGUGAAUCACUGUUUUCAAGAACUGCUAGAGAUCCCCCCACUGAAUCUUACAGGCCAAUAGCCCUAGUCAGUCAAGAUGAAGGAAUCCUGUCUGCUGGUCUUGUGCAGAGGCUAAAUUGUUUUAUCACUUAAUUAUAUCCAUAGAGACCAAACCAGCUUUAUGCCAGGGUGUCAUGUAAGGAACUAUUCAGUGGCUACUAAACCUUGUAAAUUUUUGCAAACACUUGGGGACCCCUGUUGUCCUCUCUCUGGGCAUUUUCAGCGCUUUCAAUAGUUUUAAGUUUCAUGCUCUCUCUGUGUUAGAAAAGCUGCAAAAUGGAGAAGGGAUUUUGCACCUGGUAACAUGGCUCUAUUCUAGUUCAAAAGCGGUAAUUAGAGUUGAUACCUUUGAUUACUCACCAGUUGCUCUGGAUAGGAUGGGUGGUGCCCCUUAUUGCUUCCCUUGUUCACAGUGGCAGAGUCUGGACCAAGCCUGACAUUAAAAGGCACACAUAGACUCUUCACUGAUCUUAUAACGUUAUCUGACCUAGAGAGAGGUCCGCAGGAGCAGGAGUUAGAGUCUUUUAAGAGCGUAGCAGGACUAGAAGUCAAUUACACCGAUUUGAGAGCCAUGUGCUUCAGUUUAACAUGAGAAAAUGAGUGUUUGCUGGUCCAUAGGGCUGAGCUUACCUUAAAGGAGGCUACUUUUAAAUAUGAGUGUUGGUGACUCUAAAGAUAUUGCACAACUUAAGAGGCAAAAUAAAGGCCCAUUGCUGAACCAUCCCACCAGUGUAACAACUUUGCUGUCCAUUCAGUGCAGUAGAACGGUCUGUGUGCCUCAUUGCUUAUGGCAUUUGCCGUCAUGUGGAUAACUUGGGCAGCAAUGUGAUUUUGGGAGGAUUACAAACUCUUACUGGUAGAGUCUCUAUGCCUCUAACAGCUGCAUUAAAAAAUUUAAACCUCCUUCCAUCUCUGAAUCCCUAUAGCAGAGUAAGUUUUGCCUACUGAUUUCUGCCUGUUAUGCAGCUGUUAAAGGCACAGAAGCCCUGCCAGGGAAAAAAUUGACAACCCUAUGUUUUUCCAGAGUUCUGUUUUUCUAGGGUCCCUCCCCUUGUGCAUUAAAACAUACCAUGCAGCAUGUUGCUGUGAUCUUUUUGUUUUGCUUGAGCUUAAGCCAGGGACAAGUGUCAACACCUAUCACUUCAAUUACAUCUAUCUGUCACAGUCAGAAUCUGGGGGAAAUUACACAGUUGUGUGCAUUUAGGUUUUUGAUUUGGGCUUCGUUUUCAGAGGCUUCCUGUGAAGUCUUGAGACCUUCUCAGAACUGUUAAUAGCUGCUUGAUCAGUCCUGGCAUGAGCCUUAUGUCCAUACUCUUUCCCCUUCAGUUCUCCACGUGUAAACAAUGACAUUCCAAAAAGCAUCAGGCUUUGUUCUCUGGGGAACUUUCCACCCCAUGAGUUCAUCACAGCAGAUGUAGCAUUAUCCAUUAUCCAGGCAGUUCUAUAGGACCAGCCCACGCUUUAAGAUUGACAUCUGAACUCCUGCUUCCUAUCAUGUUGUUACAUGAGAUUAUGCAACCAGUGGAGAUCUGACAGGUUCCCUCUUUUUUGUUCUGUUCAUAAGAAUCUUUAUUAAUUUCUGCAGUCUGCUGCUUUUAUGGAAGCUUAUGGAUCGUUUCUCCUUAAUUUUUUGGUCCUGCCUUUGGUCCUGCUAGUUUUAAAAGGGUGCUUCCCCACUGCUUUUGGAUGACUGCUAAUGUACAAAUAGCACCAGAGAUGAGAAUCUAGGUGUUACAAUCAACUGGAAAGCUCCUAUUGUUUAUUUCUAAACUGCCAUCCGCUUUAAUAAAGCGCUAUAGUGCUGCUGGUGUGUUUGCUGUUAGGAUUAGGUUCACCGUUUUGAUUGCUCCAUUAUAUAAUUAUUAUCCUUUCCUUGUAGGAAAUUGAAUUCAUGGAAACAUUUGUAUUUGCCAUCAAACUGCAACUUCUGCAGACUGCGAGGCUUGUCUUCAAAGUACAAGCUCAGAUUCCUAGGAAGAAAACUAUCGGGGAAUGUGUUUUGCCGCUGCGAGAGCUCAGCUCACAAGAAACAGACAACUGGCUGGCAGUAGCACCUCCUUCCAAAGCUUCAGUAAGUUACUGUGUUCUAAGGAGCAUUGGAAGUCAUCUGGAAUGAACAUUGCUUAGGGCACAUCUGAGUACUGACUAGGAUUCUGAAACUGAUCCUUUAUCAUCAUUUUAAAAGCAACUGCAUUGAUCCUGAAAAUACAACAAACAAAUUGCUGUUUACUUCUUGUGCCUUCUACUAAGUUAUUCCUUGAUAACUAUCAACAUGAUAACCUGAAUGAAGAACCCCCUGGCUAUGUUAACUGCACUUUAAUAAUAGGUUCUGCAUUCUGAGGUUGGAUCACAGAAAAAGACUCUGCCCUUCCUUGAUGCAAGAUGGGUAAUCCUAGAUAACUUGGAAUGUAAGAAAACUAAGGGCUUGUCCACACUUCUGCUUGUCCUGUGUUGUUAAUAAUAAUAAUAAUAAUAAUAAUUUAUUACUUAUACCCUGUCCAUCUGACCGGGCCUCCCCAGCCACUCUGGGUGGCUCCCAACAGAAUAUUAAAAACACAAUAAAACUGCCUUCAGAUGUCUUCUAAAAGUCAGGUAGUUGUUUAUUUCCUUGACAUCUGAUGGGAGGGCAUUCCACAGCGCAGGUGCCACUACCAAGAAGGCCCUCUGCCUGGUUCCCUGUAACCUCACGUCUAACCAUGAGUCCGGGCAGUUUUGUCUUUGCCCUGCUGCUUUCCUGCAGGAAAAAAACACUCUUUAGCACUAACUCAGAACAAACAUAAAUCUGGGGAAAACACAGUUGAUGUUUUCUCUGAUUCAGCAGUAAACAGUGGGAUUUCCCCAGGGGAAAGCAGUUGGGGAAGCGUGGAUGAACACUAAAUUAUUGGUUCCCUGUAGUAUACAGCUGUUGCAUCUCAUGCAAUACACCUAAGCACAAUUCAGUAAAAUUAAUUUAUAUUCUAUUCUGAAAAAUCUAUGAACGUCAUAGAAUAUCACAACCUUGAAAUACAACUGCUCUUUGGCUGAUGGGUAACAAUCAGGUGUUCUGAAAACAUUUAAUUCUUCAUGAAAUAAUGAUUUUUAAAUGGAUUUUGGUUCUUAGUAGUUCUCUGUCCUGGUAAUCAGCUCUUCCUUUCCUCCCUGAGAUUGUGUGCUCUGAAGCAAAACUUGAUUUAGGGAGAAAACCUCCAUAAUCUGUAGCCAACAACAACUGGUUGCUAAGAGUUCUGAGGAAAACAUUGUGAAUCUUUGGCUAAUUUAUGGUGUAUGCUGAAUCUGAAACUGUUACAGCUGCGAUUGACAGAGGCAAUAAACCUUUUCUUUAACUGUACUUGGGCAUGCUUAUGACACAGAAAAAUAGGGAUUAGAUAGGCAGAUGUAUUCAACCUACCAGGUGGUGGGUGGAUUUUAAUUAUGGAGCCUUGCUACUAUAGAGUUUUACACAAAGGAGUCAUAUUGUGGCCUCACGUAUUAAGCUUUGGUGGGACAGGUUCCAAAGAACCAUGAAAUUAAUUUUGUGAGUCCAGUGGAAUUGCUUUUCUUCUAACAACAGCCUGUGGGAGUGGAGGUGGGAAUCCUGCUGUCUAAAGAAAAUAGAUUCCACAUUGCUGGUGCAAGCUUCUUUCCAUGAGCUUAUGUGGCUGUUUGGAUUCUGGCUUAGAAAUUCUAACACAUUUGGCAGGGUUGUGACAUUUCAACCCAGAAUGUGCACGAGCCUACCGGUCCAACACUCCCAAGUAAGCUGGCAUUCCUCGUAUGCGUCAUAACAGAAAGUAAUUCAUAACAUCUGAUCUCUUCACUUAUAAUAUAGACCUUCUGUUUCAGAGCUGUACAACUUGGCUCAGAGUUAAAUGGAAUAUGACUUUGCAUUCUUAUUUUCCGUCCAGGUCUCCCCUGCAGAAAUGAAAAUAGGCACCUGUUUUCAAGCAGUAAACAGUAGGAUCCAGUUGCAAAUUUUUGAAGCCCAGAACCUCCCAAGCUCCACCACACCACUGUCUUCAAGUAAGUAUUGCAAUGAUUUUAUAUGUCCUUUUCUAGAAUACUUUGGCAGCGUAGACAAGCAGUUUGAUUGCCAAUAGUAUAUAGAUCAGCCAUUGUCAGUAUUUGACAUAAAGUCACCGGUGGAGUGCUAGCUAAAUUUUACUUCCGUUAUAUAUAUAUCUGUUCCAGUAGAUAUUCUACUGUCUGUGUUUGGUAUGCAAAGCAAGCAACAUGUUUGUUUUAAUUCUGUAAUAUAAGAGUAGUAUUUAUACAGUACUCUGAUAUGUAUGGAGAGGUGCUCUGCCCUGUGUAUGAAAAUAUGAGUAAUAAGGGAAGCAACUAUACUAUUCUUGCAACCCCUCUCUUGCUCUUUUAUUAUAAAUAAUCUAAUUCAUAGGUUCUGCUACACUCUCUGGUGCAAGUCUGAUCAAAUGCUAAAGGUUUAAGAUGUCCUAAAUUUUAGUUGCACCAGUUCAGUUCUAUGGGAGAAAACAGGCAGGCAGGACUGCUGAGGAUAAGGGGAAGUCCCUCCUUUAGAAAACUGUGACUGUGAAGAAUAUUUUAGUCCCUAUUCCAGUGAUGAUGAUGAUGUUGUUGUUGUUGUUAUCAUCAUUAUUAUUUAUUUUACCUGCCUGCCUGCUAUCUCUUACUGCCAUUUUCUUCCAUGCUAGAUUAUUUUGUAAAGGCUGCCAUGCUUAGCACUGAAGGGCUGGUUGAUAAGAAAAAGACCCGGCUACUGAAAUCCACAAAUGGUCGAGUGAAGUGGGGAGAAACUAUGAUUUUUCCAGUGAGCAACAAUGAACAUGGGAUAAACUUCCUCAUCAGACUAUACAGCAGGAGCUCAGUGAGAAGAAAACACCUUCUGGGACAGGUUGGUUUAUUUGUGUGUGUGUGUGCGCACACACACACACACACACACACACACACACACACUAUUAAGCUGGAAAUUAACAUGAGUCUGAAGUUUUAGAAGUUGGUUAGGUCACAUCUCUGCUUUGGCGCUAUGCUUUUUAAAAACAAAAAAAUUCCUUCUGCUUAUCAAAUCUUGUGAAUUUCAGCUUCAAGCUUCUUCCUGUGAAGUGCUAGUUAGUUAGCUCAACUUGAGACUAGAUCUGGGAUCCUAAACUCAAAAUCCAAAUGGAAUGGACUUUGGCUUUGAGUCCUGGGGGACCUGCUCCUUGCCUUGCAGGCCUUUUCCCACUUGGCCAGAGGGUGCAGGGCCCUGACUGACUCCAGCUACAGAAGCUGAGGAGGCCAGAGACCAUAUUGUCUGUCUCUUAGUACAUACCCAAGUCAUGGACCCUCAGCCACUGCCUGCCAUGGACCACCAUUGGCUGGAUUGGCAGCAACAGCUGCAGAUAUGUUCUAUAAGCAUAGAAGACAUCUGAAGGCAGUCCAGUAUAGGGAAGCCUUUUUAAAGUUUAAUGAUUUUAUAUGUUGGGCAACCCAAUCAGAUGGGUGGGAUGCAAAUUGUUGUUGUUGUUUCUUAAUUAUUCUCUUGUUAAUUAUGCUGUUUUAAAUAUGCAUUUUAUCUCUGCCUUCCUUUAAUAAUGUUUUAUUUUGAAACGUUUAAAAUAUUUUUUUUUGUUAACUUUGCUAUGCUAAAUGUGCAUUCUGCAGUUGACCUCCAUUGUAAUAUUUUAUUUUGAAAUCUUUUAAGAUAAUAUUUUAGUUUCCUGUUAAUUAUGUUGCCUUGAAUGUAUACUUUAUAUUUGACUUUCUUCAGUAAUGUGAUGUUUUAAUGUGCUGUACAGUGGUACCUUGGGUUACAUACACUUCAGGUUACAGUCUCUGCUAACCCAGAAAUAUUACCUCGGGUUAGGAACUUUGCUUCAGGAUGAGAACAGAAAUCAUGCUCCGGCAGCGUGGCGGCAGAAGGAGGCCCCAUUAGCUAAAGUGGUGCUUCAGGUUAAGAACAGUUUCAGGUUAAGUACGGACUUCCGGAACGAAUUAAGUACUUAACCUGAGGUACCACUGUAAAUGAUUCUGAGAUUUUUUUCCUUAAAAAUAUAAAGUGAUACAGAAAUGAAAAUAUAAUAAUAUUAAUAAUAAUAAUAAUAAUAAUAAUAAUAAUAAUAAUAGGUUUCCCAACCAGUGGCUCCCAGAAUCCACAUGCAUCAUUUCCCCACAAAAAAACCAUCAAGCUAGCUGUUUGUUCAGGUUAUACCCAAUGCCUAUGCACAUACCCUAUUACAGGGUGCCAUAUUACGAAAGAUUACCAAAGGCUGCCCCUGCCAAGUUCCUCCCCAGAAUGGCUGAUGGAGAGAGGAAUGUCCUUUCACUAUAUUAGCACAGUACGGAUCUUUUAUAGCAAAAGCCUAAUCCGUCCCUGAAACCUCUACCAUAUCCAGUGCAGGUAACACCUCUAAUUCUGCAUUAAUUGUUCCUCACAAGUAAUGGAUUUCCUCUAGCUAUCAUGAGGAAUAUGGGAAAGUGGCAAUGAAGCUGUGGCCUUAUUUGAUCCAAAAGUAUGUGCCUUGACGUGUUUUUCUCCCCUGAGUCGGGGAAGUGGGGGCCGUGGCCACGCAAGCUGCAGAUUCUGUACAUUCCACUGCUGUGCCCUUCCCCUUGUCCCUCUUACGUUCACUUGCACCGCUUGACUUGUGCUGUUCCUCAGGAGGGGACAAGGAUGACUCCUGCUUUGGCAUGUAGUAGAAGACACUGGUGACUUAGCCCUUUUGUCCUACAAAGGCAGCAGAUUAUAGCCCUGAAUAUGUAGAGUGUGGAAGGGGCAUACCCCGUGGCCCCCCCACAGGACCUGAUAAAGCCCCUGGACCGUACAUUUCAUACUAGUGGCCUGGCAGAGGUGGCCAAUUGAUGUGAACAGGAGCAAAGAGCCCAACAGACUCCUAACAUAGGCUUCCUGAAAUGAAACAAGUCACACAUUUACUAGUGGAGGGCCAUUGAUGUACAAGGAGCUGGUUAUCUGUUUGCAUUACUCCUAUUGAGGAGGAAAUGUCAGCUCACAAUUCCUCCACCAGCUGAGUAGGGCAAAACUGUGUUUUUAAAGUGUUGCUUCCUGAUUGUAUAAUAGAGUAAGCCUUCCAGUGUAAGGGAAGCUGCUCCCUGUGAGUAGAUAGGAUUGUCCUUCACCAAACUGGCUAAUAAAACGUGAACUGCGACUCUCUCGUGUGAAAUAUUGAAACUAACUGACAUUUAAUCUUAACAGUCUUGCAUGAGAUGCAUAAAUCAUGCACACUUCCAAGUACGGUAAAAUCUCAUUUUGCAAUCUCCCCUACCUCUUGCCUCCUUCAACAACCCAGAAAGCACAAUUGGACAGCUUUAAUAACAUGUUCUGUUGCAGACAUGUGCUUCAGGGAUGUUUCCAAAGCACAGGCGUCCCCCAACUUACACAAGGGUUAUGUUCUUGGCCCCCGUGUGCAUAAGUGAAAUCGGGUAAAGUGGGGAGCACCCUUUAAACGCUCUCUCUGCUGCUACUGUAUCCAAAAAUAUCCACACAUAGAAUUAAAGAGGCUGGGGGGCACGUGGGGGAAAGCAGCGGCAGCUGUUGCACAUCAGCUGUUAGGCAGGGAAGCUGAAAGCCUCAACUUCCGCAGAGGGAGUGUCUAAGCAGAGCGAAGGUUAAAGCCCAUAAAAGCUGGGCUGGAGGUUAGCUUUUUGUUUGUUCUAUACUCCUAAGAACAUAAGAGCCUUCCUGGAUCAAAGGCCUAUCUAGUCCACCAUCCUAUUUGCCAUAGUGGCCAUCUAGGUGCCUGUGAUGAUAACCCUAUAAGCACGAAGGCAAUAGCACUCUUCCACUGUUGUUCCACAGCUAUUGGGUCAUGCUGCCUCAGACCUUGGAAGAAGCAUGCAACUAGUAGCUUUAUAUUCCAUGAAUUUGUCUAGGCUUCCUUUUAAAGUCAUUUUAAGUUGGGAAGCCAUAAUUGAUAGCAGUGAAUUUCUUCUGCAAUGGAGCAAUAUUAUUUAAAAACAGCAGCAGCAACAGGCCAUUAUAGUAAUCCUUUGAACACCCCCCUCCCACAAAAUACCAUAGAAAUAUAAAAUCAGAUAACAUCCAUGGAAACAUGCCAAGCCUUGAGAGGUUAUCUGGCUACAAUGGUUGUUUGCAUUUCAGUCUGUUUCUUUAUUGUGAUGUGUUUAUACUUACCUUGUUUUAACGUAUUGUUUUCUUAUGUUGUGUAUCUGCUGUUGUAAACCACCUUGGGGAUUUGCAUGAAAGUAUUUUAAACGAUCAGAUAAAAUGGACAACUUACUACAACCCACAGCAAUGAUCCAGAUUUUAAAAAACAAACAUGUAUAGACUGUUCCCCGCGUGUUUUAGCUUUUUCUUUUCUCACACUCUGUAUUUAUGUACAGUUUUUUGUUGGUAUGGUGACCAACAAGAUAAAUGUCAAAGAUGGCUUUUUGGUGUGACCUUUGUAAUGACCCCUGUGAUUUCUCUUCCUCUGCAGGUCUGGCUAAGCAGUGACAGCAACAAUCCUGAAGCUUCUGCUCAGUGGAGAGACACAAUUGCCAAUCCAGAGAAGGUUGUCGUUAAGUGGCAUAACGUCAAUCCAGCAUGACGCUGGUGUGGGCAGUACUUUGGGAAUUCAUUGGGACUUGAGCCAAGAGGCUUUUGCACUUACUUAAAAUAAACAGUCAUCCACUAAGACAGAAGGAAAAUAAAUACCUGCGUUGACUGGUGUGUAAGGUCACCUCUGGAGAGGAAAGCAAGAGAAGGUGCUGUAGUGCUGAAAAAAAGACACAAAGUGAAGAAUCUUCACAAUAUCCAUGGAAUACAGAGGUCAUCUUGGGAAGUUAAGGGCCCAACUACUGAUCCUUUUGAUAAGGAUUAAAAGAACUUUCGUAUAUUUAUGUUUAUGUUAGCUUUUCUUCUAACUUAAAGAUCUAACUCCAAAAUGACUUUGAAGACAUUUUCCUUUUCUCCAUUGAAAACCCUGCCUCAGUUACUGUUUUCUUUCUAAAACUGUUAUGAGGGCACCGCUUAAUAAUUAUUGCAGACAUCUCUUAGCAGUCAUCCCUUCGUGUUGAGCAAGAGAUCUAAGACAGGCAGCAGGGGGCAGAUUAGUAUUUUACUGUUCAGAAUCUUGGAAUAAACUUUUUAAAGUAAUUUUGAAGAAUGCUUGCUUGUCAUGAGCAUUGGGCUUUAACGUGAGGGAGGGCUGGGCAUUUCAAGACAACUCUUGCUGCAUGCAGAGAGGCUUUCAGUGCUUCUUCAAAGUGCCAGAUCAUAGUAAAAAGGUAAAGGUAAAGAGACCCCUGACUAUUAGGUCCAGUCGUGACCAACUCUGGGGUUGCAGCACUCAUCUCGCUUUAUUGGCUGAGGAAGCCGGCGUACAGCUUCCGGGUCAUGCAGCCAGCAUGACUAAGCCGCUUCUGGCGAACCAGAGCAGCACACGGAAACGCCGUUUACCUUCCCGCCAGAGCGGUACCUAUUUACCUACUUGCACUUUGACGUGCUUUCGAACUGCUAGGUUGGCAGGAGCAGGGACCGAGCAACGGGAGCUCACCCCGUCGCAGGGAUUCAAACCGCUGACCUUCUGAUUGGCAAGUCCUAGGCUCUGUGGUUUAACCCACAGCGCCACUCGCAUCCCCCACCAGGUUAUAGUACUUGCUCCUAUUUGGGGGCCUAAGACUUAACUCACUGUUGUGAGCCAAGAGAUGGAGUAACAGCAAAUGAAAGUCUUUGCUCCUGUGAAGAAUGAAAGUAUUCUAACCUAGGAGGAAGAUUGUGCAUUUAAUAAAUGCUGGCUUGUGGCGCUGCAUUGUGAAAUAGUGAAAUGUUUACUGGCAAAAAUGCUCGUGAAAUGUUCAACCCUUUAAAGUGCUAUCAUAUGUAAUUUUAGCAGGCAGAUGUGAAUAGUUAAUUGUAAUAUGGAUACAAUAAGUUGAAUAUGAAGACACUAUGGCUAGGAUGGAGAACCUUUAGGUCUCUAGAUGUUGUCCCAGCCGGCAUGGCCAAUGAAUGCUGGAGCUGUAGCUCACCAACAUCUGGAAGGUAACACGUCAGCCAUCCCUGAUGUAUGAACAUGCUUAACUGGGUCAAUAGCUAAGGUUUCCAGUUGUAAAUCCUGUACCAUCUAACUUCUUAGAGCACUAUGGUAAAAGACUGCAGAACUGCCGUGAACAAAGGAUGCCGAGAGUGCAUGUCUAGUUUGUCCUAAGUUGAUGGUUCCCAUCUAGCUCAUAUCAAUCAUGGCUAAACAGUUUAUAAUUUUAUAAGUAUUUAAGUAAUUAAAGCUGAUAAUCUCAGUUCUUUGUCUGGUUUGAAAAUUAUGUCUGGGACGAUAUACCUGAAAGGUCAAUGGUGAAUGAACCAUAAAUGGUAGAUUAUUGUGGGUUUAAACAAACAGAACAGUGAUAAAACAGAGGGAUAUUUUUACAAGAGACAACACAGCUGUUGCACUGCCUGUACUGGAAGGAAAUAAGCUGUGAUUAGACAAUUGCAUUGACAAACAUGUUUCUUCUAAGCUAGAAAUAAACCAGGUGACAGACUGCCAAGGCACAUCAGAACUAGUGUAGGAAAGGCUGUGGCUCAAUUGGAAGCUGUUCCUACAUGAAGGUCUGGGCACAUUCCGUUUGAGAGAAUGGAGGGGAAUUUGGUUUCGUGAUUAUAUUGUUAGAAAAGUUGGUGCCUCCCCCUCUCUCUGCCGAGUGGUGGCAAGAACCCAUGGGCUUCCACGCACUCACCCAGGAUCUGUGUUCCUUUGGAGAACUGAGACAUGGCAGAGACUGUCAUAGCUUUAGUAAAUAUGGUCUAUUCACCUAUUUACACCUCCAGUCUACAUAAAGGGAGUCCAGGUCUUGUAGCAUGGUCAUUUCAAGAGGGGUUUGUCCCCCACAGCAGUGCAGCCAGACUUCAGCCAGCCUGCCCAAAAUGGAUCCCAGUCUUUCUUUUCUUCUUCGUUCCAGCAACCCUUGCUCAAAACUCUUUUCCUGUCGCCUCGCACCCAGUUACCCUGGCAAGCUUCCAAACCCCCAGUCUCUGUUCACACCUCAGGGUAAGAGGGGAGGACAGAUCUCAUGCAUUGCCAAUAGCCCUCUUGUUUCUUAACGGCCCUACCUUGUAUGGGUGCUGGACAAACUUCCCAGGAGGCUGAGGUGCCCCUAAAUUUAUUUGACCUGGUGUGAAUCCUCAUGCUGGUUGCUUCCUGGCUAUAUUUCUGCUUCUGGGUAGCUACUAGGACACACAGCACACAUGUAUGCAGGAAUCCUAAGAGUUUGGGCCACUUGAAACAUUUUGCAACUACAACUAUUGUGGUAAAGUUGGCAUCCCCCUAUAUUAUUUAUGGAUUGCCAGUGGCGUAGGGUGGGUUGCCAACACCCGGGGCCACGUGGAGGGAGGGGAACUGACAAAAGUAUACAUGCACAUUCCACUGCUUAACGGCAUCUGUGUCACCCAGAAGAUAGCUGCCACAGAGAUAAGAAAAGAAGAGUCAUUCCAUUGUCUGGAGAGGUAACUUCCUGGUUCACAUGGAGAAGCUGUUUUCAAUGGAGCCCAUCGAUGGAAGUGUGCAGCUGUAUUGAGGCAACACCAGGUAUUGAAAUUUUGCGCCCGUAACAAUUUUGUGCUUGGGCAAACACUCCUGUGCUCCUCUCCCCAUGCUACGCCAUUGUAUAUUGCUACAUUUCAGGAACACUUUCCACAGUAUAAAGCUUAUUUAGGAAGCCAAUUUGUCCAUAUUUAUGGGAAGAAGAAGAGGAGGAGGAGUUUGGAUAUGAUAUCCUGCUUUAUCACUACCCUAAGGAGUCUCAAAGCGGCUAACAAUCUCCUUUUCCCUUCCCCCUCCACAACAAAUACUCUGUGAGGUGAGUGAGGCUGAGAGACUUCAGAGAAGUGUGACUAGCCUUAGCAGCUGCAUGUGGAGGAGCAGGGAAGCGAACCCGGUUCAUCAGAUUACGAGUCCACCGCUCUUAACCACUACACCACACUGGCUCUUCCAAGGCAAGCUAAUAUGUACAAACUGAAACCUCCAGUUUAAAAUGGAUACAGGCUUCAGCAGGUGGCAAAGGACAAAAGCAAAUACACUUUUUAAAAGCGUUCCCUUGUGGAAGCAGGUUGCAUACGGUUGUCAUUACUGUUUCUGAUUCCUAUUCUAAUAUCUGAAAUUGUUUAGGGAAGUUUUUAAUGACUGAGGUUUUAAUGUAUUUUUAAUCUUCGUUGGAAGCUGCCCAGAGUGGCUGGGGAAACCCAGCCAGAUGGGCAGGGUACAAAUAAUAAAUUUUUAUGCUGGAUGCUGCAAUAUUUGAGCAUCAAGCCAUGUACACGUUACUGACUUGAAACGCAGUGAGGUUGUUUUCCUCUUCAGGUCGCAUUUGCACCUUGCUGUACACAUCGGAAGACUUGAGUGGAUUUAUUUGUUUGUUUGUUAUUCUGCCCUUCCUCCCAAAGAAGCCUUGGAGUAGGGACCUAACAGACCUUCUGUUUGCAAAGCACUAUGUACAUAAAUGGUGCUGUAUGAACAAAUACUUGAUUUGUAUUUGCAUCGAAAUCUAUUACAUUUAAAACAUACAAUACAACAUACAUUUUGCUCUCUGCAGUGGUUAUUAUAUGGGCUAUUCCUAUUUCACAGACAGUGCCAGUGCUGGCCUUCAGGGUGUGUGUUUUUUAGCACAGCAUUUCUGAUGCCCUCCCCAUAAUCCAACAGAACCCGUCCAUGCUUUCUCUGCUGCAGUUGUGAUGCCAGCUACUGCCCUGGAUCAAGCCCUUGGUCAUGCCUAGUGCAAAACAGGAAACAGUGUUUUGAAUGGGAGCUAAGUGCAAGUACAAGCUUCCUCCUGAUUCUUGAUCUCUGUCAGCAUUUGAUACCAACGGCCAUGAUAUCCUCCUAAUCUGGCUUGGUGGGUGGAAAUUGGGGGCCCUGUAUUACUGUGGUUCCAAUCCUUCAGGACCAAGUCCAGAGAGCAGCACUGGGAGAGUAGCAUUGGCCCCCUAGCAUGUCAUGGAUUUCUGCUCAGUAUUGAUCCAGAACAGAUUCCAAUGUAUAGUUAGCAGAGUAACAACUUAAACAUGUUGUAGGAUUCCCAAAAAUAGAUCAGAGGCAAUUAAUAUUUCAUCCAGCAGAGCUUUACUGCUACUGAAGGCAAAUGAAAAUAAUGGUCACAAAUCCAAUACAUUCAGGAUUGGCACUGUCCGUAAGAAAUCCAGUUGCUACAGACUUAACUUAAACGUAAAGGUGUAAAGCUAAAGGUAUCCCUGACCAUUAGGUCCAGUUGUGGACGACUCUGGGGUUGUGCGCCUAUCUCUAUCUAUAGGCCAAGGGAACUGGUGUUCAUCCGCAGACAGCUUCCAGGUCAUGUGGCCAGCAUGACUAAGCCGCUUCUGGCGAACCAGAGCAGCGCAUGGAAACGCCAUUUACCCUCCCGCCGCAGUGGUACCUAUUUAUCUACUUGCACUUUGAGGUGCUUUCAAACUGCUAGGUGGGCAGGAGCUGGGACCGAACAACGGGAGCUCACCCCGUCUACAAUAACUUAUAAGUCUAAAUCUUAACACUAAGCAUACUAUGUACAGAACAACACACCAGAAGGAAAAUAGAAAGAGAAAAGUGAAACCCAGGCUCCUUCUGGCCUUACUUUUUUAGUCAGCAUGACCUUGAUAACAGAACCAGUUUAAGCCAGCUGUGCUCAGCUUCUCUGAAGGAAUAACCAGCGCUUUGUUUCUGGGGGGAUACAGGGGUAGACAAACCCCUAAACAUUUUGUGAGUCUACGUUUGGCCUCAUUGAGGGGCAGUAUUUCAAUCUGAGUAAGAAAAUGAGAGUACCCCUAAACAUUUUUUUAAGCGGGGAAAAGCACUGGGUAUAACCCAAACCUUCUGCUUGUUUCUUUCACACAGAGAAGCUUCCAGAACCCUCUUGAAUUUAUUAGAAUAGGAAAGAUCUCAACACAUCAGAUCAAUACUUUCUGCACUAAGAAAUGCAAACUGACAGUAGCAAUGCUGGACUAGAUGAAGAGGUUCCUCUCUGCUCUUCGGAUGGCUGAUUUGUAAAAUUCCUUAAAUUGUAAGAGAAAAAUGUCACCAGAUCACAGCUGUUUACCCUGCUUCCCCAAUUUGCAGGAAAUGUGUGUGCUUGACUCACUUGUGAUUAUCCUUUUACUGAAUGAAGCUAAACUAAGCUGAGGCAAGGAAAAGCCUUUUCCUCCUCCAAGCUACCACCAGGUGCCAGUUUGAGGCUUUCUGAGUGAUCCGGAAUCACAGCUAGUUAUGCAACAGGCAGGGCCAGACGCCAGUACUUUGUUUAAGAAGGGAGUGAAAGGAGCUGACUGACGAGCUGGUGAUGCCAAUAGUGACGUCAUGUACACACCUCAUGAAUAAUCCCGGAUGCACACAGAUGUACUGCAUACCUAAAGCCUCUUUAUAAACUUAGCCAUCUAUAACAAACUAGCAUGGACCUCUGUUGCAUUUGGAUACUAUUCUGAAGUCAUUCAGAACAAUUGUAUUCUACAGCCCUGCAAGGACUUGCCACUUCAUAAUGGUGGAAGAUUGCAUGACUAAAUUACAGCCCCAUGUAAAAAAAAAACACCUCUCCCUGCUCAAAUAUUGUGUGGUCUGUUGUUUUUCUUUUGCCUCUGAACCUUUUCCUUCACAAAUAGUUUGACAGAAAUGUUAGGAGCAGUCAGUAAAUGGGAGUUCACACAAAUCGCAAACCAAGCACCUCAGCUUUUAUAACCUUUCAGUUAUUUUAAACCAAAAAAUAAAAAUAAAAAAAUUAAUAGGAGGCAGUGGCAGACAAACUGGCACUUCUCAGCUAGGAAGGGGACACAGCUUCUAACCCCAAAGAAUGGAUAAUAUCUUACAACACAUACUCUCCAACUCCAGUUUUCCUCAGCUCUCCCAUACACCAUGGGGAGUGAGAGGUAAAAAAAAACCCUACCAUGAACCGUACUGAUGAAGCCCAUGGCUAGAUAGGCAGUUUCCUGUUCAUGUCACCAUUAGCAGUCAGUGCUAUAUACUGGAGCCAGAAUGAGGUAUCUUGGCACCUGGGGCAAACAACAUGAAAAGUUCCCCUAAGCAAACCCCAUAUUUUAUUUUAUUAAAUAAAAUAUCAACAACAAUUCACAAAAUCGUAGAAUUGUGGAGUUGGAAGGAAUCCUGAGGGCCAUUUAAUCCAACUUCCUGCAAUGCAGGAAACUCAACUCAUCCAUGACAGAUGACCAUUCAACCUCUGCUUAAAAACCUCCAAGGAAGCAGAGCCCACCACCUUCCAAGGGAGACCGUUCCACUUGUUCCAAGUGCUUUUUAUCGUUUUAUUACAAGUAUGUUUCCAAGUUUGGCAAAGACUCCGUGGAUUUCAGGAGGUCUCAACUUCUUGCUGACUCAGAGAGAAUUGAUAGCACUUGGGCGCUUGAAUCUUUGGAUAUCUGAGGACAUUUCUGUAGGAUAUAAAUCACACUUGUAUUUUAGCACUAAAUAAUGUUGUUGUCGUUGUUGUUGUUUAGUCGUUUAGCCAUGUCCAACUCUUCGUGACCCCAUGAACCAGAGCACGCCAGGCACUUCUAUCUUCCACUGCCUCCCACAGUUUGGUCAAACUCAUGCUGGUAGUUUCGAGAACACUGUCCAACCAUCUCGUCCUCUGUUGUCCCCUUCUCCUUGUGCCCUCCAUCUUUCCCAACACCAGGGUCUUUUCCAGGGAGUCUUCUCUUCUCAUGAGGUGGCCAAAGUAUUGGAGCCUCAGCUUCAGGAUCUGUCCUUCCAGUGAAUACUCAGGGCUGAUUUUGUUAAGAAUGGAUAGGUUUGAUCUUCUUGCAGUCCAUGGGACUUUCAAGAGUCUCCUCCAGCACCAAAUAAUAAUCUCACCUAAAUGUUAAUUUUGUAUAUAGUGUGCAUAAUGUCAAUAAUAACAACAAUAACAUUAAUCAUGAUUUGGGUGCCCCCUUCACUCACAGGACCAUGGGGAAAAGUUGCUUGCCCCACCCUUGUUUUGGCCCUGUUAUAGAGCAAAUGGAUCACAGGCACUAGGCUGCUGCGUUUCAAGAUGGGGUGAACUCUUGAGUCCAACAGCCAGUGGUGUUGUACAGUAGGAGGGGGGAUUUUCUAUGUCUCCGCAUGACUUGUUGCAAUCCCCAAUUAAUAAUUCUAUUAGUCACCAUGAACCUUUCUUUUGCUAAACAAAUAUGGAACAUAAACAUGGAAGAUGAGCAAGACGCUUGUAUUAAUUCCAUUCUAAGUGUUUUACUGCCACAAAAAGUUAUCAGACUCUGACAGAAUAUAACACGUGUCUCUAUUAUUCUGCUCAGCUGGGCACAGGCAGGAGCGGAACUCUCUUCUCCCAAGUUGCCGAAAAUGUUGUGCUUUGCUGCCACAAAGUGUCUGUCGUAGAGAACAGCAAUGUUGUUGAGGAGCACACACACACAUCCACACACCUGUUCAGCUAGCUGGGAUUAUGAAUGCAUUGAAUUCUGUAUCACCUGUGCACUCCACCAACUCUUUUUGUCCUAGUCACUUAAAUGUGAGUUUUGCAGCAAACAGUGGGACAUCUGGGUCUCUCUUCGUUAAGAGGGUGUUGGGGGUAGGCGACUGGCAGGCCGAGGUUUGGGUGCCUGUAGCAGGUCACCACUGCAUUGCAACCAUCGUGUCCUAGCUGAAAGGAGCCCUAGGGAACUACAUUUCCCAGGCUCCCUGCUACUGCAGAUGUUGCUGUUGCUGUUCAUGGGCCGUAGGUAGAGGCUCGUGAGAGAGCAGAAGUAAGACAAAGUGAGAUGUUGAUGUUGCUGCAUGCUGCUCCUGUCCCACCAGAAAAAAAUGACACAGAAUUGCCUCCCCCUGCUGCCUUUUCUCACCAGAAGACACCUCUGUUGUCAUAGUUAAUGUGGAAUCUUGUCUGGUGAACCUGCUAUAUACUAUUGUUAUCAUCAUCAUCACUUUUAAUUUGUAUACCGUCUUUCUAUUUUACAAUACUCAAGGCAGUUUACAAGCUGAAGAAACAAAGAUAACAAUCUAAUGCCAUACAAAAAUGUGAUAAUAAAACAUAGCUUUAAAAUAAACAACCUACAUCAAAUAAAGUAACAUUCAACAAUUGUUAUGUUGUUGUUUGCAAGCUGAAACACCCACAAAAUGGAUGAAAGAAAUUUUAUUUUUUUAAAGAGAAUUGCUAAUGGAAGUGAUUCAUUUUUAUGACUAAGAAGGUGUUCAGCUAAGACAAGUUAUUCAGAGACCUGAGUUUUUUCUUCCAUUUGCUUACCAGUCUUUUAUUAGCUUCCCCUCUGCCCUAGCUGGAGCUCUCACUGGAUGGGUGGUUGAAGAUACCCUCCUGGCGUUCACUUUAGUCUCGCAACUGUGGGGGUUUUUGUUUUUGUUUUUAAUUUGAAAGACUCCCACUUCAUAUAGCUGCAUCCUAUGUGGUUCUAGCAACAGAUGAACUGAAGAAAUUAACAUGGAGGACAGGUCUCCUGUGUAGUUUUUGUAUCAGAGCCACUGACCCUUAUUUUUAUGUGAGGACUAUGGGAAGAUUUCCACGUAGCCUGUUCCAGCCACAUAAUUUUAAAUUCUGUAAAUCUAUCCCCUGUACUAGCCCACAAGCAUUGUGUGGACAGGCGGAGUCCCCCCCAACUCCAGGUGACUCCUGAGUGGAAUAAUGACUCAAGACAACAUGCUAUGGGAUUAAAAUUGGCCACAACUUUAUUAGGUUUCGGAUGUAGGGAGACCUUGGCUCAGGCAUUGGGCGUUUAUCCUUCCCAGUCCCCAGCCGGGGAUCUGGGAGACAUCAGGGUUAUCCAGAAUGUGUGGGGAUUGGGCUGGCUCUGGAGAACAUAUCUUCAAGCAGAGAGCCCGCCCUCCGUUUCGCCGCCGUUGGAGGGGAGAGCAAUGACAACCUCUUGGCGUAUGGCCAAUGCCUCCCUUCAAUACCCCUUUAAAGGGAAACCCUGGGAUCACCGCCACAAGGGUGGUUCACCGCUUCAUCUCCCCCCGCCCCCAAUUUAGGAAGAUAGACUAAAGGAUUCCGCCCAAGGCCUGAAACCACCAAGGUUGUGACGUUUUGCUACGGGGAAGGCAAAACCUGCCAAUGCAGGAAAAUUCCUUUCUGGCCCUUCAACAGCAACCAUGACGUAGCAGCGCCUGCGUACCAGUGGAGAAGAGGUUAACCUGCAAAAGAAGAAUUACGGUAACUGAGGGAGGGCAGGGUGGGAAAAGCUCUGGAGUCAACUGACGCUUCGCAGGUAAUAUUCACCUUCUGUCGUGUUGGCAGGGUGGUCCCUCCCCCUACCUGGCCAAUCCCCUGGCAACGCCUCCCCAGGCGGGAUUGGGCAGCUGGCUGAGGUAGGCAGAGACCUCCAGGUAUCCAGCCUGGGGAGGGCAAACCAGCCCGUACUACUGGGAGCCACACUGGGAUCCAGGGGGCUGCGUGCGACCACGCAAAAGGUGCCCCCCAUUUGAUGUGGGGAGCGGUCAUUUCUGAAGCUGGAUCAGUUUAUGAGUCCUGCUGCUAUUAGGAGUCACUGUGACGGAACUUGAACUCUUCCAACUGUCAUCCUCUGGAACCCAGGAUACAGGCAAACAGUUGGCUGGCUCUCUUGGAAGUGGGAAAGAUGGCUCAGCAAAACUGAUACAGCCUUGGCAAAGAAGGUACUUUAAAAUGUGAAGCGGUAUAGAAAUAGUUUAAAGAAAGAAAGAAAUGCUUCAUUUGGGCACAAGAUAAUGCCAAGUAUGGCACCCCCAUGCCAAUAAUACGCAAUAUCGCAAUUCAUUAAUCUGAUGAAGUAUUCACUCUUUCUGUUUAAUGAUAAUAAUGAUAUAAUUAUCUAUAUAAUUAUAAUUACAAGUUGCCAAUAUGGUGUAGUGGUUAAGAGUGCUUUAUAAUAUUAUUAACAUUGUAGGAAGGACAAAGAGAUUCUUUUGCAUAUAUUGAGAAUAUUAAAUAGGUCUUUGUUAUUACUUUGGUUUUAUCAUUAUGCUUGAGGCCUUCAAAUGAGUUUUUUUUUAAUGCAAAGACCCAUAUUUAGCUUUCACUUGUUCUACCAUAUGUCUCCAUUGAAAAAACAGGAGAAAUGGAGGUUGAGCAUUAUUGCUGCCUGUUCAUAAGAAAUAAUUUGAUCCUGCACAAAUCAGUUGCUUAUAGUUUAACAAAGUAGUCCAAUUUUUUAAAUCUAUUAUCUUUUCUUUUUUAAAAAAUAUAUCUUUAUUUUUAACGUUCAUAUCCUGCCUAUUCAUUCAUUUGAGAUCCGCACGGCAGCUAUUGACUGUAUGAAACAAACAAACAAAACAGAAAACAAAAGUAAUCCAGUCAUACAGAGCAGGAAUAGGGAACCUUUGUUUCCCAGGUGACAUUAGACUUCAGCUCCCAUCACUCCUAGAGAUGGCCACCGGUCAGAUGAAGUAGUAGAACAACAUUAGGAGUACAAGUUCCACAUCCCUCACAGAAACAAAGAUUUGUAGAGUUGGAAAGGGACCCUGAGGAUAAUCUAGUCCAACCCCCUCCAAUGUAAGCAUAUGCAGCUGUUUCAUACGGGGACUGAAUCCUUAAAUCCAAGACUUUACUUUUCCCCAGUGGCAUUCACAUGUAGUAGAGAAAGGCAAGGCAUUUAACUCAGGAUUGCAUUUGCAUACCCUCCAGCAUAUCUUCAAGGAAAAUAGAGGGACAUUCCGGAAUCAAAUCAGAAACCUGGAUGGCUUCUGCAAAUCCAGGACUGUCCCUGAAAAAUAGGGACACUUGGAGGGUUUGCAUCUGGGGUGGGAACUAAAUCUUCUUUCUGCCAUAGGUGAACCCAGGGUUUGGAACAGGAUGCAGGUUUCAGCUUGCAGUUUCCAUAGCACCUAAGGCGACUCUUUGAUGACCAAGCAUGUUGCUUUUACCUGCAUCCUUGUUGUCUUUCUUGAUCACUGUAUAUAUUGUGUGACUAUUGGGGGACCAGCUUUAUAUAUAGCUUUGAAUUAAAUGCACAUUUAUAUUAUUUUUACAAUUACAGAUGGCGCUGUUGCAGCUUUAUCUUGUGCUUACAGCUGUUCUACAGCUUUCAUCAGGACUUUCCUACAAUGUAAAUAGUAAGUUGUAUUUUACUUUAUUUCACCUUCCUAUUCUUGCGUACGGGUUAGUUACUAGUGCACUGAAUCUCGCAGCCAUGCAUUUGCAUGUGCUGUACUGUAAUCUGCACAGGACUCCAUAAAGAUCAGAACUUUAUUUUGUCCAAGUGAUGAUAGGGCCCACCUUUCAAACGGAAAAGUGUGCACACAGUUUUGGGAACUGAAUCCAGGAUUUUUUAAAAAAAAUUUACUGCAGCAGAUGCAAGAAGCUUCUUAAAAAAACCCCAACCUAUUAAAGAGCAAGAGAUAUUUGCUAAUGAUGUUGAAUGUGUGUUGUCUAGGAGUCAAGUGAGCCUCAGUGAGAGAGCUUGGGAAGAUACUGACUGAAGCACAAAGGUUAAUUUGGUUGUCCAAACCCAUGCAGUCUAGCCUUGGUUUAAAGAUUACCAUAAAUAUAUUAUUUAUUUUCUUAUUGCCCACCCUAAACCCUACGUCUCCCAGUAAAACUUCCUUCCUGAGACUGCCAAUAAUAUUGAAUGUUGUUACUGUGAUUAUUACUACUGUAUCACAAAAGCCAAUGCUAUCCAUUUCAGCCCACAAUUUCACUUUUGAUUUGAGUUUCAGUAUAUUCUAGUUCUGUAAUAUCAUCUUUGAAAAUAUUAGUGAUCAUAUUUUUUUCUCACUCAGUGGGGAGCAAUUCGAGUUUUUCUUGCUACACAGAAGAUUACUCUAUGACAUCUAAGACAAUUAAAUUGUUUCUUUCAGAUGGCACUUUGGUAAGUUUCCAGCAAUGUAUUUCCAGUUGCAAUUGAAUGGGGAGUAGCUCAGCAAAUACAUUGGUACCUUGGUUUACAACCAUAAUCCAUUGUAAACCAAAACAGGUUGUAACCCAAGGCACGCUUUCGCCAAUGGGGUCUCCCCCCCCAAAAAAGGGUUGUAAUCCAAAAAAAUGGACACGCACUUCCGGGUUUGACAUGGUUGUAAUCCAAAAAGGUUGUAAUCCAAAACGGUUGCAAACCAAGGUACCACUGUAACACACUUGUAUUAAGGCAGUGGGGAAUAACUCGCCAAUGCACCAUUCUUUGGUUCGGCAGAAUAAGUUAAUCAAUUCUUUUAUUUUCUUCCCCAAAUUUAGGAAAAGGAAAGGGAAUGAGAAAGUAAUUAAAAUAAGGGCAUGGUAAUAUUAUAUAAAUAAAUACAACAGUAAGAAAGAACUCAUCAUCAGUUCACAUUAUGGAUACAUAAUGUGCAUAAAUCAUAGAAGUUCAUUUAAGUUCUCCAAAUGUCCAGAUAGAUAUCCACGCAAAGUUGAUAUCUAGAUGAAAUAUGUUUAAAUGGAUUGUUAGCUGUCAUCACUAACUGAAUCGGAAGCGGUUAGACGAAGAAGCUUAGCUAAAUGGAGUGAACUAUUAUUGGUUGUUCAGACUCCCCUUGGAUCUAACAACACUGUAUGCAAUUUAAAGAAUUUUUAUUUAUUUAUUGGCAUCAAAACAAAACAUAGUCUUGCAGUUUGUUUAUUUAAAUAACAAUAAAAGGGUGUUCUAGUGUAGCACCCUGCUUGUGGUUAAUGCUUAGCUGGAAUGAAAUAUUCAACGCAGCAAUAGAGAAAUUAAAAUAAUAAUUUAUUUGUCAGACAAAUAAAUGAGAGACACAGUGGUAUAUGGUUACCAAAGCUCUGCCCACUCCAGCCCUGAUGGCCAGCACUUAUAUUUCCUCAGCCCAGCCCCCUUGCUCCCCCUUUGGCUGCCUCUGUCCAAUCAGCCUUGUUGAAAUUCCUAUUGGCUGUUUGCUAGAACCAAUCAUAAAAGAUACACCCAUUUCCUAUUACCUUUUAUGGGAGACAAAGAGCUAUAUUUCCUUCUAUCCAUAAAUGGCAGACAAGUAGCCAUAUAUCUUACAUUUGCCUCGACAAGGCACCUUAAUUACCAGAUCAUCUUUGCCCUAUUGCCCUAUUGCCCUAUUACCCCUUCACUCCAAAACAGAUGGCUAAAACAGAUGGCUCAUGGUUUUAAUUUUUUUCUUAAACAGAGAUCUUGGGUUCACCUUCUCACACACCAUUAAUGAAAUAAGAAUCUAACAUAAUAAUCUAACAUUUCUUACUUUCUAAAUCCUUUGCAUAAUUACAUUAAGCCAAUAUAUUUCAUACAUUAACAUAUAUAGCUUUUUAGAAGGAAAGGAACUUAGUAAAAACAGUUUCCAAAAGCAACCCCUUAAAUUUACACCCCCUUUCAAGCCAGCUGCUGUUCCUAUUAGCUCUUGCCCUUUAACCUUAUGAAAAUAUGGCUCAAGUCUAAUGGGAGGCACCUAGUAUUAUUUUCUGUUAAACAAUAAAUCUCACUAUUUACCAACUCUUAAUUGUGUUUUUGCAGCUUGAUUGUAUUCUGUAAUUUGUAUGGUCAGUAUAACCUUUUGCUCCCAGCCUGUAAUUUCCCUUUUACAACUUAGAAACGUGUCUCCUGCUAUAAGUCGAGGGGGGGGCUGUUUAGGAAGAUAAACAUCUGCCAAAGUACUUAGCCAGCUGGUUUCUGCCUGGCAUGAAAGAUACAAACAUUUACAAAUAUAUUUUUUAAGCUCAUUUUAAAAUGCAGCCCUUGAUCUGAUGCCUCAUUAGCUUCUGAACUUGCUGCAGCUAUGAAUAUAGCCAGGUAAUUUCUUUUACGUGCUGCAGGGCUAAUGAGUCUGGAAUCAAGAUUCUCAUGGAGCUAAACUAGCUCAGGGGUUGCCAACCUUUGGGGGGGGGCAGUGGGCACAUUUUGAAUUUGAAGGAAGUUCUGUGAGUACCAGUCACAAGAUGGCUGCCAUGGGGAGUGUGGCACAACACAUCUUGGCUGCUGUGGGGGGCAUGGAAAAACACAUAAUUAGUCACAGUACAGCCAUUGCUGCUGCUCCCACCCGCUUCCUGAACAGCCUCCCCGUGGUUGGCAAGCAAAUAGGAUGGAGCAACAGGCAAGAAGGGAAACCAUCCCUGCCAGUUUUUGCCCUGUGCAAAUCCUUCAAAACCAACCAGAUUGUGAGGGGGCAUUUUUUCUCUUUUGAGAUACAUUGGUACCUCGUGUUACAUACACUUCAGGUUACAUAUGCUUCAGGUUACAGACUCCGCUAACCCAGAAAUAGUACCUCAGGUUAAAAACUUUACCUCAGGAUGAGAACAGAAAUUGUGCUCCAACGGCGCAGCGGCAGCAGGAGGCCCCAUUAGGUAAAGUGGUGCUUCAGGUUAAGAACAGUUUCAAGUUAAGAACGGACCUCCAGAACGAAUUAAGUACUUAACCCGAGGUACCACUGUAAAACUUAAAAUAAAAAGCCAGAAGAAGGCCUUGCCUGAAGUAGUCUCUCCCCUCACAGGUCUUCCUCCAGGCAUUGCUCCCUUAUGAGGAGUCCCAGGGCUGGAGGGUGGGGUAAGGCAGGUGGAAGAAGGCCUGGCUUGGUGAAGAAAGCCUUGCCAACACUGCCUCAGGAUAUAGUCAGAGAAAGGAAGAGGAAGGAUGGCAGGAAGGGGCCUUGGGGUGCAACAGAAGGUCAAACUUAAACAUUUUAGGCGUUUUGGCUCAUUAAACCAUCUAUGGCCUUUUAAAUGUGUCUGUGGGGGAUUUAUUGUGGGAUUUUUUGCCAUUAUGUUAUGUAUUUUGUGCUUCUCAGGUAUAUUAAUUUGUUAAUUAUCAUUUUCUAUACUUUAACCCUAAACUUCCCAAUUCUCCAUGGCACACUUGCCCAUGCCAGCCAAAAGCAGGCAAAAUCACUUGAGAGAGGGCAAGGGCAAGUUUAUGUCGCAUAGCGGUAAAUUAAUCAACGCAGAGUCUUUAUAAACAGAAUAAAACUUUUACUUGAAGAAAAUAAACUUGUUCAGAAACAGCAUCGUUAAAGAGCAUACACAGAGUGCUCAUAGCAGCUAUCUUAGUCUUCAGAGAGGCACAGUCUUUAGUUACUGAUUAAUUGGAAUCCUGGAGCCGCUCGCUCUGUCUGCAACAGCUAUACGUUCACAUACAGUGGUACCUCGGGUUAAGUACUUAAUUCAGGGCUUCCUGUUUCGGGCGGUGGAAAAUGGCGGAUCCCACACGAUCGGACCUCAGCCGUUCCGAUAAUUCAGGGCUGAUAUGGGGGUAAUUAGCCCUGGCAGCCUCCCCAGGGCAGGGGAGGACUGUCUCGACGACCCGCGGUUUGCCCCAGAUUGCCGAUGUGGCAGACGGCAGGAGCACUGGGCACUUUUUUUACUGAGGUAAAGUUCUUAACCCGAGGUACUAUUUCUGGGUUAGCGGAGUCUGUAACCUGAAGCGUAUGUAACCUGAAGCGUAUGUAACCCGAGGUACCACUGUACUGAGCUGAGACUGACUCUGCUAGAGACUGCUAGAGACUGCAUUACAGACUGACGCCCAGAGAGAAAAUGGCUGCUUUAUAUAGGAAGCUUUAUAUAGGAAGACUCAAGAUGAGUCACGUGUCACAAUGAAUCAGCAAUUUACUGUUAGCAGUUACAGCUAGCAGCCAUGAAAAGAUUGUGUAGGCCUUGUUCCGGGCCUAUGCCUUGCCAGCUUCUGCCCUUAAAAACAUUUGUCUCAUGACAAGUUGUCCCACAAAAACGAGGAUUUCUACCCACCUUUCCUUUAUGACUCCUUUAAUUAUUAUUAUUAUUUAUACCCCACCCAUCUGGCUGGGCUUCCCCAGCUGCUCUGGGUGGCUUCCAACCAAAUAUUAAAAUACAGUAAUACAUCAAACAUUAAAAGCUUCCCUAAAGAGGGCUGCCUUCAGAUGUCUUCUAAAAGUUUGGUAAUUGUUGUUCUCUUAUUUAUUUAUUUAUUGCAGCUUCCGCUUUUGAAAUCAAUGCAGGUUGCCAUUUAAAGUUUUAAUAAUUCCAGAUGUUGUGGAUAUGUGCUUCAUAUGUUAAUCCUGGUUUUUUCCCCCUGUUAAAGACUGUCCGCUGUCAUUUGUAUAAUAUUAAUAAACCCGACACCGAGGAGAACAGACGGAAGAAUCUAGUUCUUUUUACUUCAGUUGGUCUUGCUCCCAGCAUCCAGAUCUUCAACAGUACCUACUCCAAAGUCUUCUACUUCAAAAUGACUCUGGUAAAGCAUUGCAGAAGGGCUCAUAGCACAUCAUUUACAUGCAGAAGGUCCCAGGUUCACUCCCUGGCUAUUUCCAGUUAAAAGGGAUCAGGUAGCAGGUGGUCACCUCUGCCUGAACUCAGGACAGCCACUGUCACCGGAUACUUAUUAAACAAUGCCAUAACAUUUGGCUGGAAACUUACAGUGGCCCAAUGUGUAGCCCAAGGACCGCAUGUGGUCCUCAAUACCUUUUCUGGUGGCCCUCAGCAACAUUUGACACCCCCUCAGCCCUUGCAUUGCCUUCCCAAAGCCAGCUAAGUGAGGUGCUGGGUUUGGGAAAGGAGGCGCAAAGGCUCUGCCAAGGUCCUAGAACCCUAUUACCUCCUUCCCAAAGCUGGGAAAGCGCUAACUGCAUCAAGGCAGUGUGUGGCCCACAGAUUACAUGGUCAGAGUACUCUUGCGGCCCACUUGGUAUAAAGGUUGGGCCGGCCUGAGCUAGAUGGACAAGCAAUCUGACUUGGUUUAAGGAAGGUUCCUGGGGUGGAUCUACACUCAUGGUUUUUAACGUUAAGGAAGGCUUAAGGAACGGUUUUAAUAACCAUAUGGACACAUCACGUCCUACUUUUAACGUUCAUAAUGCUUUAUUAAAAUGUGAUACCAGAGGGUGCUGCAGAGCAACCAGCAACUGGCAGUAGGGAGACAGCUGUUUUGAUUUUUAAAAGAGGUAAAAAAAGAAAAAGAAAGAUGCUUUAUUUUACAAGUAUGCCCUGUGACGUUUUGUAACGAUAUAUCUAAUAUCGUUCUAAUAACGUUAAAGAAAUCAGUGUAGAUCCAGCCCUGUAUCCCCUUUGAACUAUGGUGUGGUAUUAUACAAUUUUUGAAAAUGUGGGUUUUUUUCUUUUAUUAUGUAUUUAGUGUUUUUAUAUUGUGAUUUUAUUUUGUAACUGCCCUCAGAUCUGUGGAUAUAGGGCAGUAUACAAAUGUAAUAAUAAUGAUAAUAAGCAAUAAGCAAUAGAGUGGCAAUUUUAACUUAACCUUUUCCUUAAAAGAAUGCAAACCCCACAUGAACUCUGCAAAUAAAUGCAUGUGAAAAGCAUUAGCAGGAAUCAAGUAUCAUAGUCAUGGAGUUUUUCCUGAUGUGCUUUACAUUGUUUCCAACAGUGUAAGGUGCCAGUGGCAUUUUCUGUAUUAGCAGGAGCCGGGCAACUUACUCUCUGGAUCAUGUUGCAGCAUGCCAGAAAGGGGAAGUUUCUGCUUGCUCUCUACUACUUCAAUGGAGGAUGUCUACUGGUGGCUACUAGCAAUGAUGGAGGCGAUGCUGUGCCCUCCAUGGACCAUGGAUGCAAUGCUCUGCUUCCACAGUUGGAGGCUGUAUGCUUCUGAAUACCAUUUGUUGUGAUCCGUAGGAAUCCGUCGUUCCAUGUCAAGUUAUCCAAAUUUUAUACCUCAUGUCAUCCAAUUUUCUUCAUAUUUUGCACACUUGUUGAAUGAAGAAAACUAAGUUUAAAACUUUUUUUAAAAAUCUCAGCCCAUUUUUUAGUUAUGAGGGUUUGAAAUUUUAAAAAAUUGACAAUUUUAGCCUUCCUGGAUUACACAAAAAGCUUAAGAGCUCAGUCCAGAAUUGAGAUACAUCGAAGCUAAAAACACCAAUCUCUUCAGAACUUCAUGGGCUUUAAUAGCACAUGUCACAUAAUGGACUUACUUUAAAUUUUAAAUGUCAGCUAAAAAAAUAUUAAAAGUGAUUAAAAAAAAUUAAUAUGGUUUUGAAAAAUCCCAAAACAUUGUAUGGAUUAUUUAAUAUUUCUAAGGGCUACUUGCAAAAUUUCAUCUUGGAGUCUCACUGGGAUCACACACACACACACACACACACAUAUAUAUAUGGAGAGAGAGAGAGUACAUACAUGUCUGCCAUAUUGAGUUCUAUUUGGGAUAAAUGGGUCUUUUGGGAGUAAAAUAUAACAGAAAAAAGCAAGACUUCAAACUAUAAUAUCAGUUACUUUAGGCAUUUCUUUAGAAAGUUUUUCAAUUGAAAGGUAUCUGAAAAGCUUGUCAAGCUUUUCUUUUAAAAAUGUGUUCCAAAGCCAAGUGAUAGCUUUCUGUUGCACAAUAGAAUUAACACUUUGAAAGAAUUCUUGUUAGUACUUCAUUUCAUGAACAUUAACAACAAAAUACAUAUCAAACCACUGUGAGAAACAGUUCUUAAGCUAUGAGACUAUCAGCUAUGAAAAUUCAUAAUUGGAAAAUCAGUCCGCACAGUAGUUUACCUAAAUGUAUGUGACUCUUCAAGUAUUUAAGACUAAAAAUCUUGGGUUGCCAUCCUUUUUUUAAACAAAAGGGAGAAGGUGUGGAUUCGUGGAGUAUUAAAAUCAACCGAGAAGAGUUAACAUAUAAUACAGGUGAGAGAUUUAUAAUUUCCACUUAUUUAUCCUCACUGGCUAUUGAUGCUUCCUUGUGUUGUUGCUGCUGUUUUUGUACUCACGUAAGGUGGUGAGUACAUCUCAUUUCAAAAGAAAAAUUUUGCACAAAAUCCUGCUAGCAGGGGAGAAAUUUGACAACUUGGUAGUGAGCAUUUGGCACAAUCUCAAAUGGUGCAUAAGUAGUAUACCAACUUCAGUGGAGAGAAAGCCAGUUUCGGGAUAAUGUAUAUUGCACUUAUUUUUGUAGCUCACUCUAUUUGGUGAAGGGUGUGUUAUAAGUCUGAAUAGAAAAAAAGAGAAAAAUAAAUUGGCCAGAAAAAAUAUGCAGGAAUGUUCAUUACUAAGAAUUCAGUUGAAGAGCAGUGCACCAUCGUAGGCAACAUUUGAGAAGAGCAUGUAGUCGUCAUCAACUUUGGCGAUCUCUCGUAGCCGAGUAAUAUUGAUGUAAGCAUACAGCAAUAUCCACUUGUGUCUAUCUGCAAGUGGAAUGGGUUUCCACUUGUGCAACAAGUCUUUGCCCCCUGAAAUUUGCUCCAGAGGGUUUGGUCGUGGGGAUUGCAAGAGGGAGGAGAAAAGGAAACCAUGUUGUGCAAGCAGAGGCCUGUUUGCUUGAUGUUGGAUAUCACCCAUAAUACUUGUGUACUUAUAGGACUAAUCUGUCUCUGUCUUUCUUGUACAUGCCGCUGAAACAGAUAUUAAUCCAGUUGAGGAAUGGUUUGUAAAAUUUAAUAUGCAUCAUGGUUUAAAUAUGUUCACUACUACGGGAACCUUGUUGGAUGUCAUACGAGGUACGUCAUCGCUCAUAGGGAGUGUUUGUGGUUUUGUAAGUAAUUGUGGUCUCGUGGAAAUUAGCACGGACAUUAAGUUUUCUGAAUUUAUUCAUAUGAUAUGGAAUGUUUUAUUUAUAUUCCGCUUUUUUUGGCCCAAAGGCUCCAAAGCAGUAAACAACAUUGAUACAUAUGCAUACAGAAGAAAUGAAUGAUAAAAUUGCAACACAUAAAAUAUGUCAAUCAAAACAAAAUAUAAUACUGGCAGGAUUUCCAAUAGCCACCCACCAUCAUGAAAAAAGAGAGUAUCCCGUGUGUGUGUGUGUGUGUGUGUGUGUGUGUGUAUUCUACUAAGAACAGGUCUAAGGAAGGUACUCAUUACUUGAAGCGGUCUCCUAGUACUCUUCAAUUUCCAGCAGACUUAGACAACCUUGUCUCUUCUGUAUGCCUUCACCCACUUCUGUAUUUCCCCCUACCUUCCACCACAGUGAUGGCAGUCCCAUUCCCAUCCCCCACCCCAACCCUGGACCAGACUGAUAACAUCCCUUACUCACCUCCAAGGGUGUCUCCACAAAUUUCAGAGAUAGUCGCAUAUUUCCUAGAAAGAAUUUUUGAUUUCUUAAACAUUAGUGCUCUCUUGCAGAUCCUCUUCUUCAGUGGUAUUGGACCCUUGGUGAAUACCUGAAUAUUAAUGAUACAUUGUCUGAAGUAUCCAAUAUCCAAAUAGCAAAAACUCCUUGUGCAAGUGAUGUAGCAUUACUUGGUCUGAUCUAUAAAACUAAAAAUAUAGGUAAGUAUCUUGCAUUUUUACAUAAUUAGCUGAUCCACCAGCUUCAUUUUCCGACUGGGUAAAGUGGGAUGUAACAUUUUAAAAUAAGUAUACUUGUUUACUCAGAAGUAAGUCCCAUUGUGUUGACUGAGUUUCUCCCAAAAAGCUCAGCAACUUUUACUUCUAGAAAUAUGGCAACCCUAGGCAGCAGGGAAAGGCCUUCUUGCUGCCAUGUGCUUUGAAAGGAGUAGAGGAGCAAGUUCCCCUUGGAGCAACAGGACUGAGGACAUUCUGUUGUUCUCAGAGGGCCUGGUGCAGCUUUCAUGGACAAUUCCCUCUCACAGCAAUGGAAAAGACUUUGUUGUUGUUGUUUACAAAAAGAUCAUUUGCAGUUUUGCAAACCUUGUGCAUCGCUGGCACUAUUUUAGCUCGGCAAGCAAUGACACUUGCAUACUGAGCAUUCAAAAUAGAUGGAAUAAAUGGUAGGUAUGCAUUUUUUGAAAUGGUAUCCCCUCCCCCAAAAAAGAAACAAUUAAUUUGAAUUAUUUGCUCACUGGUUUGUUUGUUUUUAGUCAAAUAUGUGUGUGAUGGUGAAAAGCAUGACUGCUAGAGCAUUUUGCUGAGAAUCUCAGGUGGGAAGGAGAGGACAGGACACAACCACUACACUGCAGCGUAUUCUACAAUAACCACAGGAAUACACCAGGGAUAUGUUUGCAACUGUCCCCCACCCCACCCCAUACUGAACCACCUGCUUGUGCUUAUUAACUUAGAUAUGUGGUACUAGAAAAGCAGGCAGACAUGCUUUCUUUCAGUGUGUGCAAGUAGGUUUGAGCUGAGUAUUUAAGGUCUGUAACUACAUCUGUGGAUACAGGGGCACUUAUUUCCUGAUUUUGCUGCUGUUGGGGUGAUAAGUUGUGCUUCUACCUAGACUCAACAUAUAUUUGUAAAUAAACUCAAAUAUCACAGAGAAACCUCCGAACCAAACCAGCUGCUGAAAUUUCUGGGAAAUAUGAAGCUUUAUAACAGUGUCAUAAAUACACGUAGCCUGGCUUUAUACUGUGAUUCAGUUUUCAUGUAAUGAUUAGUUUUCUUUUGUAUUUGAAGGACUAAUUUUAGGAUUGACUGACAGUGGAUUUAUGGGUGGGGAUACGGUAUGGUUUAACUUGUCUGCUACCAUUUGUGCCAUCUUGGAAAACGGUAAUUCUUAUUUUCAAUUGUUUAAUUAACCCAUAUGCACUUCCUUUUUAUUUGUAGCCUGUCCUACCCCAAGGCCUUAGGACACUUUGCACUUUCAUAGAAUGUACAGGGUUGGUCCGAAUAUAGACUACACCCCUAAAAUGAGAUCUCUCAAAACAUAGAUUUUCUACUUAUAAGAUUGUCACCAUAGACUGCACUCAAGUUUUAUGUGAGCCAGAUUUUGGGGGGAAGUGUGGCCUAUAUUCAGACCAAUACAGUAAUUGUAGGUCUCAGAGUGAAGGUUGUGGUGUGAUGUCCAGUUCAAAACCCUAGCAUCUGGAGAGCCCUCCCUCAUGCCUUUUCUUUGGACAGUGAUAAGAAAGAAUCUCUGCCUCCUUGGGUCCCAAAUUUCAGCUUCUUGGAGAUGGGAACCCUCAUCCCUCAGCAUUUAGGGUCUUCUCUCCCUGGGGUGGGAUUGACAGGUCAGAUUCUACAGCCUGUUUAGGGCUUUAGACUGACGCCAGCCUUGAAUCUGGCAUGUUGGGCUACUGAGUGCUUUCAGCUGUGGUUCCCAGGGUUGCCAUUUGUUUUACUCUGGAGUGCAGAACCUUCAAGUGUCUCUAUUUUCCAGAGACAGUCCCAGAUUUACAGGUGCUGUCCCGGUUUUUAAUUUGAUCCCAGAAUGCCCCACUUUUUCUUAGGAUAGCCCUAUUUUCAUCUGAGAAAUACUGGAGGGUAUGGAGUUAUCUGGCCCCCAAGUCAUCUGAAGGCAGCCCAGUAUAGGGAAGGUGGUUUUUUAAAUGUUUAAUGUUUUAUUGUUUUUUAUAAAUGUUGGAAGCCACCCAGAGUGGCUGGGGCAACACAGUCAGAUGGGCAGGGUUGGAAAAGUCAGCCUCUAUUCUUGCUGCCCCCUGAACUUGCCUUUGCUAUACAGUGGUGCCUCGCAAGACGAAAAGAAUCCGUUCUGGGAGUCUCUUCGUCUAGCGGUUUUUUCGUCUUGCGAAGCAAGCCCAUUGAUGGGAUUAGCGGAUUAGCGCUAUUAGCGCUAUUAGCGCUAUUAGCGGCUUUUAGCGGCUUUUAGCAGCUUAUCAGCUUAUCGGAUAAGCAGAUAAGCGGCUUAGCGACUUAGAAAAAGAGGGGGAAAAGGAAAAAAAAAAACCCAGGAACUCGCAAGACAUUUUCGUCUUGCGAAGCAAGCCCAUAGCAGAUUCGUUUUGUGAGGCACCUCCAAAACGGAAAACUCUUUCGUCUAGCGAGUUUUCCGUCUUGCGAGGCAUUCGUCUUGCGGGGCACCACUGUAUAUUUUUUUUAAAAAAAAUGCAGCAAAGGAGCAGGGUUCGAAAGAGCAGAUUUCAUCACUCCACCCUCUCUUAAAAGCACAUAGAUCUAGACCUUCUUCAAAUGCAUAUCAGGUGCAUGGAUUGCCCAACAGAUCUGGGUGUCUCAAUAUGGGUGUAAUUUGCCAUGUCUAUAACAAGUAAUGAUGGAAGUCUGAGAGAUGCAACUCAGGUUACUCACAGUGCCUUUUCUCUCCUCAAGAUUGUUACGGACUUGCGCUUGUGGAUCUCACCGUAACAAAUACUCGUCUUAUACUCCUCACCUCACUAGGAUUAUUUAUCAGUGAUGAUCUGCGCAUUGUAACUGGAAAGCUGUUGCAGGUACAUAUGUGUACUUCUAAAUAUCCCUGUGUCCCCUUCCCCCAAUCAUCUAAUGUUUUAAAAACCACUGGUAAGCAUACUGCGAAAAAACUACCGUAUUUUUCGCUCUAUAACACGCAUCUGACCAUAACACGCACGUAGUUUUUAGAGGAGGAAAACAAGAAAAAAAUAUUCUAAACGAAACAGUGGAUGUAUGAUUUUUAUGGUUCAUGCUGUGGCCACAGACAUGUGAUCUGAUGGUGAGUUUGGGGUAGCCCAAUGCAAAAAUCCUGAGGAUCCAUGUGGAUCCGUGCUAUGUAACCACGUUUUAAGUGGGGAGGGAAGGAAAAGCACUCAAGGGACAAGGAGCACGCGUGGAGAAGGAGCUUUUCGGGGAGCUGAGCGGGGAGGAGGGAGGGAAAGAGCACUGUUGCUUUAAAGGUAUACUUAAGGUAUUUGCCCUGUGCCUGGGUUUUUUUUCCAUUUAACAGUUUGCAGCCUUUUCCUUCCGCUCCUUGUUUUGAGGCAGAAUAGAUUUGAGCAAGUGAGGAGGACUUGGAUUGCAGGGGAUUCGCCAUUAGCUGUGUAAAAGUGCUCAUCCUUGCAGCCUGAGUGAUAAGCAGCCACCAGCAGCAAUAGAAUGGAGCACAAAAAAGCGGUAGGGGCACUAGGACCCAGACAAUGCCUCAAUCUAUCCUGCCUGAAAACAAGCUGCUCUGUCCCAGCCGAUCAGCUGAGACGCUGAGACACGGGGAUUUGCAAAGUUUUCCCCUCUCCCUCAUCCCCAGCCUUUUUUUUUUACUUCCUGGUUUUCACUGUGUGGCUCAGAGCUCGAGGUUGGUUUUAUUUUGCUGCUGGUUGCUUAAAUUUUAUCUUUCCUGCCGUCCCUCUGCAGCCUCACUGCUCUGUUUAGGGAGCGCACGGACCUUUGCUAGCGUCUGUCCCUCCUCCCGUGUAAGCGGCUGCUGCCCGCUUUGCUGCCAUGGCUCUCCUUCCCUCCCUCCUCCCCGGCUCCAGGUCGCUUUAAAGCAAGCAAAGCGAGAGCCUCGUAGAGCGUGUAAGCGGCUUCCGCUUUGCUUGACUGACGGCAGCCAUGGCUUCGAUCCGUGCAUUCACUCCGUAACACGCACAGGCAUUUCCCCUUACUUUCUAGGAGCAAAAAAGUGCGUGUUUUGGAGCGAAAACUACGGUAAGUUUGGAAGAUCUCCUCCUGAAAUCUAUUAACAGUUCAAUGCCAUACAGGUCUGCUCAGAAGACAAUCUCGUUCAGUUUAAGACUAUAACCCUACUACACACAUUUCUCUGCAAGUAAGUCCCAUUGAACAUGGUGAGAACUAUGUCUGGGUAGGCACAUCUAGGAUUGCAUUGUUAAUCUGUGUACUAAUCAUUCUCUCUCCAGUUCACCUGAUGAACUAAGUGUAUGAAGAGGCUAAGCUGGUUGCUUCAUAUGUGAACCAUUUUAACCUUACCAAGGUCUUUUUCUAUGCUAGGGGAAGUGGGAAACUUUGGAAAGAACUUGAAAGGAUAAAUUUUAAAGGUCUUGACAGCCUGGAGCAACCUAGCCAGAUGGGCGGGGUAUAAAUAAUAAAAAUUAUUUUCAUAUUCCUGUGUUUCACUUUUGCUGCAUAUUUUGUGAUUUUAAAUAUCUGCCGGGGUCUCUCAAUAAAGAGUACUUGCCCCAAACUUGGAUCUUGGUACCCAGGACUUCUCCUUUCUUUUUUUUUCUUUGCACCAAAAGUAGCUUUGCUGCAAUUAAUAGAUACCUCUUAUAUUAAGAUCAAUCUCUGUGGCCCUGCUUCAGGAGUGCUACCUUUAGAAGUGAAGGGGAUUGUGACAGGGCCUUUUCUGUUGUAGCCCCUUGUCUUUGGAAGCCUCUCCCCAGAGAGUUUUGCUGGCACCAUUGUUGAAUUCUUUUUAGUGAUGGGUAUGGUACUUGAUUUCCUUUUUUUUUUUAAAUGAUAUUUAUUAAAAGUUUAAAAAUUACAGAAAAAAUAAAAAAAAACAAUAAGAAAGAGAGGAAAAAAAUAAAAAAACAUAUAAAAGCAAUACAAUACAGCAAAAAAGAAAAACAAAGAAGAAACUAAAACAGACAUCCAAUAUUCCAUAUCUUUACCUUUCCUUUACUUGUUUCAUCGACCUCCUCACACCUCCCUUUUUUGUAUUCUAGUUCAAUUCACUAUUUCAGCAAAUUCUUCCCAUCUUUCUCAAUUUUUAUUCUAUAAUUUAUCUUAACGGUCUAACCUUGAAUUUUUUCAUUUUAACCCAUUAUCAAUCAGCUUUUACUUAAUUCUUUGUUGCAUUUCUACUAAAACCAUAUAGCUUCAUUCCAGCAUCCUUCUAACACUCAUUAAUUUUACAAUGUUUCUGUAAGUAUGCUUUAAAUUUUUUCCAAUCUUCUUCCACCGACUCUUCUCCCUGGUCUCGGAUUCUGCCAGUCAUUUCCGCCAGUUCCAUGUAGUCCAUCAGCUUCAUCUGCCACUCUUCCCUGGUGGGUAGAUCUUGUGUCUUCCAAUAAUUUGCAAUAAGUAUUCUUGCUGCUGUUGUAGUGUACAUAAAGAAAGUUCUAUCCUUCUUUGGCAGCAAUUGGCCAACCAUGCCCAGGAGAAAGGCCUCUGGUUUUUUCAGGAAGGUAUAUUUAAAUACCUUUUUCAUUUCAUUAUAGAUCAUCUCCCAGAAUGCCUUAAUCUUUGGGCAUGUCCACCAAAGGUGAAAGAAUGUACCUUCAGUUUCAUUACAUUUCCAACAUUUAUUAUCGGGCAAAUGAUAGAUUUUUGCAAGCUUGACUGGUGUUAUGUACCACCUAUAAAUCAUUUUCAUUAAAUUCUCUUUUAAGGCAUUACAUGCCGUAAACUUCAUACCAGUGGUCCAUAACUGUUCCCAGUCAGCCAUCAUAAUAUUAUGUCCAACAUCUUGUGCCCAUUUAAUCAUAGCAGAUUUCACCAUUUCAUCUUGAGUAUUCCAUUUCAACAGCAAGUUAUACAUUCUUGACAGAUUCUUAACUUUAGGGUCUAAAAAUUCUGUUUCCAACUUUGAUUUUUCCACCUGGAAGCCUAGUUUUUUAUCCAAGUUAUAUGCCUCCAUUAUUUGGUAAUAAUGGAGCCAAUCCCGUACUCUGUUUUUUAAUUUUUCAAAGUUCUGCAAUUUUAAUCUGUCACCCUCUUGUUCCAAAUUUCCCAAUACUUCGGCCAUUUGGCCUCCAUAUUGAGUUUUUUCUGAGCCUUUGCUUCCAUUGGUGACAACCAUCUUGGGGUUUUAUUUUCUAACAAAUCCUUAUAUCUUAUCCAGACGUUAAACAGUGCUCUUCUUACAAUAUGGUUUUUGAACGCUUUGUGUGCUUUAACCUUAUCAUACCACAAAUAUGCAUGCCAACCAAAUACAUUAUCGAAAUCUUCCAAAUCCAAAACAUCCGUGUUUUCAAGAAGCAUCCAUUCUCUCAGCCAGCAAAAAGCAGCUGAUUCAUAAUAAAGUUUUAAGUCUGGCAGGGCAAAUCCGCCUCUUUCUUUAGCAUCAGUUAAUAUCUUAAAUUUUAUACGAGGCUUCUUGCCCUGCCAGACAAAUCUGGAGAUAUCUCUCUGCCACUUCUUGAAACAGUCCAUUUUAUCCAAAACCUGCUGUGUUUGAAACAAAAACAGCAUUCUUGGCAAUACAUUCAUUUUUAUCACAGCAAUUCGGCCUAACAACGAUAGCUUCAAAUUUGACCAUAUUUCUAAAUCUUUUUUCACUUCAGUCCAACAUUUUUCAUAGUUAUCCUUAAAUAAAUUCACAUUCUUAGCAGUCAUGUUAACCCCUAAAUAUUUCACUUUCUUAGCCAGUGUCAGUCCUGUCUCCUUCUGAAACUUAUCUCUCUCAAUCUCUGUUAGAUUCUUCUCUAAAACCUUAGUUUUCGUCUUAUUCAACUUAAAACCUGCUACCUGACCAAAUUCUUGAAUUAAUUCUAAUACUCUUUUAGUGCUGGAUUCUGGCUCCUGUAAAGUCAAUACUAAAUCAUCAGCAAAUGCUUUCAAUUUGUACUGUUUGGCUCCCACUUGUAUACCUUUUACCAAUUGGUCCCUUCUAAUCAUAUUUAACAAAACCUCCAAGACCGAUAUAAAAAGCAAUGGAGAGAUUGGGCAACCUUGUCGUGUUCCUUUCUCAAUCUUAAAUUCUUCUGUCACUACAUUGUUCACAAUUAAUUUGGCCUUCUGUUCUGAAUAAAUUGCACUUAUACCGUUUCCAAAACCUUGACCCACCCCCAUCCCCAAUAAAUUCUUCUUCAUAAAACUCCAGGAAAUGUUGUCAAAAGCUUUCUCCGCAUCCACAAAUAUCGAAACUGCUUUGGUAUUAAUCUUCACUUGUAAUUUUUCUAAAAUAUUAAUUAUAUUCCUCGUGUUGUCAGACAAGUGUCUGCCCGGGAGAAAGCCCGCUUGAUCUUUAUGAAUUUCUUCUGUUAACACCUUUUUAAAUCUUUUAGCCAAAAUAUCUGCAAAAAUUUUAUAAUCCACAUUAAGCAAUGAUAUGGGGCGGUAAUUCUUGAGUUGUGUCUUUUCAGUCUCUGUUUUCGGUAUAAGUGUGAUGUAAGCUUCCUUCCACGACUCUGGUGCCCUUUUCCCUUCCAGUAUUUCAUUACAGACUUCCUUUAAAGGUUGUAUUAACCAUUCUUUCAAAGUUCUGUAAUAUCUUGAAGUCAAUCCAUCCGGUCCUGGAGAUUUACCUACUUGCAUAUUCUGAAUGGCCCCUUCUACUUCCUGUUCUGUUAUUUUGUAGUUCAGCAUUAAUUUAUUUUCUUGAGAAAUUUUUUGUAGUCCAUUCAUUUUCAAAAAUUUGUCAAUGUCCAUUUCUUUCUGCUUCUCCUGUGUAUAAUUUUUUUUAAAAUACCUCUGGAAGCACUUUCUAAUUUCCACUGGAUUCUGUAUGUUCUUUCCUUCUACUUCCAAGUUCGUAAUGGUAUUAAGUUUUUGUCUUUUUUUCAUUUGCCAAGCCAACAAUUUACCACACUUAUUUGCCGAUUCAAAUGUCUUUUGUCUCAUCUGUUUAAUCUUCCAUUCUAUUUCCUGAUUCAUCAUUUUCAUGUAUUGUACUUGAUAUAACUUUAUCUCUUUCAAAAUCUCCUGGGACUUUGGUUUCACCCUCAAUUUCUUCUCCCCUUCCUUUAUUUUUUCCAAGAUUUUGUCUUUUUUCUCAUUUUGCAUUCUCUUCUUAAUUGCAUUCUGUUGUAUCAAAAAUCCUCUCAUGACAGCUUUACUUGCAUCCCAGAUUACUCUUUUUUCCACAGUAGUGCUCAUAUUUAUCUCAAAAUUGUCUCUCAAAGUUUUUUGGGCCUCUUAAUAAAUUCUUCAUUCCUAAACAAAGUAUCAUUCAUCCUCCAUCUAAAGGAACCAAUUGGCAUCAAUUUCAUUUCCAUCUUCACAGCAUUAUGAUCGGAGCAGGUCUUGGGGCAAAUUUCAACUUUACUAGUCUUUAGAGCCAGACCUCUGGUUACCCAAAUUUGGUCAAUUCUUGUCCAUGUCAUUUUAGCCUCGGAGAAGAAAGUUCCCUCUCUUCCCAGAGGGUUCUUCGUUCUCCAGAUAUCAACUAAGUCCAUAUUUUCAGUCAUAUCAAAGAAAGUUUUUGGUAGUCUUCCAUCCUUAGUUACUGACUGUCUUUGUGCCUUGUCCAUAUUUGUAGACACAACGCCAUUCAUGUCUCCCAUCAAAAUCAUGUUGUAAUCCAUAUAGUCCAUCAGAGUCUCAUGUAGCUUCUUAAAAAAUUCCAUUUUCCUUCAUUUGGUGCAUAAAUACCUAUUAUCAAAAAAAUUUCUCCUUGCGUUUGAAUUUCAAUUGUUACAAAUCUUCCUUGAUCAUCUUUGAAUAUAAAUUUUGGUGAUAAACUCUCCUUUGCAUAGAGGACCACUCCUCUUUUUUUUACUUUAUCCGAUGAGAUAAAUUCUUGGCCUAAUCUUUUAUUAUUCAAUAACUUCCUGUGUAACCUUGUCACAUGUGUUUCUUGUAGACAAAUCAAGUCCAAAUGCUCUUUUUUCAAUAAAUGAAAUACUCUCCGCCUUUUUUCAGGGCUGUUCAGUCCAUUCACAUUCCAGCUCAAGACCUGCAACGCCAUCAUGUAGUUACUUUGGUGCCCCCCCAACUGCCCCCAAAGCUUGCUCCUCUUCUGUUGGUGGUGGUGUUGGCACGUUCGCUGGGGGGUCCAAUCCAAAAGAUAAUGUCGUUAUGUCCAAUGUUUCCCUGUUUGGUGAUCUUCUCUCCAAUGCUGUUUGCUCUGGUCCUCUAUCUGGUGAUCUUCUGUCCAAUGCUGUUGGCUCUUUUCCAAUUCCCUUCUGUAGGUCUUCUUCGUAUUUAAACAGAAACUUUAUUUUAUCUUCUACUGAUCUUAUUUUUAUUUUCCUUCCUUUGAAACUGAAGGAUAGGCCUUGAGGAAAUUCCCACCUGAAAAAGAUUUUGUUCCCUCUCAGCAGGGAAACCAAAUCUCCAAAGUUGGACCUAAGGUCCAGAAGAUGUUUUGGGAUAUCUUUGAAAAUUUCCACUCUUGAUUGAUUUAUUACCAAAGUCUUCUCGUAAUGCCAACCCAAAAUUUGAUCUCUCUCUUCUUUAGAUCGGAGGGUAAUCAAACAAUCUCUUAUUCUGGUCUUCUCCUUCUUCCCUCCUCUUCCCAGUCUGAAGGCCCUCACAAUUCUAAAUUCCUCUUUUUCCAAAUCCAAGUCCCAAUGAUCUGCAAAUGCCUCCGUAAGAUAGUCUAUCAGGGAGUCUUUUUCCAGUUCAGGUACAGCUCUAAUUCUCAGGUUUGUCUGUUUUUCCUUAAGCUCAAUCAUAGAAAGCACCAACCUAUGGUCCUCAAGUUGUUUCUGAAGGUCUGGGACUCUCUCUGUUUCCAGCUGGGUUACCUUUGCUUCCACAGCAACAACCUUUUCCUUAACUUCCUCUGCGAUCUGUCGAGUUGAGUUAGACUCCUGGAUCAAUUUCUCAAUAGCUUCUGUAUUUGAAUUGACUUUUUGUCCCAAACUAUUUAUACUUUGUGUAUUCUGAUUUAUACUUUGUGUAUUCUGAUCCAAUUUUUUGUUUAUUUGUUCCAGUGACUCAUUUAUUUUACUUAAGGCAAGUACCAGGGCCUCUUCUGAAGUCAUUCCUUUUGGUUUAGUUAAUACAGCCACAGAAGAAGCAGGAGGGCCGGAUGUGGAAGCUCUUCGCCAAAUCUUCCCAGACCUUGUUGUCUUUUCCAUCUGCCAUAACAGUUAAUCCUUUCAAGGUCAAUUUCACAGUCCCAGAGUCUUAUCUUUGGAGUUGGAAAAUUCCAAACCUUGUAGCAAUUUCAAAGUCUUCCUCUAGAGGGAAAUGGUUACUAUUUAUAUUAUAUUAGUCCAAAAUGUCACUUUUUUUCCAGACCACUGUUGCACCAGUAUAUUUAGUAUCAAAUCUCAGCUAUUAUUACUCAGUUUCUUUUACUCCUUUUAGUCCCUAUUGAGUCAGAAGAGGGUAGUUGAAACAAUGUAUCACUCUUGUUUCACUGGCUGUCAGUGAGUGAUCUAUUUAUUCACAGUCUAUGCAGAACUCCAAAAUACAACAGUCUUAAUGGUAUCCCAUUCCCAGGUUCUGAGCAAUGGAAAUUUAGCUUCUUUCCCUCUCUUUUAGCAGGCAAAUAUUGUCCAAAAACUCUCCCCCCUCUUCUCCUGCUUCCAAAGGGGGGUUUGCUAUUUUUAGUGCUGGUAAUUUAAACGUUUAAAGUAAACUUUCCAAGGCUUUAGCUUAAGCCUAUUUGCUUCCGACUAUUUACAAAAAAGGGAGGCGGACUUCCUGUUUUAAACCUCCCCCCGUUCGUUGCCAAAUUCGACUUUUAAAACUCCAAUACUUCGCUUUACUCACAGGUAAUUACUUUUAAAUCCAAUUGUCAACAGGAAAAAGUCAGCGCUCUCUGGCAAUGGCUGUGCGGCUUCACUCCGUGGAAGUAGCAGUCGAUUCAAAGCACUACGCCACUCACCCCACUUCGCUCCGGAUCCCCGAAAACGGGUUUCCCCGCGAGUAGGGGGGGCGCUGAUGGUGCCCGCCGAAUCCCACGUUCACAGGCUUCACCCGCCUGUGAUUUUUGAAGGGUCCCCGCCUUCGCCGCUGCAGCCAGACCCGAUUUCCGCGGAGCAGAUUCCUCUGAUUGAGAGGAAAUCCGCCAUUGCCGAUGGUGCAAACCCGGAAGUCUCGGUACUUGAUUUCCUUAGGUGUUUUAGCUGUUGGUUUGUAGCUAUUGGUUAUUUCCUUUUAUCUCACAGGACAAGUACAUGCCCUGGCUAGGUUGCCCCAGGCUGUUGGUGGAAACAGGCUUCUUAUGUCACUCAAAACAACCAAUGGCCAUGUUAAUAAUAUUGAGUGUAAGUGGUAAAUGACUAUGUAAAGUAAUACACUUGUGAAAUUGCUUGUGAAAAGUGUGGGAAAGAAAGUGAUGAUUCAUACAAUUUGGUCUUAUUGUGUUUUAUUUCAGUUCAACAAACCAACCUUAUGUGGCUUUGAAAUGGUGAGAAAUUGCUAAAUGUUGUGUUUGUUGUUCUCAGUGGUGUAUUUUUGUAACAUCUCACAAAUAAUGUUUUCUGAAACUCUUUCCGGCAUUCAUUUUGUUAGCCAUUUAGAAAUAAGUGUCCCAAGGAUCAUAAAUCACGUAGUAUACGGAUCCUAACAAUGAAAUCCAGAGACCCUGGUACUCUGGGCAGAAUGCUAACAUUGGCUUAGUAUUGACAUCAAAUGUGUUGUCAGAAUGCAUUUCCAGCAUGCAUUUCCAGCUGCAAGUUCAAAUGUAAAUGGCAGCACUCUAAAGGAGAGAAAACAUAGCAAUAUAUUGUGACACACACACCCACCCCAGCACUGACACAAUGCAAUCUCUGUAUGCUAGGCAACUGACACCUGCAAGUCAGCCGUGUUGUUUCCAUGCCCUCACCCACCUUGACGACACAUAGAAGACAGAAGCUUGCAGGCACACACACACAGCCCAAUAGACAUAGCUUUCUAGCGACAACACAAUUGGCAGGAAAACUCACAGGAAUCAGUUGCUUGAUAGCCAACGCCUUGCUUUUUAUAUUCUCAGAAGACACUGAACUUCAUUUCUCCACCCCUACCCCACCCCACCCCCCAUGCCGACCAACUGCAUGGUUUGUAGACAGGGGAAUUAUUGGGCUGUCUUUGUUUUUAUUUUUAUUAUGUAAUCUGUGUUUUUAAAUUGAAAUUUAUUGUUGUGAAAGACUCUCCUCCUGCAAGAGAGGGGAGUGGUUGUGGUCGGGAGCCGGACUCUGCCUCAAGCAGGGGGCAUUAGCCCCCUGCCUCCCACUCACCUGGCUGGCCUACGCCCACGGGCAGGCACCCAACCCCAAAUUGCUGCGGCACCAGCCUUCCGGCCUCACUUUUCGUCGUCCCGUCGCGAGUCACCCACCCUCCACUCCCUUAGAGCUCAGGGUCUCAGUUUUCUUUUGGCCUUGCUAUGGACCUUAGGUUGGUCGCCCUGGUUGUCCGGGGGGCCUGGUAGGAAUUUUUCCAUUUGGCAUUAGGCUUUUUGGUUUUUUCGCCUACCUCGUAGCAAUCGUCACAACUUUCGUGGUAUUGGUGGGUAGGUUAGGCAUUGGAAUAAUGUGUUGUGGUGUGUCGAAGGGCUAGGUGUGGCCAUCGCCUAUGCCUUCAAUUUUUGGGUAUUCCGUUAAAGGAAUCUGGCGGUCGUGUAUUCUGUCCGAUGCCUGCUUGGCGGGAGGCCAUGGCACGACCCUCGGUGACAUCAGGGGAGAGCUUAUAGUUGGAUUAGCAUCAACAGGCUCCAGCUACUGGUGAAUAAACCCCCCUGUUUUAGACUCACCCCUCUCUGAGGGGGUGGAGUCAGCUGACGUAAUCCAAUGCCUAAGCCAAUACCUUUUCACUUGCUGUAAUCAAUAAAGUUGUGGUCUUUUCUUGCCCAUUAACCUUAUAUCACGUGUCCUCGUGUUUUCAUUCCACUACGCGGGGAUUGGGUCCUCGAACCACAACUGCCCUGAGAUCUGCAGUUAUAGGGCGGUAUAUUAGUAGUAGUAGUAGUAGUAGUACUGGUUUAUCACAGUCGCUGUUCACAGAGGAAUUGCUGUGCUGAGGGAUGUGUGUAGAUGAACUCCUUUUACUCUUGCCCCAGUCACAGACUCAUCCUGGAGAUUGCUGGAGUAACAAGCUGAAUGAGGGUUGGGGGAACGGAUCCCUCUUGGCCCAUUCCCAUUAAUACAGAGAAUAGAGCUAUAACUCACAAAAACGUUUGUAAAUUGCUUAGAGGCUAUUGCAAUUAAGCAGUAUAUAAAUUACUGUGAUAAAACAGUGAGUUUUGAAAGCAAGACACAGGAUACUGCAUUGUAUAGUUCCAGUUGCUAGUUUCCACUUGUGUGCUAUAAUUUCAGAGGAUAAGAGUAAUUGGGUCCCAUUGAGGCCAUAUAGCUAUCCUUUGAUCUGUGAAUUCCCUGACAAGGUUAUAUAAACAGCUGUCAGUGUGUUAAAUCAGAAUUCUGUGCUGCAUGAGAAGAACAGAAAGAGGCAGUGGGGUAGUUUUCUUUUCUCCUGACUAUCAUUGGGAGCUGGAAUGAGAUCUUGGGGAAGUUGGUAUCUCAACUACAUCUUGCUCUGCUUCUGACAUCUCUGUAAUUCUGUCUACUUUUGGCCAUCAAUUCUCUUGAGUUCUUCCACCACCAGCACCACUACUAAUAUCACUGGCAUUGCCACUAGAAACUAGAAAGCUAGUCCUGUUUUCUGACAUUUGGCAGUAUUGUCCACUGUCUUCCUUGGCUCCACAGAGGUUUUUAGGCAAUGUGUGAUAGUUAGAAAGGACGACUUGUGCCUCAGCAGACCCUUUCAGAAUCUUAACAGCUAUACUAUGCAAAUGCACUUGGCAUGCUAAGUAUUUCCUUGUCUUUUUCCGCCCACAGGAUGAUUAUCUUAAAGCUGAAAUAUGGUACAGCCGCCAGUGUCUAGCUAAUAAAGAAUUAUAUGAAAGUAAGGAAACCAGGGACUCAGCCAGAUUGGUAAAGAAAAAGUGAUUUAUAUGUGUUGAAUGUGUAACUUGAAUCCAUGGGUUCUCCAACGUUAUGGAGAAAUAUAGCUGUGUCAUCUAAUGUCCUAAUGUCUGCUUCCAAUGUCUUCAUGUAGCUGUUGAAUAGCAUGGGGGACAAAAAAGCACACUGCAAAACUCCAUAGUGUAAGUGGAGGCAAAGAACGCUCCUGCAAUGCUUGCCUGCAAUAAACCAGCUCAAGCCAGAGAGCAUGCCUCUCCGCUCAUACACACUUAUAUAUUUUAAGGCAUGUAACAAAAAUAAUUUCAAAAUUUCACCCUGAGUUCUUUUUAACUGUUCACAUGAAACUGGGUUGAUGCCUUUUGUAAACUAUAUUUUAGAAGUGCAAGCACUGAGUUGUAGCUAAUAUAUUUCUGCUUUUCUUGCAGCGGACUAUGUUGGGCUGUCAUUCAACAAAGAUAAGUCACUGAGCCAGGUAAGGCAAAUGAUGAUAAAACCUUAUGAAAAUAUAGUUGAGGUUUGGUGCAUUCUGUUCAGUACAUAAUUUGACUUCCUGGCCACCUUGGCAAAUUAAUGUUCAGAAAUCAAAAGGACAGUUGAGCAAAUUUAUUACUGGAAGCUUUUGUGGUCGCUAUCAGAGCUUUUAGGGAACUGGCUGCCAUAUGCUACUAGGAUAAGUUCAAAGUUCUUAUAUUUAUUUACAAAGCCCUAACUUGUAGCAUAAGGAGCUUAUGAUAGCAUAAGGAGCAUCUCAUCCUUUAGAUCACUACCUGAUCACUGAGGUCUUUGGAGGAUUCACUGUUUGGGGUCCCCGCACGUCCUUGUAUUCACCAAGGGCCAUUGGUUCAGUACUGUGGGUCCAAAAAAGCAGGUUCAGAGCUCCAAUCCAAAACAGGCUUCUGAUCUAGGCUUCUGAGUCCCACAACAGUUUCUGGCAGAAAAUUCUAUCAGUUUAAACAUAUACACAGGCCCUGCUUUCUGCCUUCUAGCCAUGCAAAAAUUCACAAAAUGUCCAAAUUAAAGAAUUAUUCUAUGCUUCACUAUACACUCCACAGAUUCAGAUAUCUGAACAUCCAGAGUUUACCCACUUUCUUAAUUCCUUGCAUCUUUGUGCUUUGCUAGUCGGUGGCAGCUAUUUGGGGGAAGAAACCAUGCAGGGAGGGAGGGAGCAAGAGAGAUCGGAGAAAUCAGAGCAGGAGAGAUUGGACAUUUCAUUUCCCCCCUUUGUCUUUCUUUUGCUGUUAAGCUGCAGCCAUCUCAGGAAGAAACCAUGGAGAGACAGGAUUGGGGUGGGGGUGGGGGGGAGAUCAUACAAAGACCACGGUUAGAAACGUUCACACAGGAAUUGAUGGAAAUGAUGUGAAUGCUUGCCCAUCGAAUGAUUUCCAGGGAAUGCAUAGUGUUUGGUUAGUAGGACCUGUGUGUACUUUUUAAAAAGCAUCAAUAAUGCACAGUUUGGCCCUUGCUCUUGUAAAAUCUUCUUGCUUUGCUUCUUGCUUGCUUUAUACAGGAGAGGCCUGCUGAGUGGAGCACUGACACGGCGAGUUGCUGCCACUUACCAGGAAGGAGGACAGGAGGGGCAAGGUAAUGGGGAAACCACUGCUGCAUGGGUGCAUCAUCAUCAACAUCAUCAUGUUGGUGCACCGUACAGCUCUGACCUUUCUGUUGCCUUGGUCCUCCACUUCUCCCUCCUGGUCAGUGGCAGUGGCUGUCCUGCUAGGAGGCCAGCUACACACCAUUGCCCCUUCCCACUAGCCACUCCUGUAUAUUCAGAGCUCAGUGGAUUCUCUAGCAAAGCUUUUAAAUUCGAACAAUGAUAGAUUUCUAAAUCGAUUACUUUGCAUCCUUUUCUUCUUCUUGUUUUUUUAAUUAAAAAAACAGGAAUCAACUUGUUUCUAUAGCAAUGAUACAUUUCAAAAAUGGCACAGCUGCUUGCCUCACAAAAUGAAAGGUGAAAGGCACUUAUCCACACGCGUGGUUUCUUUUCUUGUUGAUUAUGAACAGAACACUGGCAUCGCUUUGUUAUCUCAACAGGUACAGUGCACCAAAGGACUCUGAUUUAAUUAUUAUUUAAUUGAUACCUCUGGACAGAUGGCAAUUUGCUGCUCUUGUUUAGAAUGGAUUCUCAUUUUUUGUGAUGUGAUUUAUGGUUUGGUGAAAGCAUUUUAAUUGAAUUAGAAAGGGGGCAAUUCGCAAUGGAUGGGACAACUGAUUGAAAGCCCCCUCCCCAUUUUCUCUGGCUGACCCACCAAUAUCAAAACUGUGUCCUGCAAUAGCCUCAACUCCCUCCCCACCCCACUGCCAAGCUGAGUUCCUUCAGGAGGAGUGGUGGGAUAUUAAUUAACUAAUUAACACAUAAACUUCCACAGUUCACCUAAGUUCACAGGUAGUCUAUGAAUGCCUUUCUGAAGAAUAUAGAUCCUUCUGUUCCCUUUCAGUUCCAUGAUUCCAAUAUAUAUGUUGGAUAUUUUCUUCAAAACAAUGGCCACGGUGAUGUUUUAAAAAGGAAACAUUUUAAAAUGAGGCAUUGUAUCUUCUGGUGCUCUGAUCCCUGCAAUUGUUGUCUUUUCUAAAACAUCUCUUCUUCUUUGUCAGUUACAAAUGCCACAGGUGCCUUCUCCCUCCCUUAGAACAAUAAUUAGGCAAUAUAUUUUUUAUUGCCCCUUAGAAGGCAGAGGAAGUGCCCAGAUAGAUUGCAUCUGGGCACCUCUUCUACUGCAUUCUUAAGGUCAGUAAAAGUGUGUUGUUGUUGUCUAAUUGCUCUUGGCCAGUCUUUCUUUCCCUCUUAGGCAGGAGGGCAUUCAGCUAACUAAAGGUCCUGAUUCUGGGACUCAUAGGUGCCAAUUCCCUGGGGCCCUGGGUGCCCAAACCCCCACAAAAUUCCCCAUGAAGGGGCCAGGCACCCACAAAUUUUGGUGUCAGGGCCAAGCAUGCGGCAUGGCACCCACGACCCUGGGCACCCACGACCGCGGGGCUAAGCUUUCACUCCUGCUGGGACUUUGAGGCCUGUCUAACAAGCACUUCCUGAAGAGGCAGAAGCAGCAGUGUGGCAGAGAAGAAAAUGAAAUCCGUACCUGGAUUACUUGAUCUUCUUGCAGCAGAAGGGCAUUCUGCCCAUCUGAGUGCAGUUCUGGCUCCAUAUGGCAGCUGUUUGAGCCAGCACUUCAUGUAUGUUCCCUUUUCUCAGCUUCUUUUCUGAACUUAGAGGUCCCAGCAUCUCAGAAAGUGCUUAUUAGCUAUGCCUAAGGGAUGAACCAGGGCCUUCCCUUCAAUGAACGCCUUCCUGGCAAUGAGAAGGUCUUAACCAAGUAUAAAUUGGCUCUUGUUAGGGCAACUCUACCUGCCCAGUUCUAACACUCUGCUUGGACACUGUGUUUCUGCUGUGGCACCCACAAAUUUUGGUGUCAGGACCAAGCAUGCUGCAUGUCACCCACGACCCUGGGCACCCAUGGUCGUGGGGCCAAGCUGACACUCCUGCUGGGACUUCGAAAGCACGUCAAAGUGCAAGUAGAUAAAUAGUUACCGCUCCGAUGGGAAGGUAACCAGCGUUUCCAUGCGCUGCUCUGGUUCAGCAGAAGUGGCUUAGUCAUGCUGGCCACAUGACCCGGAAGCUGUACACCAACUCCCUUGGCCAAUAAAGUGAGAUGAGCGCCGCAACCCCAGAGUCGGUCAUGACUGGACCUAAUGGUCAGGGGUCCCUUUACCUUUACCUUUAAGUGAUGAACCAGGGCCUUCCCUUCAAUGAACACAUAGCUGUCAACUUUUCCCUAUUCGAAAUAAGGGAAUUUCCCUUAAAAAAAGGGAAACGUUGACAGCUAUGAAUGAACGCCUUCCUGGCAAUGAGAAGGUCUUAACCAGGUAUGAAUUGGCUCUUGUUAGGGCAACUAUACCUGCCCAGUUCUAACAAUCUGCUUGGACACUGUUUUUCUGCUGUAUCAUUUCUUUCUUUGAUAAUGCAUAUGUUUAACUGUGUUUCCUUCUUUUUCUUCCUAGAAUCGGGCCUUGAUAUCAGUGCAUAAGUUAACAGACGGCAGCAUGAAUAAAAAAAGAAAAUUCCCAGCCUUCUGGUUUCCAGAUCCGCGAUUUAUACCAAAAGGAUUGUAUUUUCACACAAACAGCCAUUUUCUGUAUGCAUAUGGCAGUCAGGUGUGUAAGAAGGAAGGUGUAUUAACAACUGGCACAUAGUGUUGCAAAGGUGGCAUGCCAACCCCCAACCUCUGUCAAACGGUAGCAGGAUUCUGGGGGUUCCAGACCCUCACCCUGCGGCCGUGUUUCCCUUGAGAAGCAAGACACAGAAGUCACACAUCCUCCAACAUUUCUUCGAUGAAAAUAGGAACCCCUCAUUCCAUAACAAUAAUUCUACUAUUUAUACCACACACAUCUUACUGGGUUGCCCCAGCACUCUGGGCAGCUUCCAAUGUAUGUAAAAACAUAAUAGAACAUUAAAAAUUAAAAAAAACCAACUUCCCUAUGGAUUGCCUUCAUACAGCUCGGGGGUUGGAUAACUCCAUACCAUCCAACAUUUUUCCAAUGAAAAUAAGGAUAUCCUAAGGAAAAGUGGGAUAUUCCUGGAUCAAAUCAGAAACGGGGAUGGCUUCUCUAAAUCAGGACAUCCCUGGGAAAUGGAGACACUUAGAGGGUUUGAGCAGAGGCUGUCAUAGCUUUAAGAGUUAGGAUUUAUUCACAUAGUUACACCUGAAUUUAGAUGGAGGGGGUCCAGAUCUUAACAGCACAGUUAUCUCAAGAGAGGCUUCCCCCCCCCCCCAGCACUGCAGUCCAAGGCAUCUCUCCCAGCUUCCCUGCGGCCUGCCUGCCAAGAUCGUGCUCCUUUCCUUUUUCUGUUCCAAGCCUCCUGCCCAAAGCCCCAAACUCUUCUUGUGACAUCACACCCAGUUACCCUGGCAACCUUCCAAAUUUCCUGUCUCUGUUUAUAUUGGGGGGGCGGCGGGAGGGGAGGACAGUUCUCUUGGAUUGCCAGUGGCCCCAUCUUGUUUCUUAAUGGCUCUGUACUUAGCUUGUGGCUAGGGUAAUCUUCCUUUGUCCUGCAUGAUGGUUCAGCCUGCAUUUUUACAUUGCUAAGCUGUCUCACACCUGGGUUAAGACAUCAAACCAUUAUUAAUUUCUUUUUUAAAAAAAAUAUGGGUGUCUUGACUCUGGUGGGCAGUGAGAGCACACCUUGCUCCAGGAAGAGAAAGUGGUUUGCAUUGAAACUGCUGCUACAGCGGAGAGGAAAAGGCUCUGAUUUGGCAGCAGUUUCAAUGCAAAUUUGGGCAGGUGCCUGGGACGGCUCACCUGACUGCCCCUGGCAUGGUCAUGAUGUUGGGUGAUUGAAAGGUGUGUUGUCCUGCACGCUGGUCAAAAGUUGGCUUGCUGGAUGUGCUUGAGUAAGAUGCAUGUAAUCUGAGUUCUGCAGGCACGCAACAGAGUUGCUAUCCUGUGGGAUAUAUUGUCCAGUGACUUGUUUCUGAAUAUUCAUUCAUUUGAGCAUAACUCCCAGAUCACCCUUAUCUUCAGAGUGGUUAAUAGUCAGGAGCUAACAGAGAGACAGCCGAACCACUGUUCCUCACCCCUGGAAGUCUGCAUCUAUGUGACUUUUUGUAAAUAUUCGUCAGCAUCUUCAAGACAAUGUGGUGGGUGCUUCUAGGUAUCUCAAAUGAUGGGGUGUUAGAGGAGGAGGAGUACCUUUAUUGGGGGACCUUCUGGGGUAGUCUGUCCACCUUUACUUCCUACCUUGUGCUCAACUCUCACUUGUGGCUCCUAUUAGCUGUGAGUAUGUGACAGCGGCCACACCCCAGGAAAUGGCUUUGAGUGACCUGCUAAACCAGGUGAGGGUUGCUGAUGGGUUUCAAACCUUUGAUGAGUUAGGGACUUACCCUGCUUGUGAAGACAGGCAGUGGUGGAUUGAGCAAAUAAAACCCAUUAUGAGUCCAGCGGUCAAGUAGAUGGUUUCUGCACAUUCUGUAGAAGGACAUGAGGGGCAGGUGAGGCUCGUCAGCCUGGUAAGAUAGCCCAUCUAAGAGAAGGAAAACUCUGGUCCUAAACCUCUGCUGCGUUGUGGGCUAUAUUAGGGAGAAGAAAAUGCUAAUGAGCAAACCCUACACAAAUCUGGUCUGGAAUCCCUAAGAUGCUUGGAUAACUCCUUGUACACCUCCUUCCUGCAACUCCUGCAAUCAAGUUAUAUGGUCUCAGCGGCUGCCCCCAGUCAUCUGUUUAGCUGCCGCAUGUAUUGCCCUGCUUUCCUUUGGACCACAUCAGCAAGACCAAGAGGGGGGCCUUGUUUUUCUGGGCAGCCCACGACCUCCACACUCACUGCCCAGGCUUGUACCCCUUUUAACAUUUACAUGAAAGCACUGGGAUAGAUCAUCAGGGGGUUUAGGCUGGGUGUCCAUCAAUAUGUGGAUGAUACCCAGCUCUACCUCUCUUUUAAAUUGGAACUUAGUGAAGGCAGUGAAGUUUCUGUGUGAGUGUCUGGAGGCGGUUGGAGGAUGCAUGGUGGCUAAUGGAUUGAGGUUGAAUCCUGACAAGACAGAAGUACUGUUCUUGGAGGAUGGGGCGGGCUGGUGUGGAGGACUCCCUGGUCCUGAAUGGGGUUACUGUGCCCCUGAAGGACCAGGUGCGCAGCCUGGGAGUAAUUUUGGACUCACAGCUGUCCAUGGGGGCGCAGGUCAAUUCUGUAUCCAGGGCAGCUGUCUACCAGUUCCAUCUGGUACGCAGGCUGAGACCCUACCUGCCCACGGACUGUCUCGCCAGAGUGGUGCAUGCUCUAUUUAUCUCCCGCUUGGACUACUGCAAUGUGCUCUACGUGGGGCUACCUUUGAAGGUGACCCGGAAACAACAUGCGGCAGCUAGACGGAUGACUGGGGGCAGCCGCUGAGACCAUAUAACACCUCUCCUGAAAGACCUACAUUGGCUCAUAGUACAUUUCCGAGCACAAUUCAAAGUGUUGGUAUUGACCUUUAAAGCCCUAAACAGCCUCAGCCCAGUAUACCUGAAAGAGCAUCUCCAUCCCCAUCAUUCUGCCCGGACGCUGAGGUCCAGCACCGAGGGCCUUCUGGCAGUUCCCUCACUGUGAGAAGCAAAGCUACAGGGAACCAGGCAGAGGGCCUUCUCGGUAGUGGCGCCGCCUGUGGACGCCCUCCCAUCAGAUGUCAAAGAGAUAAACAACUACCUGACAUUUAGAAAACAUCUGCAGGCAGCCCUGUUCAGGGAAGUUUUUAAUGUGUGACAUUUUAAUGUAUUUUUAAUCUUUGUUGGAAGCUGCCCAGAGUGCCUGUGGAAACCCAGCCAGAUGGGUGGGGUACAAAUAAUAAAUUAUUAUUACUAUUAUUAGGUCACUUCAGUACUGCUAACACAGUGGUUUGACUUCACCCCUGUCUCUCAAGACAGAUGGAUGCCAACAAAGAUCUCUUAUACAAUAUUCUUUAUUGUCUCUCCCCCUCCCUUUUAGGUGUGGAUUUCUUAUGAUGGAGGCACCAAUUUUGCACCAUUAUUUGCUUUAAAUGCUGAGAUGAUUAUAGAUGUAGAUUCAUGUGUUUACACCCAAGCGAUUAUAUUUGUGACUGACGCGGCAAACCUUUUGUACAGUAAGGCAGGUAGGAAAACAUUAAAAAGUGGAGUCUUCUGCAGUCUUUGAAGACUCAAAUAUGAGAUUAGGCUAAGAAACCAGGUCCCCCAACCUAUGUGUUCUCAUAGCUAGGUAGGGAGAAACAAAUGGAAGCACCUGAUGCACCUAAGGAAUUCACUCUCUCCUGGGCAGAACCAGGGAGCCCUAAGGGUGCCCAAACCAAGAACCAUGUAGACUAGAGACAUAGAUUCACUGCAUCUUCUAUGACUUCUACCUUAAGUGAGAUUGCAGGAACUUGGGUGACCAACAGCAAAGGCUAUUAUCUUGUCUCCUGAUGUCCCUAUUUUCACAUUAUUCUCCAGGGAAUAAAUGCCCUAUGCAUUCUGCUUGCUGAUAUCUCAUAGUGUAGUAUGGUUGGCUGGGAUCCAAAGAGCCGUUGCAAUCUUCUAGUGGGUCUUAGAAGCUUUUAAUCCACUCAUUUGUUGCUGCAGCACCCUGCAUCUACCCCCGCCUUCCAAAACCCUCAAUUGCCGACCAAUCCAUUCAGACCAUGAGGCACAAGGAGCUUCUUCCUAAAAGGAACAACACCUCCUUGCAUGCUUCAAAGUAUUUGACCACAUAUGACCUUGUUAGAUCCUGGCCCUUAGGAACUAUUGUCUGAAGUUGCAUAAUUUAGAUAUACUUUAUCCUCAUCAAAACGAUUUAUUUCCUCAUUGCAUUGAUUAAAUAUGGGUUGGAAGAGCUGUUGAUCUCUCCAAAUAUUCACAGAAACCUAUUGUUCUAGAAUAAACUCAUGCUUCCUAUAAUAAUAAGAUUUGAUGCAUGCCCAUUAUUUAUAUUUCCCCUUUUCUGUAGGUUUACUGAGAUAUGCCAAGGUUUUCCCCCCAGCAAAGGGUAUCUUCAACAUGUACUUUGACCACCUGGGAAUAUUAAAUCAUAUUUCUCUGAAUGAUACAAUUGACUCAUUUGUAAAAGAGACGAGUGUGGAUGUGGACACUUUUUUGAAGGUUAAGGAUUCUUUUGAUGCAUGAAUGAAAAAUGUCUAUGAGAUUGUAAUAAUUGUUGUUCUUGCUAAGGACAAACCUUCACUCUUCCAACAUGUCAAAGUAGGAAGCUAGUUCUAGAAUGGACACUGGAGUCCUUAAUCCAGCAUUUUUUCACCACUAUCCAGAUAUCCUUAUAAUAGAUUUAAUUCUUUUUUUUUUAAAAAAAAAAGUUGAUUUCAGCAAAGCCACCAUUAUAAUGGGUUACAGCAAGAAAGACAAUUCUGUGGUUCCUGAAAAAAAUAGCUGCUCACUGCUUUCUGGGGGAGUGGGGCGAUGUUUGCGGUCCCUCAAGCUCUGGCCUCACGUGCUCCAGUCAUUGCAGGAAAUCUCUCCCCAGUCCCAGGAACCCUGGUCGAUUCCCUGCCAAGAAGGACCAUUAAAGCUGGCAGUCUGGGCAUUGGCUGUUGCUCCUGCCUGGCCUGGCAGCAACACCUUGAAAGGCGGUGGGCCUCAGCGGCGCAGUCGGGUCCCAAUAGCUCAAUCCGAACCAUAUUUCCUGUAUAUGUGCCCUAUAUGCCGAGGGAGUGCAUUAAUGAAACUUUCAGAAAACCAUUGAGUUUGCCCCACCCCUUAGCACAGGCAAAGUCACAUAAUGCUUCAACUAAGUUGCCACCUUCAACUCCUUCACUUCUUUCAAGUGGGACUUGAAAGUGCUUAGCUUUAACUGACUCCUACCAUUAUCUUCAGUACCCUGAGCAAAUACUGAUUUUUAAAAACGUAGUCUUGUACUCAUUAGAAAUUUAAGAGAAACGAGGGAGAAAUUUUGUAAUAUCAGUGUUAUGUACUGAGUUGAAUAGGAUCCAAACUGCAGCAGUCUGAUUGGUCCUAGAACAAUAGGAUCCAAAAUGCAGCAGUCUGAUUGGUCCUAGAACAAUAGGAUUCAGAAUGCAGCAGUCUGAUUGGUCCUAGAACAAUGCAGCAGUAUGAUUGGUUGGCAGGAACCACCCAAUCCUGCUCCAGAUAGAAGUGAAUCCACAACCUGAUUGGCUUACAGUAGAAUUCCGGAAUUAGCCAAUCAUGUGCAGCCCAUUGUGUAAAUAAUGUAUAUAAAGCAGAUACUGUGAGGGGACUUCCAUUCAUUCCUCCUCACCACUAUGAGCUGAAUAAAGAGCAUGAAAUCACUUUGUGACUGAGUAUAUUUCAAUCAGUAUUAUUUUUGGAUUACUGCAGCUAUGUCUGUGCUGCUUAAUUACCAGUUUCAUCAUCAUCAAACCUUUUAUUGGCAUCACAUACCAACAUCCAUAGCAAUCAAUACCGAAUUCCCGCCUUCCCAGUGACACAAAACAUUUGUCAAAUGAAAGAGACAAAGCAAUCUAACAUUACAUCUCUAGGUCUCCAGGGAGCUCAGACGUCUGCAGUGUGUUUCGACGACAAAAAAACAGAUAAAGAUAUUUAGCCACUAACUUGGUGAGCGCCUGAUUGUUCCCCAAUAAUAGAAAAUGUAUGACCUCUAACUCUGGUUUCCAUUUGGGGAUGCAGAGUUGAUCUAGGAACUGCAGGCGGAGAUCAACAUAUAGUUUACAUUUAAGAACAAGUUGCUGUCCCUUUAUGUUAAACCGUUGUAGCCCUGGGGAAAGAAAGGGAUCUAGCAAAACUUCACUAAGGAGAGGAUCUUUAUCUGUUGUGAGGCAGAUGUUUAACCAGCAUGUAAGAAAUCUCGCCCAGGCUGCAGUCUCUACCUUGUGUUGACCUUCUCUAGACACAAGCUGCCUGCACUCAUUCUACCGGCUGGGUAAACCCUGGCAGCCAGACUGGAAUUCCGUAGAGCAAUUGAGCUAUAACUUUGACGUUGAAGACCUUGAGGGCAGAGGGGAUAUGUGAAGACCUUGAGGGCAGAGGGGAUAUAACCUCUUGUUAUAAAGAAACACAGUUUCUAAGCAAUUUCUCUUCUGAUUGCUAUUAUAAAUUAAAUUAUCUUUUUUUAAAUUCCUAUUUAUUCCUAAAAUUGUUUAGCAAGUUUUGUAUCUAUAAACGCAUGAAAAUAUAUAUAUAUAAUUAAUUUUCUCACUUUGUUCCAGGAUAUUGACUUAGGUUUUGAAUUUCCUUUGGCUCUACAGUAUAUCACUGAAGAGCAGAUGUUACUUUUAAACCACGAGCCACUGAUAGCAACAAAACGUGAGAGAUUCAGUAAUCUGCAAAGAGGCAAAAGAUUAGAUUAUGAGUAAAUAUCAAUAACAGCAUAUGUUUUGUUAACAAGCAAUGUCUUGUUCUGUUGGGUUUUUCUUUUUAAUGUACCCUGCUAUUUUACAUAAUAUAGCAAAAUAGCAUCUCUCUAAUUUGGUUAAAUUGUUCAGAGGGUUGCCACUUUCUUGUUCUGCCUGCUCUUAGAACCACUUUGUACUAACAUUUGCAACGUGAACCGUGUAAUACAAGUUUCAAACAAAACUUGAAGGCUUCAAAAAUAUAUCAGUAGGUGAUGUGUGUGUUGUAGGAAAUUGGAAACGGUUUCUGCAGUGUGUAAUCUGUGGGGGAUGGGGACCCACCACCACAUUUGGGAGCAAAGACUGCUGGAAUCUGCUGUCUUCCAGCGAUGUGAAAUUGCUAGAGCCAGAAGGAACAGGUUCAGAUAAUAUGGCCCAUGAAAUAUUGUACCUACUGGGUGUACCUAACUUGGAGAUUAAGGGGUAUUUUCGUGUGAUUUGAUUUAAUAUUUGUAUUCUGCUUUCCCCACAACAACUGUUGAGCUCAAAGUGGCUCACAGUAACAAUAAUACCAUUACAAGUUAACAGACAUUGUGAUCAUGGUAGUAAAUUCAAAGCACAGGAGAAUAUAAAGCUAAAGACAAAUUCAUCAAAAAUUACUACAAUUCAAUACAAAAUCAAAGUGAUUCAAAAGAUCAGAAAUAGCUGCUGAACAGCAGCCCUGUGCCAGCUGACAUGCUUGAAACCACAAUUUUCUCUUAGUACUAUUUUCCAGCAAGGGAAUCUUAGGAACUAGUCAAAAUUCGUUAAAAUUCAUUAGAUGUGUGAUCUGACAUCAUCAAGGUGGUAUUAAAUCUAUGCUUCUUUUUAAUUUAGGCCAGGAGGAUCGUGUAUAAUCAGAGAGGUUUUUAGGACGCCAGCUCCUCCGGGCUUUAUAUCAUCUGUACUGGUAGAUGUUCUAGAUCGGUUUCCUGUUGAAUCUAAAACUGCUAGCCCUUGUACAGCAAAUACUUUAAGAGUUUUGCCCCCUACAGGGAGCAGUAUAUCAUACAGGCUUCAGCUGACUUCUCCAGGUUUGUGCAUCACCUGAUAAUGAAAAGUUUUUGGAAGGAGGGUCUUUGGCUUAUGCUAAUCACACUUCAGGGGGGAAAUAUAUGGGAAAAGAAUUGUAGGGAAUACUAUUUGUCUAAGAUUGGUUGCAUGGUGGUGGCCCCUGCCCAGCAUUUCCUAAUUUCCUAUGUAGCCUCUUUUAUAUGUUCCUCGCCAUCCAGUCAUUUUUAUUUCUACUAGAUCCCCUUCCUAAAUCAACAGCCAGCCAAUCAGUCUCCCACUAUGUGUAAAUUCAUACUUUUCUUAUGGAGACAAAAUGGCAAAAUGAAGGAAGGGUAUGGAAGGUGUAUCCCAGAAAAGUAAGGUAAAGAGGUAAUCUGGUAGCCCCAUAAAAAGAAGAGAAAGAGCCCCCAAUUUCCAGCCUGUGAAUGAAGCAUGGGAUUUCAGCCUUCACUUGACACUGCCUUCAUUUCUGAGGUUUCUGGCAAAAUAGAAAGUUUUAUGAGCUGUGGGAGUUACAGGGCUGCUGUUGACUAGGAGAGCCACACAGGUAGUGGCAGUCUGUCAAAAAUUAGGAAUCUAAACUUUAUAUCAAAGAAGCCAUAGCUUCAGCUCAGUUUAUCUUUUGUGUAAAUUAAGCAUAUUCCUAGCAGCAGCAGCAGCAACAACAACAACAACAAAGGGAAAUGCAGCUUCUGCACAUUGAAUGAUGUUUUCAUUAUUUUCUUGUUUUCCAGGUGUGAAUAUAUUUAAACCAACCGAUCUUGAGAAAACAGUGGUGAUUCCAGGCAGUAGCAGUUUCUUCAUUGUUCAAGUUGUGGAUGACCAAAAUGCUUUAGGAGAUGCUACCAUGCCUAAUAGGGUGCUUUUAAAUACAGACAUUCCACCUGGGAGGUGGUUCUUGUAUGACUUUGGCACUGCAAAUAAAAGAAAAUGGAAAAUUGUUGUUGACAUAUGUAGAUAUACAAUACAACAGUUUGAUGACCUACCACGCCAUGCCAUUAAAUACUUGGAUAUUGGGUCAAAGCUGGAAUUGAAAUUCAGAGUGACUCCAAUUAAUGUAGGUAAGACUGCACAUACCGUAUUUUUUGCUCUAUAAGACGCACCAGACCACAAGAUGCACCUAGUUUUUGGAGGAGGAAAACAAGAAAAAAAAAAUUCUGAAUCUCAGAAGCCAGAACAGCAAGAGGGAUCGCUGCGCAGUGAAAGCAGCAAUCCCUCUUGCUGUUCUGGCUUCUGUGAUAGAUGCGCAGCCUGCAUUCGCUCCAUGAGACGCACACAAAUUUCCCCUUACUUUUUAGGAGGGGAAAAGUGAGUCUUAUAGAGCAAAAAAUACAGUAUUUCUUGUCUCUCUACUCUAUGUAUUCUCUAUAAAAUGUCUGAAAGUGUUUGAAAUCAUAUGAAAGCAAACUCUUUAUAAGUUAUGAUCCUCACUCUAAUAAUUUAACUGAAAUUCAACAAAAUGUAUUUUACAUAUAUAUUUAUCCUAUUGACUCCCAUCCUGCCUACAGAUCUUUCAUAUGGAUUUCUCAUUUUGAUGUGCAUUUGUACACAGAUGUAUAUGAAAUAAGGGUACACUGGAAUCAGCCAAAAUCCUCAAGUAUUUUUCAACCCAACUGCAGUCUCAGAGUGGAGCUAAGUUUUGCCUUUUGUGUGAGGUUGUUCUACAGGAAAGAAAUAUUGGAAAUAAACAUUAUUCUCAUUGUUGUUUCCUUCCACAGCGUAUAAUGUGUUCCAUAAUAGGCUAAUGCACAUUGUAAUUGGAAGGCCUUCUCUACUGGAUGUGAGAACAAAAAUUUAUUUUGACGACAACAAUAGCAAUUUAAUCGAUAUCACUGUUCACAGUAGAUUUUUUGAAAAGGUAACAUGCUGCCAGCUCUUUUCAGAGUACCUUGAUAAAGUACACACAGCUUUAAUGUGCAUUCAGACUCCAAAAAUCUUCUCCCCGUGUUUUUGUACAAAACAAACUUAUGUUGGUUUUAGACCAGUUUACGCUAUGGCUUUCCUCACAGAACCCUAGAAAUUGUAGAGUAAUGAGACUUGGUUGCUAGAUGUGUUGGGCAUUCAUUGCAGAUGUUAGUAGGUGUGGCGGUGAGCUGGCAGGGAGGGGCCAGCAUGUGUGCUGGGGAAAGGCAUUGGGUUGGAUACUUAGUGUAACCUGGGGCUGAGAGGGAGCCUCUCCUGUUGGACAUGUAAAAAUCUCAGGGUACCCUGGUAAAGGCUUCUGGGCUGCAAUCCGAAGGUCCAGAUGACGUGAGGUGGGGGUGAUGGGCCAAGGGCUUCCGUUCAGUGGCCCAGGAGCUGUCAGCUUAGUUUACCAGCAUCUUGAGGGGACCCUUAACCCAGGACUGACAUUGUGAAUAAUCAUCCAGCAGUCAGGUAGGAUGAUUUGGGAUACACACCCAAUGCCUAUGUCCAAUUUAUUUCCAAGUUCUUCUCAUGUCGUUUUUGAUGCUUACUUCCCGGUUCCCAAGGCACACUGCGCACGGGCCUGCAAUCCCCCUCCCACAAGCACAAGCACAUUUUAAAAGCUAUAAAAUGUUAAUCAGCCAAACGCCUGAGAAACAUUUUCACCUGGCAACUAAAGAUAUGCAAUGAAGGCGCCAGGGAAGCCUCCCUAGGGGGAGCGUUCCACAAAUGGGGAGCUACCACAGAAAAGGCCCGCUUUUGUGAUGGCACCCUCCAGACGUCUUGUAGUGAAGGCACAUGCAGAAGGGCCUCAGGUAAUGAUUGCAGGGUCCUGGUUGGUUUAUAUAGGGUGAGGUGGUCCUUAAGGUAUUAUACUCCUGAGCCGUUUAAGGCUUCAUAGGUCAAAGCAGCACUAAUUGGCAGCCUUUGGGGGGAACACAACACUGAUACAAAAACCAGCCACUCAUAGUCUUACACUCCUUUUAAUAGCCCUCACCCUACCCCUAAUCACCUUCAGGCACCAGUUUAGCACAGACACAGCUAUAUGGUAUAAGACUACACUACAAGGUUUACUGAAAGCAAUGGGAUGCAAGUUAUUAAUGACUACAGUGCAAUUGUAUCUUACACAGGCAUUCCGUUCAAAGCAGUCUGCAUAUCUGCAAAAAUGUGUAUACUCAAAUCAUUGGAACUGGACCCCUUCAUGAGCAUCCUGGGACUCCAGAAGCCCUGAAGUGCUCUUGCGAGAUCUCACAGGUCCCUCCAAGUUCUCUUAAAAUCUCCCAGGAGCACCCCAGACCCGUCAUGCAGAUAGGCAAAGCAUGGCAGAGAUAGCUUAAAAGUUCUUUUUUGCAUCAGAUUUUCCUGGUGCAAAAAAUAGCUUUUAAGCUCUCUGCCUUGCUUCUCAAGCAAGGUGCUCGCCUCCUGCCAGCUCCUUAUUCAACUUGCAAGAUUUCAACCAGCCAGACUUCAACUGCGUAUGGUUGAAAUCAGGCAAGUUAAAUGCAUGUAUGACAUGGUCGUACUGUAGGUCUAUUGUUGUGAAUGGGGCCCAGUCCCAGCUAUCUUUACCUGAUGUGUGACCCUUGUCUUUAUAUGGAUAUAUUGUUGUCAUACGUUUGUUUUGGAGUAUUAGAUUAAUAAUUUUUAUUAUUCCUGUUUGAGUAACAUUUGUCAUAUGAUAAUUCUUAAAACUAUUCCAAUGGAAGACAGAAUUUGGAUUUCUUCUAGUACGCACAAUGCACACAUGCUGUGCUGGCGAAAUGAAUGCAAAUGCCUUACGUCAACAGCCAUGCUUGCAUGGAUAAGGCUCUAUGGCAGGGGUCAGGAAACUUUUCUACCAGCGGGCCGGCUCACUGUCCCUUAAAUCUUCUGGCAGGCUGGACCACACACACACACACACCAGCAGAGGGGGCUUCUCUCUCUCCCCAGCCCCUCCCUCCCCGAUUUCCUACCUCCUCUGGCGGUGGUUGGGAGCCGGCAGCUGUGGCGGCAGCUCUCGCUUCUGGAAGAGCUUUCCCGGGUGCCAGGCACAGGGCCAGCAGGCAUGCCAAGCUCCGGCCGAAGCCCUGCGAUGCGCCCAUGGGCCUCUCUGUCCAUGGCUGCCUCGCUGGCCAAUCCGAAGCCUCACCGCCCACGAGCUGAGGAAACCUGGCACGGCUUUGAAGUGGCCAGCGUUGCUGCCUGCCCAGAGGCGUCUGCGGCUUAGAAUUGGCUGCGGGAGCUUCCUGAAGCCGAUCCACAGCCACCCACACGCCCAUCAUGGAAGUCAGUCCCCGCGUGGUGAGAUAUCAGUUUAGCACGGGGACUGACUGAGUGGGCAGCAGAGUCCUUGGGCUGGAUUAAAGAGCCCCUUGGGCCUUAUCCGACCCACAGGCCUUAGUUUGCCAACCCCUGCUCUUUGAGUGCGUUCUAAACAUGCAACACCAGAUGGUGCUGGAGAAAAAACAAACAAAAUUCUUUGCGAUUUUCCAUAGUGUUUGUUUUCUUUUGUUAUAACGAUUUAAUUUCUGACUUAUUUAUAGUGGGUUUCCCCUGUGUGUAGAUCCAUCGUAUGAUGGGAAGCUAAUUAUAUUCAUCUAUGUUGGAGACCAAUUAAUGUUAUGCUUUCUCAUAAACAUCCCUAGGGUAAAACCACCAUAGCUGUUAUCGGAUUGGGAUCUCUCCGAUGUGAAGUGACAACUCUUGUCUUAACGCUGAAGAAUUCCUGCUCCUAUCUUAAAUCAAUGCACUAUGUUCUAUCUGCUAAAACCUCUCCUUCAGACUGGCUAGUUGAGGAUGUCAGCGCUGAGCCAAAUGGCUCAGCGAUUGCCAGACUUUUAAAGCAGCUACCGGUAAGGAUCCUAAAUCCUACAUUUUAGUUUAGAAUUCUUUCGUACCCUUUCUUAAAUGUUCUGAACAGGGGAAGGGCACAGAUGUACCCAUUGUUCUAUGAAGCCCCGGGAUACAUUUUUCCAAAGCCAUACCUAGGCACAAGACUCCUGAGUUGGAUGGAUUUAAGUGUGGCCCAUGAAACAGAGAGCAAUGCUGAGGACGUCACUACACUCUCUGGCAUCUGUGUCAGUGAAGCAGACAAGUAAAAGCUAACUUUUCUUCUGAUAGAAGGCAGGGUCAACAUUUCCAACUGUCUUUUUUUAAAAAAAUCAAUUUUUUAAAUGUUUCAUUAAUAACAAUCCUAUGGAGGCCACAUUAAUUCGAUGCCAAAUCAUGCCAAAUCACAAUACAAUCAAAAGAGCCAACUAAACAGUUCUGAAUUAAACAUUUUUGGAUGACUUCCCGUGUUCUGGAUAUCAGGAGUUGAUGUUAUUCCUUGAUCCUGCACCAAUUCCGAUCUUAAUCAUCUCCAGAUUAAAACCUUGGCACUCAGUGGCUGAUUCAUUUCGCAGGUUACCAUUCUCUUUCUUCCAAAACACGUAUGUUUCUUAAGUCCGAAAUUCAGAUACAUCUUAAAAGAAACAGAGAUACCUCAGCUCAUGGCGACUGCAUCGGGGAGUUUCCAAUACGUGCAGUGCUAUGCCCUUUGCGUCCCUUCAUUACGUCUGGGCUUCAGAGCUCUUCUCAGGAUAUUUGAAUCAGAAGCCCUUUUAUUUCCUUUCCCCCCCUUUCUUUUCUUUUCCCACUCUUUUAUUAUUUUCAUCUUCAUGUUUUUUUCCUGCCUUCCUUUGGUCCUGCUUUUGGUGGCGUUGUUUUUAUGUCCUCUGCUCUGGCUCAAUGAGGGGGUGUAUGCACAUGAAGGUGAGGGCUGGCUGGUGAAGGACCCUGUGUGAGAGGCAGGGAAGGGAAGGUCUCCCAGGGUGGGAGGCUGGAAGAAGGGAAGCUCCCAGGUGAGAUCUGGGAAGAACCACCCCCUUAUGUGUGAGACACGGCUUGAGAUCUACCUUUGAGAGAAGAUUGCAUUUCUCUCUCUUUCUCUUUCUGUUUUCAUUUAGAUUAGUUUGCUUUUUAAAUUUGUUCUUUUAUCUGUAUUAAUAAAGCCUUAAUAAUUAUUAUUUUUUUUAAAAAAGAAAGAAAUCUGUGCUGCUGGUAAUAAUUGUAUGAAUACAGGGUUGGGGAGAUGACACAAAGGGGAAACCAGUCUUAUUUUUCAUCAUAUAAUUUCCCUCUUUUUUCAUUUACAAAGAUUAUCACACAAAUAAAUUUAUACAACCAAUUAGAAAACAUAAAAUCAUUGACCCUUUCUGUGCUUGCUUAUGUUUUAUCUUUUAUCACUGCAUAGCCAAUUCAUAUCUAUUUACUAUUUAUCCUUUGUAUUUUAUUUAAAUGAUUUUCACUGCACGUUUUUAUGUCAGUCCCGCUUACGAUUUAAGUUGUUUGCAAAAAUUCUUCAAAUAAUAAAUUUUCCCCAUUAAAAUGUGUUGUUUUUCGUACAGGUGAACUACAGGCCACCAUCUGUUUUGGGAAUUGCUGUUCCACUCACAGAAAACUUCUAUAAUGCUGACCCCAGCAAACCUAAACUGAGGGAUUAUUUUACAAAUUCAAAAGUAAGUCUUCAUAGCUACUCCUGUAAGAGCUUUGAGAAUGCACAUUUUAAAAAAUUGCUAUCCAUUUUGCACUCCGUGCUGUUGCAUGUUCUUUACAUACAUAUACACGCAUUAAGAAAAGAGAUUUCUAAUUAAGAGGAGAAUAUUGAAAUUCAACUUCCAGAUGAGCAUUUCUAUAGAGUUUGCCCCAGAACUUAGGCAUCCUGCUUGCACAUCUGUCAACAUCUGUCUUCUUCCCACUAUAAAUAGCUGGUUUUUGCAUAUUAUUCUAAGAAAAAUAACCUGAAAACUUGGGCUCGAAUCCUUAUGUUUUAACUUUAUGGCCACCUCAUGGCCACCUCAUAUCACUUGCCAAACCUUUGCAGUGAUAGGAUAGAUAGGAUCAGAACAUAUGUUGACACAAUUGCCCAACUACUUUCCACACACUCAAGGUAAAUAUACUUUAGGAGCAAUGGGAACAAUUUGAAGCACCCAGAGCAGCCAAUAUGAGCAUUUUCUUUUUUUGCCCUAGGUGAACUCUACUGUCUCACCCCGUUUUACAAUCCUCCAUGUUUUCCUGUUCUAUCAACAAGAGGCAGUAGAGGAUUGCAUGCAUAGCUCAUUUUGCACUAUUCCAUAUAUUCAAGAUAUUGAUGUUUUACAUCUCAUUAAAGACUCUCAAAGUCAACAGUAUCAAGGCUGCUUAAGAAUACGGAGAGUGUAGAGAAGAAAAAGGGAAAGGCUGAAAAACAGGCAGAGGACUUCAUCUGCAAAAUCAUUUGCUGUCACCCAAGAGCCCCAAUGUCCAUUCAGCUCAUUUGUCUCUUGCUCAAGAGAAUGCUUCUCUUCAACCCAACUGCAUAUCAUGCUUCCUGUUCACUAAGGAACAAGAGUUAUUGCAUAGUUCUCUUUGCCCUGACUCUCCCUUUCUUUCUGACAACCCUUUUCCACCAAAUUUGAACACGCAGGGCUCUCCAGUCCACUGAUAGUUGAAAAACUAUAGACUGAUUCAGAGGUCAAAUGAUUUCCAUUGCAUAUGUUGGUCUACUUUGUAAGCACAGUCGAGAAUUGCCUUGAUUAUACCUUCUUUGGGACACGGGUGGCACUGUGGUCUAAACCACAGAGCCCAGGGCUUGCCGGUCAGAAGGUCGGCGGUUCAAAUCCCCACAACAGGGUGAGCUCCCAUUGUUCGGUCCCAGCUCCUGCUCACCUAGCAGUUCGAAAGCACAUCAAGUGCAAGCAGCGGGAAGGUAAACAGCGUUUCUGUGUGCUGCUCUGGUUCGCCAGAAGUGGCUUUGUCAUUCUGGCCUCAUGACCCGGAAGCUGUCUGCAGACAAACCCUGGCUCACUCGGCCAGUAAAGCGAGAUGAGCGCCACAACCCCAGAGUCGUCCGUGACUGGACCUAACAGUCAGGGGUUCCUUUACUUUUCCAACAGAAUUCUGGACGGUACAAGCAAUGUGCUGGCAAGUCAAAGCGCUCUGAAUGUGGAUGUACAGAAAAUAUGAAGCUGUCCUUUUCUGUUGCCUUUUCUGAUUGCAAGGAGAAGGUAAGGGCUAUGCCUACAUGUGCAGCUUUUUGUUUGUUAUUCGGAAGAGAUAUGUAGUACAGUCAUACCUCGGGUUGAAUGUGCUUCAGGUUGAGCGCUUUCGGGUUGCGCUCCGCUGCAACCCGGAAGUGACGGAGUGUGUUACUUCCGGGUUUCGCCGCUCGCACACCACAGACGCUCAUAAUGACGUCACACGCAUGCGCGGAAGUGGCAAAACGCGACCCAGGCACGCGCAGACGCGCCGUCGUAUCUUACGUUCUAUUCAGGAUGCGAACGGAGCUCCAGAACGGAUGCCGUUCGCAUCUGGAGGUACCACUGUAUCCUGGAACCAUUACAUCCAGUAUGUAAAGUACCGGGUAUAUCAACAUAACAGUACGUUAAGAAACCUAAGAAGGCAAAAAUACCCUUAGCUACUGCUGAGAAGAUGACAAUGUUGUGACAGGCAAAUAUCUUUGGGGAGGGAAUUCCGCAAAUGGGGCAUCAUAACCAAUAAAUCUUUUCUCUGGCUGCCUUCUGCCACACCUCAGAUGGUGGGGACACCUGAAAGAGAAUUUCUAAAGACUCCCAUGGUUCUUCAAGGUGCUUGGGUCCCAAGCUGUAUAGGGCUUUAAAGGCGAACUUAGAAAUGGACUGGUAGCUAGUGAAGCCUUUUGAGCCACUCACAGUUACUAACUUAGCAGCUGUAUUCUGCAGUAACUGCAAUUUCUGAGCAGUCUCCAAAGGUAGCCCCAGAUGCAAUAGCCCCCAGUAGUCAAUCCUUGUUUCCAGAUAACUGUGGCCAGGCUAUCGCUUUCCAGAAGAAGCUGCAGCUGGCACACCAGCCUAAAUUAAUGUGAAAGACAUUCCUUCCCACAAAGGCUUAUCUGGUUCUCCAUUGACAAAGCUAUAUUUAGGAGUGUGCUCAAUCUAAGAAUUUGAUCCUUUAGAGCAGUGUUUCCCAACCUUUUCCCAACCAUGGCCCUCUUCUGACCUUGUGUUCUUCCUGUGGCCCACCCCACAUGGACGUAGCCAAGAGGGGGGCAAGGGGGCAGCUGUCUUCCCAUAAGUAAAAAUCAAUUAAAAUCCAUGCAGAGCCGGUACAACGCUGCCGACGGGCCCUACGCUCAUUGGUAACACCUGAUGGCCCUGAUCCACUAAGCGCUGAGGUGGAUUGCACCCUGCACCUUGCAGAGUCAGGCCAGGCUGCCACCGAACCCAGCACUGGCAGCAACAACAAGCAACUCUGGCUCGCCCAGCCCUACCCAUUGCCACCCCACCACCGCACUUAGCUGACCUGGGAGUUCUGGACUGCGGGCUCUACUGGUCAAAAUGGGAGCCUCAGCGAUUGCCCUCUCUUUCUGUUUGUUUUUUUUUUAAAUGAUAUUUAUUAAGAUUUCAAAAAGAAGAAUUACAUAAGUGAAGAAAAGGAGAAAAAACAAAAAAAAACAAAAAAAGACAAAAGUAAAAAUACAAGAAAAAUACAAAAUACAGAAAAAAAAGAAUAAGAAACACUUAAAAAAUACAUCAAUCUUUCCAUGCCUUACAUUCAUUUCCUUGCUUCCCUGACCUCCUCAUACCUCCCUUUUUUGUAUUCCAAUUCAGUUAGUUAAUUCAGCAAUUUCUUUCCCUCUUUAUUUUCUCUUAAUCCUUUAACUUAAUAUACUAUGACUUUGGAUUUUCACCUGUUAACAGUCCAUUUUUUCAUACACCUUUAUAGCAUUGCUGCUUAAACCACUUAACUUCAUUCUAACAUCAUUCUAACAUUCAUUGAUUUUACAAUAUUUCUGUAGAUAGUCUUUAAAUUUCUUCCAGUCUUCUUCCACCGACUCUUCUCCCUGGUCUCGGAUUCUGCCAGUCAUUUCUGCCAAUUCCAUGUAGUCCAUCACCUUCAUCUGCCAUUCUUCCAGAGUGGGUAGGUCUUGUGUCUUCCAAUACUUUGCAAUAAGUAUUCUUGCUGCUGUUGUGGCAUACAUAAAGAAAGUUCUGUCCUUCUUUGGCACCACUUGGCCGACCAUGCCCAGGAGAAAGGCCUCUGGUUUCUUCAGAAAGGUAUAUUUAAAUACCCUUUUCAUUUCAUUAUAAAUCAUCUCCCAGAAAGCCUUAAUCCUUGGGCACGUCCACCAAAGGUGAAAGAAUGUACCUUCAGUUUCUUUACAUUUCCAACAUUUAUUAUCGGGCAAAUGAUAGAUUUUUGCAAGCUUGACUGGUGUCAUGUACCACCUGUAUAUCAUUUUCAUAAUAUUCUCUCUUAAGGCAUUACAUGACGUAAACUUCAUACCAGUGGUCCAUAACUGUUCCCAGUCAGCCAUCAUUAUGUUAUGUCCAACAUCUUGUGCCCAUUUAAUCAUAGCUGAUUUCACCGUUUCAUCCUGUGUAUUCCAUUUCAGCAGCAAGUUAUACAUCUUUGACACAAUCUUAGUUUUGGGUUCUAGCAGUUCUGUUUCUAAUUUUGAUUUUUCCACCUGGAAGCCAAUUUUCUUGUCCAAAUUAUAUGCCUCCAUUAUCUGAUAAUAAUGAAGCCAGUCUCGCACUUUGUUUUUUAAUUUCUCAAAACUCUGCAGUUUCAGUCUAUCUCCAUCUUGUUCUAAAAUUUCCCAAUAUUUCGGCCAUUUGACCUCCAUAUUGAGCUUUUUCUGAGCUUUCGCUUCCAUCGGUGACAGCCACCUUGGGGUUUUGUUUUCCAAUAGAUCCUUAUAUCUUAUCCAAACAUUGAACAAUGCUUUCCUGACAAUAUGGUUUUUAAAUGCUUUAUGUGCUUUGACCUUAUCAUACCACAAAUAUGCAUGCCAUCCAAAUACAUUGUUAAAACCUUCUAAAUCCAAAAUGUCUGUGUUUUCAAGAAGCAGCCAUUCUUUCAACCAGCAAAAAGCUGCUGAUUCAUAAUAAAGUUUAAGGUCUGGCAGGGCAAAUGCACCUCUUUCCUUUGCAUCUGUUAGUAUUUUAAAUUUUAUUCUAGGCUUCUUGCCCUCUCUUUCUGGAAACAAACCAGGACUGCUCCAAGAAAACACACGUGGCAAAAAGGAACGUUAGGCCCUGCUGGGCUGCUUCCUUACCAGCUUGUGAAACGCUACUUUAGAAGGAGUGCAACCUUAUGCAUAACAGAUUUAACAGAUGUGCCACCUACCCACAGAAUCUCAGACCUUCUGGGACUGAUUUUCAGUCCAUUGGCUUUCAUUCAGCUCAUUACCAAUUUGUAAGUCAGACUUCCUAUUUAGCAGAACUAAACCUGCUUAUGUAAAUACUUACAUUUGUGUCAUUCCAUGUCUUUCCAUGCAGGCAUCAUUUUAGUGUCAGUGAUUUCUAUAUAUGUUUCAUUGCCAGGCCCUGCGAAUGAAAUUCCCAGUAUCAAGGCUUCCUCUCUAUUUCACCAUUGAGGAUGAGGGUCGCUCUGUAAAUCUGACAUCUCCUUAUUUUAUCACAAUCAUAGAAGUCAACAACAGAACCAACUGGAAAGUUUCAGGUAGGGAGCGGAAGAAUCUUGGGAUUCAUCAUUAUCUUUCGUAUCGGAGAGGUUCUGUUGGAAAUACUUGUUGUCAAUAUAUUUUCAGGCUCUCUUUCUUGCCCUAUAGUAGGUGUGAGGAACCUUUGGUCCCCUGUAUGUUGCUGAAUUCCCAUCAUCCCUAUCCAUUGGCCAUGCCUGCUGGGGCUGUUGCAAGUUCUAGUUCAGGGAAGACUUGAUGUGGAAAGAUUUGAAUCUAGUCCAAUUCUUUCUGCAUGCAAAACCUAUUACACCCACAGACCCUUAAGGCCUGAAACAAGCAUAACACAACCCAUUGGUUUACCAUGGGUACACCCCUCCCCCUAGCUGUUCUUCCUCCUCUAGUUCUCCUGCUAGCUUUUUCCAUGACUAAUAGUUAUGGUGGCACUUCGGCUAUAACAAAGAGGAGUUCAGGUUAACCAACAUUUCAUAUUAAUGUUUGCCCACACCCCUCCUUUUUCACCCACUCGUGAUAAUUACCAGUAAUCACUGUUAGUGCUUUUUUCUGGGGGGAUGCAGGGGUACGCAUAACCCUAAACAUUUUGUGAAUCUAAGUUUGGCCUCAUUGAGGGGCAGUAUUUCAAUAUGAGUAGAAAAAUGAGAGUACCCCUAAACGUUUUUUAGAAAAAAAGCACUGCUAUUUGUUAACCUCUGGAAAACUGCUGUAGAAGACCCUGUGCAGCUCUAAUACAUCAUGCUGUGCCUCUGAUACCUUUCUUACUUUUACAUUUCAUGAGAAAUAGAUCUGUCUAUUCAUCUGUAUUCAGGCCCUACUGAAAUGUAAAAAAGAAGGAAGAAACUCAAACCUACCACUCUGCGACUGUUUUAACUGUUUUUUCAGGUACCAAUCAAACAUCAAGUAUGUUAAAAAUGAAAAAAUAUUUGGAGCACAGACUCAAAACUGAACUAUAUAAUCCAGAUGGCCUAUCUAUAACGAUAACUGUAAGUGCCAGAGAAAAUACAUACAGUGCUACCUCAGGUUACAAACACCUUGGGUUACAAACACUUCGGGUUACAGACUCCACUAACCUGGAAGUAGUACCUUGGGUUAAGAAUUUUACCUGAGGAUGAGAACAGAAAUUGCACGCUGGCGGCGCAGCGACAGUGGGAGGCCCCAUUAGCUAAAGUGGUACCUCAGGUUGAGAACGGUUUCAGGUUAAGAACAGACCUCCAGAAUGAAUUAAGUUCAUAACCAGAGGUACCACUGUACUUUGAACGAAAAGACCAAACCUUAAACCCAAACUCUUCUUACCUUAAAAUCUUUGUACCAGGGUGGUCUAACUUUUCAAACAAAGUGGGUCACAAGAGUACUCAAAACCUUUCAAGGUGCCCCAACAUUCCUGCAUUAUCCCAGAAUUUGAACAAGCCAUCCCAGCUUCUGAUUUGGUCCUAGAAUGUCCCAUUUACCCCCUCCAGUGCCACUGCUGACCCUGGGGAGGAGGAUGCUGCACUUUCGCACAAGUCAGCAUGGCACCAAAAGACAUACGUCCUGAUUUUCAUCAGAGGAAUGUUGGUGCCAUGCUGACUUGUCGGUGUACUUUGACACGGAACCUGCGGGUCACACAAAGCCUUGUCAUGUGGGCAGGUGGUGUGGUGUGGUGGAAAAAGGCCUAAAAUUGAUGCACGCCCCACCCCCCUGUGCUGCCUUCCCAAAGCUGGGUAAUAAAGGCAUCAGGCCUUGGGAAGGAGACAGGAGGGCUCUAGGAUCCUGUCAGCCCUCACAGCUCCUUCCCAGCACCUACCCAACUUAGAGAAGGCAGCACAAGGGUUGGGGAGGGGGCAUCAGAUGUUACUGAGGUGUGGGGAAAAAAAGCCUUGAGGUCCACAUGCAGCCCUUGGACCACAUGUUGGGCCACCGUACAAUAUACAUUUGACAUUGUGGUGCUGUGGUCUAGUUAUCUCCCGCUUGGACUACUGCAAUGCGCUCUACGUGGGGCUACCUUUGAAGGUGACCUGGAAACUACAACUAAUCCAGAAUGCGGCAGCUAGAUUGGUGACUGGGGCAGCCGCCGAGACCACAUAACACCAGUCUUGAAAGACCUACAUUAGCUCCCAGUACGUUUCCGAGCACAAUUCAAAGCGAUGGUGUUGACCUUUAAAGCCCUAAACAGCCUCAGCCCAGUAUACCUGAAGGAGCGUCUCCACUCCCAUCGUUCUGCCCGGACACUGAGAUCCAGCGCCGAGGGCCUUCUGGCGGUUCCCUCAUUGCGAGAAGCAAAGCUACAGGGAACCAGGCAACGGGCCUUCUUGGUAGUGGCGCCCGCCCUGUGGAAAUCCCUCCCAUUAGAUGUCAAAGCGAUAAACAACUACCUGACAUUCAGAAGACAUCUUAAGGCAGCCCUGUUCAGGGAAGUUUUUAAUGUGUGAUUUUACGGUAUUUUUGGUUUCUGUGGAAGCCGCCCAGAAUGGCUGUGGUCUAAACCACUGAGACUAAGGUCAGCGGUUUGAAUCCCCGCAACGGGGUGAGCUCCCGUUGUUCGGUACCUGCUCCUGCCAACCUAGCAGUUCGAAAGCACAUCAAAGUGCAAGUAGAUAAAUAGGUACCACUCUGGCAGGAAGGUAAACGGCAUUUCCGUGCACUGCUCUGGUUUGCCAGAAGUGGCUUAGUCAUGCUGGCCAUAUGACCCGGAAGCUGUCUGUGGACAAACGCCGGCUCCCUCAGCCUAUAGAGCGAGAUGAACGCCGCAACCCCAGAGUCGUCUGCGACUGGACCUAAUGGUCAGGGGUACCUUUACCUUUUUAAUUUGCAUAUUAAUUCAAAAUAUCAGAAAUUUUCUGUUCCAAGGAUAUAACACAGUUGCUAGCAACACUGAUUUUUAGGCUGUAGUUAUACAAACAAUUGAAUGCAUGUAAGAUGCUUUUCUCAAUAAGCAGCUCCUGUCUGUUCUACGUGGUACUGCACAUUAUUUCUGUGAAACAUUUCAAGUGAACAUGAACACUUUAUAUUUCGGUUAUAGUUUAUGACAUUUAAGAGAAUCGAAUUUUUUAAAAAUGGAGCAGCAAUAUUGAGGCAAUAUUGCACCAUGUGCCACAUUGCAGUUCAGCCAGCCAUAUCUAUAUUUCUGUUCAGGUCAUACAAAACACUUAUUUUCUUUCAGCAACCAGAUCACAUUAAUAGCCAAGGAUUACAGUUUUAAUUUAAAAAAUGAAAACAAAUGUUACUGCAUAUUAGUAACAACUCUCCCCCCCCCUUUCCAACAGGGAUCUGAGCUUUUCCAUUUCAGGGUAUCAACUAUUCCUGGAGUCUCCUUUUGUAACUUAUUUGACGAAUUUCAGGUAUUGUCAUUAGCUCUUUUUUAAAAACAACACACAAAUUACACCAUACUAUAGAAUGAAUUAACAAACAUAAAAUAGGAUACAAGAUUAUACAAAAUGUUUCCACAUAUUUAGCCCUUACUUCAGCACAUUCCCAGAGAACAGCAGGAAUUAGCGGGUGCAAUGGGACUGGACUGGAGAAGGACACUUUAGGGAAACACACAGAAGUGGAAGCUAAAGCAGACUGGAGCUCUCAUAUAUAUAUAUACAGGGUGUGUUUUUUAAAAGAGGCCCUGUGGAACAUGUGUACUCUGUAUCCACAGGACCUCUUUUAAAGGACUCACCCUGUAUAUAUGAAUGACUUUCUGGAUGCCAAGGCCCAGAACUGAGGCAAGUACUCUUUAGUGACAGAAGCCCAGCAGAUAUUUAAAUAGCACAACUGUGACUUCAGUCAUUGACUAAGAACACUGCAAGGCAGGAGUAGCCUCUUAGCUCACAAAGGCUUUGAAUGGUGCCUGAAGAUUUUGCUUUGUCACUUCUGUUGUACAAGCGCUAGAAACUUAAUUGUGUGUGGGGUUUUUUUAAUUAAAGUUCAGAGUUUGGGCCAUGUGCUGGCUCUGGCACAGCAAUAUGCCCCCUGCCCUCUUGGCAGGCCUGCCAGUGCCAAACAUAUGACCAUGGAAAGGCUGCCAUCUCAAACAAGAGCUGAUAGAGUCACUUGGAUAAUUUGGGCCAGGUUAACUUUCUGCUCCAGCCUUUCCAAUUUAAUGCCUUCCAGGUGAUUUUGGACUGCAAAGGGCUAAUGGGGAUGGGAGUCCCAAAUGUCUGGGAAGACUAGUCUGCUCUGGCUGGCAGCACCUCUCCAAUAUUUCAGGGAGAGUUCCUUCCUAGCCAUGCUACCCCAAACCUUUCUGAAGUAGAAAUAGUAGUAGGAACUGAACCUUUGGCCUUUUGUAAGCAAAACGUGCUUUACCACUGAACUGUGAGCCUUCCCUCAUAGAACUGAUUGUCUGAGAAUACAAGGAAAAACCUAUGCUUAACAUAGAGAGCCAUACUUUCUUAGCCCAUACUUUUCUGGGUAUUUUAUUUUACGAGGUACAAUAAUAAUACAGUAUCUUGCAACAAACCGCAUGCAAUGCUUACCAAAUUGAUUUCCCUAUAAACUCAGAUGACUGCUUCUCUUCCCCCACCACUUAGAUUUGCAUAUGCCAGCUUUCGCUAUCACUUAGACCAGUUUCACUUUCUUGUUGUCAACAGGGUGAGCAAUAGUCAAUUUAAAGGGAAGUGACUGUUGGAAUUACAAUAUUUUCUGUUGCAGAUUUAUGUUGACGAUUCUCCACUGGCAUUCCCAGGAAACUCUCUUAUCACUUCAAUGACGACUAUUUUAAUGGGAGGCAUUAUUUUUGUGGCAUUUAUUCUGUAUGUAUUUGAAAUUGAGAUAUGGAACUUCUUAAAAAGGAAACUAAGAAGAAAUAAAGUGGCAUCAAAACCCCCACCCAAGAGAGCUUCAGUAAAUUCUGGUGAUUCUGCAGAAAGUUGA